This is a messenger RNA of Podarcis lilfordi (Lilford's wall lizard), 97432 nucleotides long. The record is from the annotation of a GenBank genome assembly. NCBI's taxonomy places the organism in Eukaryota, Metazoa, Chordata, Lepidosauria, Squamata, Lacertidae.
AGCGGCGGCGGCGGCGGCACCAGGAGUCCAGCGGAGCGCCUGAGGGCGGAGCCGAGCGCAGCUCCGGGGCGGGCACGGCGCGCCGAGGAGCCCGGCUAUAAUUCCACCUGCAGCCAUUUGCGUCGCGGCUUCGGCGGCUAGGCGACAGCGCGGAGCCCCGGCGACACCGGCUGCCACCACCGCCGCGCCUCUCCGCCUUUCUUUCCCUGACCAAAAGGAGUGGCGGCGCCCAAUGAACGGCAACGCCGGCGGCGAAGGCGGGAUGAUGAUGGAGGAGGAGGAGGGUAAAGAAGCAAACUGGCCCCGAGGCUUUAUUUCUCGUAAUGUGGAGGUUCAAAACCCUCCUUUCUGAGGGAUACAGCAGGAGCGAAGUCGUGCGCUCCCGCCGCCCUUUCGCGCGCGCGCUGGGGUCGCGUUUGUGCGCUCCUGAGGCGGACGGUGCCUUUUGGCGGCAGGCAGAACUGCACCGGCCCAGGGACGCUUCUUUGUUCUGAGUGCUUUAUUGAGUAUUUGUGUGGUUGUGUGUGUGUGUGGCGCUUUUGGUGUGCGUGGUUGUGUGUGUGGCGCUUUUGGUGUUCCUUCUCCCCGCCAACCUGACUCUCCCGGCUGCGCCUCGCUGGGCAGCAGCAGCAUCCUCGGUGGCGCGCGAGCAAAGUUAAAUGGAGAGCUUGAGGUGAAACGGGGCAGACUUUUCCCAAGAACUCCUCCGGGGGGGGGGGACUGUGCGUGUGUGGGAGUCAGGCAUGCGGGGGGGGGGGAGGAGGAAGCCGGCAUCUCUCCCCAGCAGCAAGUGACUAAUGGUUCUCCUGCGCUUAUCAGUCGCCACCAUUAACUUCUGGCUUUGCAAGGGCGCUUGGGAGGGGAAACCCAAACACGCCGCCACCCACUUAGUAUAAACAAACGCACACCUUCAAAAGGGGGGGGGGGGAGAGAACCCAGCAACCCAAAACUUUGUCCACAUUCACUCAGUUUUUAGCAAGUGGGCGUGUCCUUUUUAAAUAAUGAGCAGCAGCAGCAAUAAUAAUAAUGAUGUAGUGCAAUAAAACGUAUUCCCAUUGCUAUGGGCACAAAAAUGAAGUUCUUAGCGAAACGCCCCAGAGGAGAUGGUUAAAAAAAAAAGUCCAGUGCUUUUAUCAGAAUGCAACUGGCAAUGAAGCCUGGCAGAUCCAAAGUUUUUGCAUUUUUAUUUUUAGAUUGAGGUAGGUAUCUGUGUUGGUCUGACGCAGUCGAAAUAAAAAUAAAAUAAAUAAAAUGAAAAAAUUGUCCAGUAGCACCUUAUAGACCAACUAAGUUUGUUGUGAUAUAAGCUUUUGUGUUCAUGCACACUUCUUCAGAUAUUUUUAUUUUUCUUAUUUUAUACAAUACGGUCGCAGCAAAGAGAAGACCGCAGCAUAAAGUUUAUGGCGUUAUUUUACACGGAACCUAUAUGGACUGCCAAUGUUUUAAGGCCAUGUAAAUAGUAACCACACUGGCAUCCUCAAGAGUUGAGCAGCGAUCCUAGUCACAAUCAACUUAAGUGUAAGCCCCUUUAAAAUUUUGUGGGGCUUGCUUGAGUUUAGCUGCCAGGUAGCUCCAUCCACUUCUUUUUUAUUAUUAUUUAAAUACAUUAAAAAAGUUUUAAAAGGGGGGGGAGGUGAGAAUAGGGUAUAGUAUAUUGCUAUAACAAUUGAUCACAUUUUUAACCUAUUGUAUUUUGCAAAAAUGAGUUCCAAAUUCCAUUAUACUUGUCCUGCAAUAAGCAUAUUUGUCCUUCUAUAAGCAACCUGCUUACAGGUAGCAAGUGUAAUCAGGUCUUUGAUCCACUGGAGAAAUGGAGAGCUCCAUGUAGUUUUUAUCAGCUUUGCCUGGCUGUGAGUAGGACUGGCCCAAAAGUUGACUUGUAGUGGAUGAUGAGGAUGAAACCUGUUUGAGGAAAUGUAUUAUAAGAGGUGAACAAACUUGCAGGUGUAGGCUGCAGUCUUACGUAGAGUUGGGUGUGCCCAAGCCAUCGGUUUCCAUGGACUUGGAGCACCUAAUUCAAUAUAACAUUGUAUUGCUCAUACUGCACACAUAGGAAGAUUAAGCUUUCAAAAGGUUAGAGAUAGUGAAAAACUGAGAAAUACAAGCGAGUUUUCCAGGUAUUUCCCCGAGUGUGCAGAGCUUUCUUUUAGCAGUGUGAACGUUUUCCUUUACUAACUUUAAUUUUGGUAAACAACUUUUCAAAAAUGUUGCUAAUGAAAGCCCUUAUUGCUAGUUUAGCAGCAUAAUGUAGCCACAUGCUUUAUUUCCCUGUCCUUCCUUUAAGGAACUUAUUCCGUGAUUCUUCUCUUUCUCCACGCAUCCGUGUUCCCAAUUCAGUAGCUUGCUCAGAGACAUAAUGAUAAAGCACAGGUCAUCCAGCGAGUUUCGUAAAAAUUCACACUCGGGUAUUUCAUAUGCAAACCAAAGGCCAAGGUUUACCCUAUGGUUUGAAGUGCAUGGUUUGUUUGGGAGCGCUGAACUUUGAAUCCAGUUCAGACAACCCACUGUCCUUCAAUGGCUUAGAUCAGCAUGAUACAGCAGAAUGACCAGGGAUGAGUAAAAGCAGCUGUGAUCUUGGUCAUGAAUUUAAAGCAUUCUUGCGCCACUGUAACAGUCAUGGCGUACCCCAGAGACCCCUCUGGGACCCCUCACAGAACUGCAAUUCCUAGCACCCUUAUCAAACAACAGUUCCCAGGAUUCUUUGUGGGAAGACAUGAUGAUUUACAUGUAUGGGGCGGGUGUGUUCCUCCUCUGUAAGUUUGUUCCUCCUGUAAGUUUGUUCUGAGCCAUGGUGUGGCUCAAUGUGCUUGUGCAAACCAGGCCACUAUGGCAGUAGCACUCCAGGGUUUCAGAUGACAAUCUUUCCUACCCUGCAUGGCGUUUCCAGGGACGCUCCAGGUGGCGCUCUGGGUUAAACCACAGAGCCUAGGACUUGCUGAUCAGAAGGUCGGCGGUUUGAAUCCCCGCGACGGGGUGAGCUCCCGUUGCUCGGUCCCUGCUCCUGCCAACCUAGCAGUCUGAAAGCAUGCCAGUGCAAGUAGAUAAAUAGGUACCGCUCUGGCAGGAAGGUAAACGGCGUUUCCGUGCGCUGCUCUGGUUCGCCAGAAGCAGCUUAGUCAUGCUGGCCUCAUGACCCGGAAAGCUGUACGCCGGCUCCCUUGGCCAGUAAAGCGAGAUGAGCGCCGCAACUCCAAAGUCGGCCACGACUGGACCUAAUGGUCAGGGGUCUCUUUACCUUUACCUUUAUGGCGUUUCCAGGGAUUGAACUGAAAGCAUGCGCCUUGUUUAGGGGUGCCAUAUUUCAGAAAGGGAAGAUCCAGACACAAAAGAUGUUGAGCUUUUGUUUGGCAAAGUUGUAGGUUGAGUUGGUUGGAUUUUUUUUGCAAAAUAUCUUUAAAAAAUGAAGUUUUCGCCAUAAUCUACACUUCAUGGGUUGCCAAGCAUCCGGAUUUUCCCGGUCAUUUUGGAGAUUUUCGCCCAGACACUUUUUGAUAGCUGUAUUCUUGCUAUGUCCGGGAAAUUCCGCACGUAUGGCAACCCUAGCCUCAUCAAUAUAGUCGUACCUUUGUUCUCGAAUGUAAUCCGUUCUGGAAGUCCGGUUGACUUCCGAAACAUUCAAAAACCAAGGCAUGGCUUCUGAUUGGCUGCAGGAGCUUCCUGCACUCAAGCGGAAGCCGUGUCAGACAUUUGGCUUCCGAAAAACAUUAGAAAACUGGAACACUUCAGCAUUCGGGAGCCAAAACGUAAGAGUACCACAGUGUUCAAGAACCAAGGUACUACUGUACUGUUGAGCUGUGACCCCUCCCUUGAAUAUUGCAUGUCCAGUUUCAUGGCACAUCUCUUGCGCAAGUGCUCCCUGUAGUUGCCAAGGUGCCAUCCUUUGUGUUUACAAAAUAAAUAACCCAUUUUGGGGGUUUGGGAUUUUUUUGUCCAUGGAUGAAAACUUAAUCUCUUUUACGUACAGCUUGAAAAGUUACUAUCUUGGCGUCUCUUACUGUACACUCAAGAGUCUUGUUUGAACACAAAUGACUUGAUGUAGUUAAAACAUCAGUUUAGCUUUGCUUUUAAUGUUUGUUAAACAUAUAACAAGUAAAUUAAAUCAUAUUAUUGCCUGGCACAGCAUGCCCCUUUAAUAUAUUACAGUUCUGUUUGCCAGUGAAGAAUGAAUUGGCCCAGAUAGAUCUAUUUAAUGUUCCUGCUGAUGUCAGCUUUCUUUGAUGGAAAAAUAUGAAUGCAAAGUAAUAAUCUUAUAAAAUUAAGUUCCGUUUAGUCCAUGCUGGUGUCCAAGGUACUUAUUCUGCUUCUUUCAACUGACUAGAUUUCGCCUAGAUAAAAAGCCAUAGGCGAGGAAACUAUCACUUUUCCAAUGUAUGGGAUUCCAUCACUUUCUGGCAAAUUAAGAUUGCACAAGUCACCAGGGAGUCUUGCAAAAAAAAAUAAAAAAUAAAAAUCCUUUCCCCAAAAAGAUCAGACUUUUUCUGAUGAGGAAUGUGAUGUGGAAAUGCACUGGGAAGGGUGAGAUAAAACUUGUCACCCUCUUUUUAGAUUCAGCAUCAUCUAACCUCCCGUCAAACAAACUGAGAUGAACGCUCAAUUAAACAGUGGGGGUGUGUGUGUGUCCCCACUGCUUGAAAAUACUGAGUUGAAUCCAAUUAAGUCUUACUAUGGACAGACCAAUAAAAUCAAUGGACUUAAGUUAAUCAUGCAGUCCUAACUGCUCCUGGAAGGAGUUAGGGUCCCGAGAGGUGGGUCCCUCUGCUGAUAGUGAACUCUUCUACACCUGCUGAGAAUGUGUGUGGUUGCAGUAACUAACACAAGGUUAUCAAAAUGGAGUGUUAAACGUCUUGUGGAGGAGCAGGCCAGUUAUUGAUUCAUUGGCUUAAAAACCUGCCAAUUUCUAGGUGAAAAAGCCCAAUCUGGCUCCCUCCGCUGUGCUAACUUCAAGCUGGUGCAGCAAAAAGAGAAUUAGAAGCAAACACAAAGGUAGCUCCACCCGGGCUCCUCAUUAGAUUGUACAUUAAAGGUAAAGAAACCCCUGACCAUUAGGUCCAGUCGUGGCCGACUCUGGGGUUGCGGUGCUCAUCUCGCUUUAUUGGCCGAGGGAGCCGGCGUACAGCUUCCGGGUCAUGUGGCCAGCAUGACUAAGCCACUUCUGGUGAACCAGAGCAGCGCACGGGAACGCCGUUUCCCUUCCCGCCAGAGCAGUACCUAUUUAUCUACUUGCACUUAGACGUGCUUUCGAACUCUAGGUUGACAGGAGAAGGGACUGAGCAACGGGAGCUCACCCCGUCGCGGGGUUUCGAACCGUCGACCUUCUGAUCAGCAAGUCCUAGGCUCUGUGGUUUAACCCACAGUGCCACCUGAUUGUACAGUACUGUAACUUAAAUUCGUUUAUUUGGAUCCUGAAGAUUUGCAAUUGGAGAAGGUUUGGUUUAAAACUAUGGGGAAAUGAUCAUGAUUUUAAGAGUGCUGUCUGAGACAGGCACACAGACUGAGCUGCUUAAAAUAAUUUAUAGCCAACAUGGCUUUUUUCUUUUCUUCUUUCUGUACAAAAACUAGACAUAUUGAUGACCAUCCCUCAGGCAGGCACACACAGUUUGGCACCAAUUGAACUGUUACUCCUCCCCCCCCCCAACAAGGAGUUAGUGAGUUAUUCCAUACCUUAGAUCUAAGCAGUGAUUCAAUCUAAAUGAACAAUGAAACUUGUGUACCCUGUAAUCCAGGGGUAGGCAAGGUUUAACUUGCCUGGGCCGGUUCAUUCCAGCGGAGAACCCUCUGUGGGCCGGAUCCUGCUCACGUGCCCACGAUUUCCGGCGUCUGUGCAGACACAAUUUCCAGUGUCUGCGUCUGCACAUAUGCAAUUUUCGGCCCCACGGAAGUGAGUCCCUGCACUGUUUAGCGCAGCGUGCGGGGACUUGCCAAGCAAGCGGCUUGGUUCGGGAGUGGCUCGGGGGGCGGUUAAACGACCCCCGUGGGCCGAUUGUGGCCCAUGGGCCUUAGGUUGCCUACCCCUGCUUGUAAUCCAUAUAUUAUAUCUAUUUUCUUAUAAUGUAUAUUAAAUCAGUUUCCUGUACUGGAGCAUUCUUCCCAGCUGUUUUAGUGGUAGGACUACUUAAAUAAUCUAACCACGAUGAUCAUAUAUGACUCAAAUAGCUAUGGACCCAAUGACAUUGAUGACUGAUUUAUUCGGCACAUCAAACUGAAAAGGUAGAAAAUAACUUAAAACUGUGCUUCCGUGAGACCUAAGAAAGCACUUAAACUUCAUAAAAGGUUGACAGGCAGAGUAAUUCUGUGCAGGGUUAUUUGGAAGCAAACUUAACUUGCAUUCGAUGGGGCUCACUCCCGAAUAAGUUUAUUUGGAUAGGUUUGCAGUCCAAACUAUGUACUGGAAGAUGUGGCUGCUGUGUGUUGAACACGGGCAAAGUGUGCACUGCCAGAAGAGUUAGGCUAUAUAGUUUGUAAUGGAAAGUGUUGAAUUUUAGGUUGGGUUGAGUUGAAAUCAUUAAAAAAUAAAUAAAUCCUUUAUUGGUUUUAAAAACAAUUACAAAACAAACAAUACGCAACCAUCAACAAAAGGCAAGCCAAGGUCAACACUCAUUACAAAAGAAAAGAAAAGAUUGAAUUCACAUGUCACGAAUGCCAACCUCCCCCCCCCCCCCCCGUUGUGAUUCCUAAUUUACAUUACAACUGCACACUUAACUUUAUCUCUCCUAGGUUAUUCAGUUGUGUUAAUUUUGUAAUGUUCUCUUAUUUCAUGCAGAAAUCAAUCCAGGCCUACCAAAGAAUUUAGAUUAUUACAAUGUUCUUUUAAGCGUUCUCUGUAAAUAUUCCACUCUCUAUUAAGUAUUUGAUCUGUGUGGUCUCAAAACCUUGCUGUCAAUCUUGCUGUCUCUGCAUAUUCUAACAUUUUAUUCUUCCAGUCUAGUUUUGAGGAAGUAGACUCUCCUUUCCAUACCUUAGCAAUUAAAUCAAGUCUUUAUGUAGCCUUAUGAGGCUUUGCCCUCGGGUGGGAAAAAUAUUGUGUCUGGGAAAGGGAAGUGGGAGUCAACAGACACUCAAGGAAUAGUUUCGGAGAAAAAGGUUUUAUUUCUACCAUCCAUGAACUGGUAGAAGGAGCAAGUGUGAUAAGUCACAAAAAGCAUGCACGAGUUCACAAUCAUGUGCACAGAGUUUAUAUACCCAUUCCAGUUCCCUCCUCCUCUCUCCUCCUUCCAGAGUCCUGCCCCAUGAGUUCCUCUGAGCAUGAACAGAAAGCUGUCUUGGGACUAUUUUGGACUCUUGGCGCCCUUGCCAGGAAAGGGGUUUCAGAGUGUUCAGAUAUGUUUCAAUCUCUUGUUCUGGCAUGGUUCCCAGACAGAAAGCAAGUUGCAAUGUGGUUCUUUAGCAAGGCCAGAAGGCAUGAGAAAGGCCUGAGAAACAAUGGACUGUUCUCUACCUUUGUUACAGCAGAGCGGAAUGUUUCUGAUGCUUAGCUGCUGAGAAAAUGAUUUUGAGAAGCUUUGAGCCUGCUUUGGUGGGGGGUGACUUCGGGCCUAGGUGAGGUCACCUGUCCUCACCUUCCUUCAUUUAUAGUUGAAGGCUCUCCUUGCUUUCCUGCAAUGGUGAUGGGAUAGCAAAGACUACCCUCCAUUUUUUGGAGGUGUUAAGAAACAUGCUGCAUAGGGCAAAAGGAAAUUUGAACACUACUGGCAUUGUGAUUACUAGUAUUUUACCAAGUAGACCCUUGCUCCAUCGUGAAGGUUCUCAUUGGCUUAUGGCUAGCUAGCCUCUCUUUCAGUCUAGCCUACCUCUCAGGGCUGUUGGGAGGAUAAGUAGAGGAAAACUAUCAACCCUGCUCCAGACGAGUGAGAUAAAAAUGUAAGAUUUUUAAUGAUUCUUACCUUUGUAUAGUACACUAUGCAUCAGAGCCAGCGGUUUCUAUACUUGCCCACGCAUCUCUCCAUUGUCCCAACAGCGAGCAAGAUCAGUUUAUCACAGAGACUCAUUCCGGCCAAGCAAACGCUUUUGAGGUGGGUGCAAAAAAAAGGUCAGCUAGGGGGAAUCCUUGGGGCCAGUUGCGUUUGACUCUUUGGUAUGCCAGCCUUGCCCUAUCCUGUGCCAGCCCCCAAUUAAAAGAAUAAGACACUUGUAAUACCGCUUUUUCUCUUUGCAGAGUUUCCAGCAGGGCAAAGCAUUUUUCUUUGGGUUAACUUAAGUUGCAUCGGGUAACAGCUUCUGUUCAGAAAGUUACUGUUUUUGGAAACUCAGUGCUGCAAGAUAUCCAGGCCCUGUGCUUACUCAAGCAGUGCCCAUAUUUAAUUUCAGUACAAAUGCUUGAAUGCCCAGUGACUCUGACAAGGGGCCUUUUGUCACAGAAAGCUCACGCUUGCCCUGAAGUGUGAUCUCCAAGUAUGGGUCAGUCUGUAAAAGUGACCUUUUCUAUAUAAGCUAAAUAUAGAUGCAGACAUAACAGGGACAUAGUCUGUGUCUUCUUGGAAAGAAGUGUAAUUUGGAAAGAGAUUUAUUGUUCCUAAAAGGGCAAAUUAAUGGGCAUAACCCUCCAGAGAGGUUUAAAAAACAAACACCCAUCCCACAAAUGUUGUUCUUAUCCCUAACAACAACAACAGCAACAACAACAAUAAUAAUAAUAGUUGUUAUUAUUUUAUUUAUAUCCCAUCUGACUGCGUUGCCCUAGCCACUAUGGGUGAGUUCCAGCGUAGUAUAAAAACACAACUAGACAUCAAAAACUUCCUGAUACUGGGUUGCCUUUAGAUGUCUUCAAAAGGUUGUGUAAUUGUUUAUCUCUUUGACAUCUGAUAGGAGGGUGUUACACAGGGCAGGUGCCACCACCAAGAAGGCCCUCUGCCUGGUUUCUUAUAGCUUCACUUCUCGCAGUGAGGGAUAAGUCAUUGAAGGAACUUACUGGAUUUUACUGUGGGUUUAUCUUCGGACUAGAUCAGCUGUACAGGUGCAUUAAAUUUGCCACGUAAUCGCUUCCGUCGACUAAUGAUGGAGAGGUGAGCAUAGUAAAAAAAAUAUAUAGUAAAAUAAAACAGAACGCUUUAAAACACACAUACAAAAGAGAACUUUACAUAAUGAACAGAAGCAGCACAACACCAGUACCAGAAUGAGUAGAAGCAUUUGAUGGCCUGGGAAAAGAAAUAUGGCGAAGUACGUGCCAAAGGAGAUCAUUUUACCAGUGGGCCACCACUGGUAUGAUCUGCCACCUCGCUUCAGAUGUUGGGGGGCAUCUGGAGGUGGACCUCAAAAAAGAUCUUAACAGACAGGCAGGCUGACAUGAAGGCAAAUUAUCCUUCAACAUAACUGGCCCCAAGGCAUAUAGGGCAAAGCUUUAAAAAGCAGCACUCAAUGUUUAUUUCUAGUUAGCAGGCCGCACCAGCAGCUUGAACUAGCUUCAAUUUCCAGGAAGUCUUAAAACAGGCCCCACUUGCUGUGAGGUUCACCCAUGGCAAGAGUGGACGGCUUCCCUCCAUCAAAUAGUUGCUACCAUGAACAAAUCCUUGAGUGCUGCAACCAGUUUGAGCCGUGGACUUUACCAUACGUUUAUGUGUCUUUGUUACAGAGAACCCAGAAUCAAGGAUAUUAGGUGGCAUUUCCAGAAACGAGAAAUGUGUGCAGGGAGUCAUGGUUCUAGCCACAGGGCUACAGAACUGUGAUCUGCUGAACUGAACCUUGCUAAAUCUCUUGCUUUUUUAAUGCACGUCAAGACCACAGAACAGGGUUGUUGUGUCCAGUGCUAGCCAUAUGCAAGAAUUAGGCCCAUUGAAACGAAUGGACUAACUUGCAUUCGUUAAUUUGAGUGGGUCUUUUCUGAGCAGAGCUUCAUUGCCAACAAGCGUGAGUUUGUCAUGGCUUCACUAUACAUGGGUCUUACCUAAGGUAUACUUAGGCAUACUUCUUAUACCCAGGAAGUAUAGCUAAUGGUGUCCAUCUGUCAUACCUUGGAUCCCAAACGCCUUGGUACUCGGACGUUUUGGCUCCCAAACGCCGCAAACCCGGAAAUGGCUGUUCCGGUUUGCGAACGUUCUUUGGAACUCGAAUGUCCAACGGAGCUUCCGCAGCUUCUGAUUGGCUGUGGGAGCUUCCCGCAGCCAAUCAGAAGUUGCGCUUUGGUUUCCGAACGUUUUGGAAGUCGAAAGGACUUCCGUAACGGAUUCUGUUCGACUUCCAAGGUAUGACUGUACCAGCUGAACAGUGGACAAAGAAAUGUGUGUGGGGGGGGGAUCAAGAAUGUGUAUGAUGGGGGAAAUCCUCCAUUUUACAUUUUUCUAGUAAAUGUUAGCGAGAUGGUAUUAAGGAAAACUUACGACGAAUGACAAAUUAACAUCCUAUACUUCAUUAAACUAUCUUGUCAAUUAAGCUUCCGAAAUUGCUAUCACAUUAAUGCAUUGGGAUCGUUGUUGCACAUUAACUCAAUUUUUCAUGCUUAUUAGACAAGCUGUAUUUUAUGUGCCAGAUUUUUCUCUCUCUUCUGCUUUAAGUAAUUCAAGCUAAUUCCCCCCCCCCCCCGUGUGUGUGUGUGUGUGUGUGUGUGUGUGUGUGUAGGAUUUGUGUCUUGGUAAAAGUCAGUGGUUAUGUGUGGAACACCAAGCACUAAAGUAUGGAAAACUACAGCAGUUCAUUUUAAAGUAAUCCAAAACAGGAAUCGGCAGCAAAUGGCUUCCAGGCCUCUCCUGAAGAAAAGCUUUAUGCCUGAAUGAUUAAUUAUCCUGUGGGUGCCAGCCAGAUAACAGCACCCUGGCUGUUGCUGGGAAAGAGAUAUGGGUCUUGGUAUAAAGCAACUUCCUGUGAUAUAUUUGGCCAUUAAAAUGUCAGAAGAAGUCACGGUUCAGUUUUUAAUUUUUCAAAUUAUAUCUUAAAUAACUGAGAAUAUUAAAACAACUAGAGUGGCUCAUUCCCUGUUUUGCUUAUGAUUUCUGCUCGCCUCUGGCAGUUUCCCUUGUAUUAUGUCCCCCACUUUUCUGCUUCCAGGGAACUCUUCCCAUAUUGGUUUGUCUGCCAAAGAAUCUCAGUGCAUCUGCCACAAAAUUCUUGCCCGUUAGAAAAGUCCUGAGGAAUGUUUUAGGUUGCAUGCUUGAGUAGCCCAAAUAUUGCAAGAUGCAAGCAACCAGGCCAGGAUUCUUAGGCCACAUCGCAGCCCAGUGUGAACUCAGAAUGCAUUGAAUGCAGCAAAACCUCUCUCCAAUGCUAAACACUGCAGGGCAAGAUCAGGGGUGGCAGGCAGCUUUGAGGGAGAAGCACUGCCAUUACAGUGGUACCUUGGUUCUCAAACUUAAUCCGUUCCGGAAGUCCGUUCCAAAACCAAAGCAUUCCAAAACCAAGGUGCGCUUUCCCAUAGAAAGUAAUGCAAAACGGAUUAAUCCAUUCCAGACUUUUAAAAACAAUUCCUAAAACAGCAAUUUAACAUGAAUUUUACUUUCUAACGGGAUCAUUGAUCCUUAAAAUGAAAGCAAUAAACAAUGUACUGCAGUCAAUCAAUCAGUAGCUGACCUGGGUUUCAAACAGUCACAAAAAAGAGCCACAGAAACGCAAAAUAAAUAGCAAAAACAGACAGUCCUCAGCGUAACGCUCAAAACAAAAGUGUGGCACUCAGAUUGGAAGUGUAACACUCAAAACGGAGCACGUUUGGCUUCUGAAAAAAGUUUGCAAACCGGAACACUUAACUUCCGGGUUUGCAGUGUUUGGGUCCCAAGUUGUUUGAGUACCAAGGCGUUUGAGAACCAAGGUACCACUGUAUUUAAUUUCUUAUUGAAGAACUCCCGCGAAAUUUCCAGAGCUCCAGAAGCUCAGUUUGAAAAAUUGACUCCCCAAAGGGGUGAUACCAAAAUUUAUUUUUUCACUUGUGCAUAUUUUUUUGCAUGUUGCACUGUGUGCUUCUUCAAGCACUGACCUGUUGCAUAAUCUGCUUGUGCAAGCAAUGAUGUCACAUAAGUCUGAAGUUUGUAGAUUGAGGUCGGGGAAACAUGCCACAGGGAUUGAUAAACGCAGGUUCUUGGAACACAGUAUUAUGGCUUCUUACUAUAUUAUGGCUGCUUAUGAUGUUAAUGAAGUUAAAAUGGAUUUAUUUGAAAGGUAACCAGGAGCUUACAUUUGUAGCUGCUGCUGUUCGUUAGGACUGACUUGUUUUGACGUGCGUUAUCUGAAUUGUGUAGGCUUGUAAACUCUUCAGUGGAAAUGCGCUAUAUAAAUAUUUUAAAUAAAUAAAAAAAGAUGAUUUGCACACAUCUGAAUAGGAUCUAACAUUUACUGGGGAGUAUACCCCAUUGAACAGAGUUGGACUUCCUUCAGAGUAAACAUGCAUAGAAUUGUGCUAAAACGCUGCAGUUCCAUGUAUACUUUUAUGGGGGGGCGGUAGUCUCUGAAAUUUUAGUUAGUUACUUCUGAGUAAAAAUGUUUAGUAUUGCAUUGCAUGUUUUGGAAGUCUCUAAAAUCCCGUUGCAGCAGCUAAACAAAGCAAUUGUUUUAAACAUUUUUUUAGCUGCUCUUGCAUCAUAAUUUGUGAGUUCUCUAGCAUCGAGAGUUUGCAAUUUUACUGAAAUUCCAUUAUACAGUGGAUACAUGAGGAUUACCUAGUAUUUAUUCUUAGGACUUUUAUCACGUGUUAUGUAAGAGGCGAAACAACCUCUCCUGUUGCUUGUAAUUUUAGACAUUCUUGUUUUUUAAAUGUGUGCACUUCCGCACUGCAGUUUGUUGUGGUAUCGCUGCUGAUCGUGCACGUUUUAGUUUUGCACAGCAGCCACAUAACACUCUUAACCAAAAUUCCUUCCCAGAUUAUCCCAUUUUAAUCUGAUUUACAACCACCACUACCCUAUAACCCUAUACUGGUAAUGUGGACUAAGUUGGGUUUGUAUCUAAAAAUGCAUGCCAGGGUAAACCUAGCCAUGGUUUCCUGGGACCGUGAUGCUGCUGGAGUGGCCCCACUCCCACCAGAGCAAAGUGGGGCUGCACUGAGCCGCCUGCCCACCCACGUAGGAGGGAGCCCACCUUGCUGAUGUGGCCCUUGGCAGCUGGAGAGGAGCACUGGGCUGGGCCAGGCUGGGGUCGCCUAUGUGGAGGUACCUGGUUCAUGCCCCCACAAAAAUUGUCUGCCUGGAGCCCUGGCCCUCCCUGCCACCCCAGACACUACGCCCCUGGCAUUCAGACACAUUUAGAUGGGGCAUGUCAACCUGGGAAGGUGGUCUAUCUGGGAGAAGAAAAACUCUGAUCCUAAGCCUCUGUGGCCUUGUAGGAAUAUCUUUGGGAGAAGGGUCCCUAAAAUGGUUGAAUGGCGCCCUGUGCGCCUCCUUCCGGUAGCUCCUGCAGCCAGCUGAUGCCAAACAUCUUUCUCUGCUUACUUUUGGACCACACAGGCAAGGCUGGGUCUUGACAUCUGGGCUAGGACCCUGCUCAGACUUAUGCCCCAGGGAGGUCCCUUCUGUGCUGCUAACACAGUACCGUAUUUUUUGCUCUAUAAGACUCACUUUUUCCCUCCUAAAAAGUAAGGGGAAAUGUGUGUGCGUCUUAUGGAGCGAAUGCAGGCUGCGCAGCUAUCCCAGAAGCCAGAACAGCAAGAGGGAUUGCUGCUUUCACUGCACAGCGAUCCCUCUUGCUGUUCUUACUUUUGAGAUUCAGAAUAUUUUUUUUCUUGUUUUCCUCCUCCAAAAACUAGGUGCGUCUUGUGGUCUGGUGCGUCUUAUAGAGUGAAAAAUACGGUAGUUUGACUUUACCCCUGGAGGCACACUCCAUUGCCUCUCGAGACAGACAGAUGUCAACAACAAUUCAGACACAUAAUUUCUCACCAGUAAAACAAUGUAGUCUGGAAAAAGAAGUAUUUCAUCUGCUAUUUCUGUGCAAAUGGAGUCUUAACUUUUCUGCAUUGCAAAUUUCUGACCACGUUAGAAAACUUCAGAGCGCUGCAUGCUGGGAGCUACACUGCUGUCGACAAAACUUUCUUUUUUGUAGCUUGACAAAUACACAAAAUAGAUUUACUGUGGAGAAAUGUAUUUGUUUCAUCUUGAGACUGACCAUUAUUUUAAUAGUGUGAAUUCACAGAGUGGCGACUAUACGAAAUCAGCAUGAGAAGUAAAUUCCCUGCCAUUCAUAAAUAAUGAUAUAAGCUUUUGAACACAAUGCACGGUACGAUGGCAACAAACCAAUAUUCCUUGUAGGCCAUUCAGCUUAAAAUCAUUGUGGUUCGUCUUUAAAAUUUAAUUGGUACAACAGGAGAUCUAUUCUGAAGCGCUGUCUGUUUCUCUUGGCAGUUACCAUGAAUAAGUAAUGAAGGAUAGUGAUAUUUUAAGAGAUGUUGAUGCUCUAAAUAUGCAUAGUUCUAAUACCACUGCAUUCAAUUAUUUACUUACUAUAUUUUUACCCCUCUUUGCAGACAAUUGCUGUUUCUCAAAGCAGCUCGUAUCAAUAGAGAGAGAGACAAAGAGAGAGAAUUCUGCCACCAGGCUUACAAACUAAAAAAAAAAAGACAAGACGCACAAGGAAAGGGGAGUAACAGGUAGCGGUGGGAAACCAGCUCUUUAAAGCCAGAACAAAGUGUUGAGCUAAAAGCACUUAUGCCCAGUUUGAGCCAGCCUGAUUUUCCUUGAUUGGUAGUCUGUCAACUGGUGCCAUUGUCUCUUCAGCAGAGAGCCAUUUCCCCUUGCUUCUGCCAGCCGCAGGGUCCCCUGGAAGCUAGUGUCCUUUCAGGCAGGGAGGAGCCAACCUUUUGGCUGAUGGAUGGGACCAGGUUGGUCUCCCGCUUGCCAUGAUGCUCUCACUGGGAGGCAGGGAGUACAGCUGCCCGGUGACUAUUGGUCCCCUGGCUGAUGGCAGAGGCCAGGGUGUGCUGAUCAAAUGACUGAUCUGUUCCUGUUUGCUGAGCCUCUCUUGCAUCAGUUUGCAAUUCAUGUACCCAUCUGACUAAGCGAGUGAAAUUUGGUCUUCUGUAUGGAGGGACAGUUUGUUUAGCUCCAAGCGCCCAUCCCCUUUUUGUGAGUUAUUGCUCUGUUUUUAUUGUGAAACACCAGACGGUACUCUUUCUUAAUUUUUUAUUUUACAGUGCACAAUCAGUCUCUUUCACUCUCUCUCUCUCUCUCUGCCUCUGCAUGUAUGCACUAUUUUUGUAUAUAUGCAUGCACAUGCACAAGGACACAUGCACACACAUCCUUUUUCAUGCUCUGCUGCCGAAGAGGAUGAGAAAAAUCCAGAUGUUUUGCAUAUUUGGACGUUCACAUGAGUAACACACACAUUUUAUUGAUCACAACGCUCCACACACCCCAAUAGUGUGCUAAAAGUAAUUUUUAAAAAGCUUCACUCUCCCACCCAAAAAAAGCUCAACUCUGCCCCCCCCCCAGCUCAGCGAUUGCCGUCAAGGGAACAGCUGAUAGGCAGCCUGUUAGACACGUGGGGCUGUUAGCCUCUGGGCAAUCCUCCCCCCCCCCCCCCCAAUUUCAACAAGUCAGGGCAAUUUCCCCACAUUUUCUUAAUUUGGAGUCCUCAAAAAUGGGCGUCGUAUACAUGAGGGCAUCCAAUACACUGAAAAAUAUGGUAUAUAAAAAAGGAUCAGCAAAUACUUAUAAGCCUGUCAUCUUUCUCACAGAGCUUUGCCUGCCAUUUUGCAAUUAUAGUUGUGACAGUCUUAUAUAUAGUUUAAUUCAGUGCAUGAUGCAAUUGUCACUGUUUUUUCCCAUUUUAUCUUACUAAUUUACAGCUAAAAUGAAUAACCAGCGGGAAGCACUGCAGAGAAAGAAGAACGCAAUCUUAGUGGAUGGUGUAAUUUUAAACGGCCCAGUGGCAGAUGCAAAAGCCGGAGAGAAAUUUGUGGAAGAGGCCAGCAAGAUCAUAAUGGAGGAAGUGAUAAAGAAAGCUGCGGAUGUAACAGAAAAGGUAGUGAUCUCAAAUGUAAUACUUUUCAGUACAUAAUUCACAAUAAACUGUCACUUUCCUCAUCCCUCACAUGCCAUUAUCCUAAACGAGAAGCCAGUUUUUUCCUAGUACGGCCGUACCUUGGUUUUCGAACAGCUUAGUUCUCGAAUGGUUUGACUCUCGAAUACCGCAAACCUGGAAGUGACUGUUCCGGUUUGCGAACUAUUUUUGGAAGCUGAACGUCCGAUGGGGCUUCCGUGGCUUCUGAUUGGCUGCAGGAGCUUUCUGCAGCCAAUCAGAAGCCGUGCUUUGGUUUCCGAAAGUUUUGGAAAUCGAAAGGACUUCCGUGACGGAUUCCGUUGGACUUCCAAGGUAUGACUGUAUGUGAUUAAAAAUUGGCACAGUUCUUCUUUAAAGACUUAUUUUCAGUUAUUUACAUUUGUGUAUUUAACUGAGGGUCUGUAGUGGGAGAUAAUAUAUGAAUGCUGUGUCCUUAGCACGUUUCUUUCCACUAACCCGAUAUUUUCCCCAAAUUAGGUGUGUGAGUGGCACCCUCCUGAAAAGCUGAAAACGUUGCUUGAUUUGGAAUUGAAAGACACCGGAGAGACCCAUCAGAGACUCCUGCAGUUUUGCCAGGAUAUUAUACGUUUCAGUGUCAAAACCAGUACGGAUCCUAUGUCUAUUAUCUACUGUUUUUAUUCCAUUAAAUACUAUGAUGCUCUUUGAAAUAGGUUUUCGGAACGUCAGGCUGUUCUUGCUUUUGCUGUCUGACAAACAAGGUGACAGUUUGACAGAUUCUUCAUUUUCUGCUAUGUCAAACCAGAAAGACCCGUAAGGCCCAUUUUGGAUGUACGACACCAGCUUCAUAAGCCAUGGUUUAUGAAGCUGUGAUUGAGCAUCAGGGCUGUGCGCUUGUCCAUCACCUCCUGAUGCUCACCCCUGCGGCUUAAUAUUCUGGUUGGUUAACCAACAUUAAACCAGAGUUUUCUGGUUUAAACAAAGCAACAUCCUAAUGCUGAAGUUGGUGUGUAAAUGGAAAACAGGAAGAAGGGCAUGGCUCAAGUAUUCGUUCUUGACUCCAUAAACUGUGGUUUAUGAAGCCAGGAACCUAAGUCUGUAAGAGUUUAUUUUACUGUUGCUCUGGGGCAGUUCCUGAAAACUGACAUCUGUGGGUGAGUUUUCUAUGUCUUGCCUUAAUGUGAUGCUGCACUUACUGUAUGAAUUGGGAACAUCAUGAAAUGAGUUUCCCUGCCAAUAUGCAAUUGUGGCUGUUGUGGCAGAAAAAAUCAGUGCAUGAUGGCCCUGGGUCACAUUAUAUAAUAUCAUAUCACAGACUGAGGAUAUUUUUUUUCUCAAGAUGUCAAGACUUAUCGGUAAGGAAUAUAUUGGACAACAUUCCUGUAAAAUGCAAAUGCAAAUCAUGGUAUAAUUAAGUUUAAACCUAACUUUAUGAAGAAAUGAAUAUUUCACGGCUUCUUCUAAAGCUUUUAUUAUGUAGGGGUGUGGGAGGAAAAUAAAUGUGCAGACAGAGCCCACAGUAAAUGUUAAUCUAUUGCUAUUAUUAUUAAUUUCAUUUCUGUAUCGCUUUAUAUUUUUUAAGGGGGGGAAUCUCAAGGUGGUUUACGACCUACAUUAAAACAUCAAAUAAAACUAUCCAGAAUUAAACAUUACUGAAGAUUGCCAAAUAUAAAGUAUACAUUCAAAGCAACAUAACUAAACGGAAACUAAAAUAUUAUCUUAAAGAUAAUACAUUACAAAGGAGGUCAACUACAGAAUGCACAUAUAGCGCAGCAAAGAUAACAAAAAAAAUUAUCUUAAGGAUUUCAAAAGAAAACAUUACUAAAGGAAUAUAAAAUGCACAUUUAAAACAGCAUAAUUAGCAAGAGAAUCAAGUACUGACUGAUUUUGUAGCUGGAGUCAAUCUAGGCCCUCCUUCCCAGGCCAGGUGGAAAAAGACCGGCAAUUCAGGGAACAGGUCUUCUAGGACUUCCAGCCAGUUCUUUAUUCCAGGGCGCACUUAAGGGUACGCAGAACCGGCACCUCUUUUUGUUGUUGUUAAAAAGUGUGACACUUACUAUAACAACUUCAUGGUGAAUGCUAGCACCUAUUUUUCUAGAAGAAAAAAGCACUGGUUGUAGCUAAUCAAUACUUACGAAAGCUUCAGAGGUAAAAUUCCCAAGUGUGCAUUAAUGUUCUAACAUCCCAUAUGAUGGAUCUAAUUCUAACUCUUUUUAUCACAGAAUGCUAGAUAGCUUUAAUAUGCUCUUUUUCAUUAUUGAUGCUGUUUACCUAUUGCUUAUGCAGCUUGAACUAUUCCCAUGUAAGAUAACAAACUCUGAUAAGCUUUUAAUUAUUCGUCUUUUAACAGAGCCUCUUGUGUGUCUCUUAAAGGGGACAGCAUAAGUUAAAAAGUAUAGAUAAAGGGAGAAAAUACCUUUCUGAAACUUUUGGAGAAUCCCCCCCCCCCCCCCAAUUAUGGGCAGUGUAAUAAUAUAUUUAUUUGCAAGAAAUUAUAUACUGCCUACGUUAAGAAAACAGGGACGCGGGUGGCGCUGUGGGUAAAACCUCAGUGCCUAGGACUUGCUGAUCGUAAGGUCGGCGGUUCGAAUCCCCGCGGCGGGGUGAGCUCCCGUCGUUCGGUCCCAGCUCCUGCCCACCUAGCAGUUCGAAAGCACCCCUAAGUGCAAGUAGAUAAAUAGGUACCGCUUUAUAGCGGGAAGGUAAACGGCGUUUCCUGUGCGGCGCUGGUGCUGGCUUGCCAGCUGCAGCUUCGUCACGCUGGCCACGUGACCCGGAAGUGUCUUCGGACGGCGCCGGCUCCCGGCCUCUUGAGCGAGAUGAGCGCGCAACCCUAGAGUCGGUCACGACUGGCCCGUACGGGCAGGGGUACCUUUACCUUAUGUUAAGAAAAAAAUACACUUGCUGUGAAGAGCAUAAACAUCAGUGAUAAAACUGCAACAACAAUAUAAUAUUAAAAUUUAUAUCCCACCCUUCCUCUCAAGUGAUGAAACAAUUAAAACAUGUAAAAACAAUUCUAGUACAGAUGGAGACUAGGGAAGACCACUCCUUCAAAGGUUUGUUAAAAGGGGAAGGUCUUCACUAAGUCGCCAUAAUUUUCCAUGCAGGUUUUUAAAGCCCUAUGUGCUCUAUAUAUCCACUAUUCCUAUUGGGUAAACUUGUCCUCAUUGUAUAUAGAAAGUGAGGGCAGAUAAUAGAAAUUUCAAAUGCUCAAUUUUUCCCCAGGACCCCUGCAAUUAGGUGUGUAGAGGUUUACCUUCUUAGCGACGAAACGGAGACAACCCCCCACCCCCUAAAAAAUACUAAAACAAGAAACUAUCUUUUUGUCUUUAUGCCACCCAGUUUCAAUUUGGAGAUCUCUCUACUUCUGUAGUUAGAAGUAGAGUUGGGGUUAUUCUUUCAUUUGGAGAGGCGUUCCACCUCAUCAAAUAGAUCAGACCCAAUUCUAAGGGGACACAGGUGUAUCAAUAAGCAGGUGUGCCUUGAAGAGGCCUGGCUCAAAUUCAGCGUCCAGUGGUCCUGUGCGCUACCUUUGUCCCUCCCUGACAGUCCAUCUCUCAGGCAAAGAAAAAAGCCUGGAGCCGGGGGGGGGGGGGGAAGGAUUAACAGUCAGCGCAGAGCUUCUAUCUGUUCAGAAGAGGCUGCAAGGGAUACACAGUGUAUCUCUUCCUGCAGGUACUUGUGGGACUUAAAAAUCCUCCCUUUUCAAGCAAGUGAUACGAACAUCCCCUGCCCUCUGAUAUUUCUCAGGAAGGGCUGAUCAUCAUUUCUAGCUGAAACUGAGAGGAGGGCUUGCGCAUUGGUUUUCCUGCACCACUUACGCUAACCAGAUUUAUGUCUUUUUAAUCUACAGAUCACCCAAGAUUUUUUAAUCAGUUGUACGCUGGUAUUGAUUAUUACUCUUUAGCAGCGCGUUUCAUUACUGAAGCAUUAAACCCGAGUGUGUAAGUGCUUUUUAUUUUUAAUUGAUCUGCUGGGUCUGCCAUGCUGUUUCAGUGUAAAAAAAUCUUAUUUCCUGCAGAUUUCCAUGUACUUUAACGGCAUCGAUGAUAGGGGUGUGGUUUUUCAGAUGUCGGAUGGAUUAAAGCUUAUUUUGUCAUAUUGUAAGUUCAGUAUAGACACUCAAGUAAAAAUGUAGAGGAAACUCUUGGCUUAAGAAUGUUAGAAUACCCAUGUUAGAUUAGACCAAACACUAGUCCAACACUCUGUUUGCAUAGGAUCCAACCUUACGCUCACAAGGAAUAUGAGUGUCUUUUUCAUGUUCCCAAACAAUUGGUAUUAUGCUGCCUCCGAUGGCAGCCCUGUUUAGGGAAGUUUUUAAUAUUUAAUGCUGUAUUGUUUUUAACCCUCUAUUGGAAGCCGCCCAGAGUGGCAGGGGAAACUCAGCCAGAUGGGUGGGGUAUAAAUAAAAUAUUAUUAUUAUUAUUAUUAUUAUUAAGGCUAUGGAAAGGACCCCUGGAAGAUUAAGUCCAGUCAAAUGUGACUAUGGGGUGCAGCGCUCAUCUCACUUUCUAACCAAGGGAGCCGGCGUUUGUUCACAGACAACUUUCUGGGUCAUGUGGCCAGCAUGACCAAACCGCUUCUGGUGCAGAACCAGAGCAGCACAUGGAAACGCCAUUUACCUUCCCACCAGAGCAGUACCUAUUUAUCUACUUGCACUUUGACAUGCGUUCGAACUGCUAGGUUGGCAGGAGCAGGGACCGAGCAAUGGGAGCUCACCCUGUCGCGGGGAUUCGAACUGCCGACCUUCUGAUCGGCAAGUCCUAGGCUCUGUGGUUUAAUCCACAGCGCCACCUGCGUCCACUAUAAAACCUCACGUGGGCUUGACUGCUGUUAUCCCUGGUACCCUGGAAUACUGACUACACUCAAGGAAGGGAUCCAUCACUUAGCUCGUAUUCUUCUUUGUUCAGCUAUUCAUGCUCUCUACCUCACUACCUUUUCAUUCAAUUUUCUUAAACACAUUUUGUCAAAGCAUUGUUCACACAGUUGCCUUUUAUGUCACGUUUAUAUAUAUUCAGAUAUACCUAUGAAGUGUCCCCAGUGUUUUUGUUAGUGGAAGAAGCAGUCCUAAAGAAAAUGAUUGAAUUCAUUGGGUGGGAAGAAGGUGACGGUAUAUUUAAUCCAGGUAAGAAAGUAUUCCCCCCCCUUUUCUUCUUGCAUGCAAUUUAAUUUAAUUUAAAGUUAUAUUUUACUGCUUUUGCCAGUGCUGUGUAUUGGAGUAAAGCCUUCGUUAGGUCACGAGUGGUUCUUAGGCAAUGUCCAUACAGGAGUUGCCUUGCUUUAGGCAAGUACAUUCCCCUGCUUGGGCAGCCUGGUUUUUACAGAGGGAUAGAAGCAAUUUAUAUUACAUAGUUCAUGGUGCUUCCGCAUGCUGUGUGAACAGCAGUGAAAUAUGAGGCCAGAUCCGUACCAUUUUUGCGUACUCUGAGGUUCAAAUGUGCUACCAAUGUUCAAAUGAUCUUCCAAAUAUGAUCCUCACUGCGAGAAGUGAGGUUACAGGGAACCAGGCAAGUGAGGUUACAGGGCCUUCUCGGUAGUGGCGCCCACCCUGUGGAAUGCCCUCCCAUCAGAUGACAAGGAGAUAAGCAACUAUACAACCUUUAGAAGACAUUUGAAAGCAGCCCUGUAUAGGGAAGUUUUAGUAUAUGCUGGAAGCUGACUGGGGCAACCCAGUCAGAUGGGUGGGGUACAAAUAAUAAUAAUAAAAUUAUUGUUGUUGUUGUUGUUGUUGUUGUUUGUUGUUGUUAUUCACUCAUCUCCUUGAAAGCAUUUUUGACAAGGUUACCAUUGGAACCUCAUGGUAACCAAAAGCCCAGAUAUAUUUAUUUUAAUUUUAAAAUGUUUUUAAACUUUUUUUUCACGCACUGUUAAAAGCUUUCAUCUUUUAAAUGUAUUACUGUGUAUAUAUUUUUAAAACUUCAGAUUUUAUUUACCUUACAAAAAUUAGGUCAACUUGUUUUAACACCUGAUUUUAUUGAUAAUUUAAAUGCAUAUUUCAUAUGGUUUCAUGUGAGCAGCUUAGAGGUUUUUUUAAUCAUUAUGUGGUAUAUAAAUCCUGUUAAACAUUCAGAAAGUUGUACCUUGAUGUGGCUAAUUUUUGCUGGUAACCCUUCGCUGACAUGGCAAAUGUCCACGCCUGAACAUUGGGCACCUCAGUGCUUAUAAAAUGGAAAUGCGAAGUAUUAAUGAGUAUGAGUGUUAUAUGAAUCUUUUCCUUUUCCUUCUUUAAAGGUGGCUCUGUUUCUAAUAUGUAUGCGAUGAACUUAGCAAGAUACAGAUACUGCCCUGACAUAAAGGAAAGGGGCCUUUCAGGGAUGCCUCGACUGGUGGUAUUUACGUCAGAAGAGGUAACCAACCUUCCUCCUUUGUAAUUAUUCAAACAGUACAUUAUACCGGAUUUACGUAUAAGCCAAGCAAGCUAUAGCUUAGGGCCCCACUCUCUUGGGGGCCCCCCAAAAAAUUUAAAGGGAAAAAAACCUGGAUGUACAUUUCCAAAAUAUAAGAUAAAAAACAAAUAAAAUAAAACCUACAUACAGCAACAGAUUUUUGUGUUGUGUAGGCUCCUAUGAUGUAAGUAACAGGCCCUGCCUGCUAGCCUGCUCCCUGAAAUAUCACUCGUUUGCUCAUUUCUAUAUAUAGGGUGCCUACAUUCUGCAUGGACUAGUUGCAUGGCAACAUGUGCAAAUGGCUUUAGAUACCUAUUAGGUUCAUAAAUGGCCAUAUAGCAUAUAUUCAAGACAGUGACAAUUUGUUGUUGACAAAGGUCAGAUGGACAUAUAAAGGGCCCCAUUACCUUCAGUAGCUUAGGGCCUCAUCAAACCUAAAUCCGGCCCUGUUCGAGAAAAUGUAUUUGUUAUAGCAAGCAUAAAAGGCUUACCACUAGCAUAGAGAAUCAAUGCUGGUCUAGGAUCCAGGCUUGAACUGGUUCUGUCCGCUUCUGAAUCUCUGAGGCUGUGUACACAUUACCCAGUUAAAACACAGCUCGGUUCUCAAUUUGAAUGGAAAGUUAAUUGAAGGGGAAAUGCGUGGAAACACAGCAUUUCAUAAGAAACGGCAGGAUUGAUAUGGAUUGUGUUGGUGGGAUCAGGGCCGUAUUUAGGUUUCACGAGGCCCUAAGCUACUGAAGGUAAUGGGGCCCUUUAUAUAGCAGGCGGGGCCCAUUACUUACAUCGUAGGAGCCUGUUGUUGUUGUUUAGUCGUGUCCGACUCUUUGUGACCCCAUGGACCAGAGCACGCCAGGCACUCCUGUCUUCCACUGCCUCCCGCAGUUUGGUCAGACUCAUGCUGAUAGCUUCGAGAACACUGUCCAACCAUCUCGUCCUCUGUCAUCCCCUUCUCCGUGUGCCCUCCAUCUUUCCCAACAUCAGGGUCUUUUCCAGGGAGUCUUCUCUUCUCAUGAGGUGGCCAAAGUAUUGGAGCCUUAGCUUCACGAUCUGUCCUUCCAGUGAGCACUCAGGACUGAUUUCCUUAAGAAUGGAGAGGUUUGAUCUUCUUGCAGUCCAUGGGACUCUCAAGAGUCUCCUCCAGCACCAGAAUUCAAAAGCAUCAAUUCUUUGGCGAUCAGCCUUCUUUAUGGUCCAGCUCUCACUUCCAUAAAUCACUACUGGGAAAACCAUAGCUUUAACUAUAGGAGCCUACAUAACACAAAACACGGUUGCUGUAUGUAGGUUUUAUUUCAUUUGGUUUUUUAUUUUGGAAAUGUACACCCAGGUUUAUUUCCCUUUAAUUUUUUGUGGGGGGCCCCAAGAGAGUGGGGCCCUAAGCUAUAGCUUGUUUAGCUUAUACGUAAAUCCGGCACUUGGUGGGAUCACACUGGAUGCAGAGGAAAUGGAAGUGUGUACAUACCCCAAAAAAUAAAAUAUAAUUGUAAGAAGUCUCAUUGGAAAUCCUUCCAGAACUGUUUCUCUUCUGCUCUUUUCUAAGCUCAUGUAGUAGACAAUAUGCUGUUUCAGCACCACUUCACUUGCUCUGCACUCUUGCUCCCUACAAGUUUUGCCCACAGGGAGAAGCCUAUUGAUAGACUUUAUUUACAUUGUGGGUGGGGGACACACACCUGUCUGCUUACCUGCAGUCUUUCUGUUCCUUGCUGUAUUCCUCUCCCUUGGAGAUAGCUUUCCUACAGUGAGUUAAGAGACGAAACAUUCAUUUAUUUCCACCCACCGCUCCAGUGUUGGGAGUAGAGAGAUACUGUUUUAAAUUACAGCAGAACGGUUCCACGCUCAUUUCUCAGUUAAAAUAAAAAAUAACAAUGGCACAACAAAAACAUCUGUUUUUUACUUCAAGGGGCUUUCUUUACUUGAUUAUUACACGCUACUCAACUGAUAAUGACGAAUCACAUCUCCCUAAAAGUGACCAAAAAAAAGCCUGUUCUUAAUGGUUUGUCAAGAGGGAAUAAUCUAGUCCAGGAACAAAUUGAAAUGCAUUGUUUGGAAUUUAUUAUUUCAAGCUGAUGUAAAUGGAGUGUUGUGUUCUUCAGUGAUUGUAUUUUAACAGCAAUUUGCAGUAAUCUGCAUUUUUCCCCCCCAUGGCAAAACAAUUUAAAAACUGGACGAAAUGUUUCCCCCACUUUUGUGGGACCAUUUAUCCUGUGUAGAAGCGUGUCUGGGAUAGUCAAUGUCUUUUUGCAGGGAAGGUGCACUCUAAGAAUUUGUGGGUGGGAAGGAGGUACCUGUCAAGUAAGAGGUGGCCAAGGGUUUGUUUUGUUACUGGGACAAACAAUGCUAUAUUAUGGGGGCAGCCACCUUUUGCCAUCAAGGAUGCCCUUGGCAACAACAAAACACUAUGGCAUUGCCUCAUUCUCAGGGACAUAUUGUCCCGGGAACAGAUAUGGGCUUCUGUCAGCUACCCAGCUUAUUUCCAUUCAAUGAGAGAACAACCUUUUCCCACCUCAUAUGUACAGGUAGUUUCAUCAGAUCAAAACGUAAGAAAAAUGCCGGACUGAAUACUUCAUUGAAACACUUCUAUUAACUGCCUACUUUGGUCCGCUUAGUAAAUUAUGGGAAUAAAUUUGGGGGGACUUUGACCAGGUAUGGACGUAAUGACAAGCCAUGUUGGUUGUUGCGUGUCGAGGUCCCCAAGCCACCCCCCAAUAAUUCACACAUCAAUUUUGGUUUGGGUUUUUGGCACGAUUUUGGCCACAACUUUAUUUAAAUAUACACAAGUGAGUGGUUGCUUAGGCAUUGGUUCCGACUAUCUGUCCUUGCCCAGGGGCAGAACUGACUUCCGGAUUCCAGCGGAAGCCAGUGAGGGAAACAAUUUUGGGGAGAAAAUGAAGCUGGGCCUCAGUCCCUCACUUCUCACCCUCAUGCUCCUGGUGGAUUCCACGGCCCAAGUCCAAUGCCAGGGACAAGGACGAAAAGAAUGGCAAGCCCUUGGAUUCCUUUAACAGAAUUCCCUUUCCGCACCACCAUUGGAGGGGUAGGCACUUACCCCUCCACCAACCAAUUUGAACCAAUGCCUAACCGCCAACCUUACAAGUUGUGACGAUUUGCUACGCAGUAGGCAAAAACCAAAUGGCACCAGCCAAUGAGCCAAAUGGACAAAAUUCCUACCAGGCCCCUGCCUCAAAGCAGAUGACCCCAUGACAGGCAUAGCAAGGUCAAGCGAACAACCCCCCCAAUACAGGGAGGGUGGGCGGGUGAUCCGGUGCAAGCAGCCAAGAGGACGCCCAAAGUUGGGCGUCCAGUAUUUAAAACCUCUGAACCCCUCCUUCAAAAUUGGCAACAAGCAAUUCUCCCCAGCGACCCAAUUAACCAAUUCACUGCCUGGGUCACUCCGCAAAUCCGCCCAGCAACAAUGGGGUGGCUUGUAUCCCCCACCGCAACACGUGCUCUCUGCUAGGGAGAACACGUUUUGUGGGAAUGUGGCUACACAAGCCAAAGGUUGCAUGCCCUCCCUCUCUUGAAAGCUUCCACUUUUGGACCAACCACAGUUCUCCAUUAUUUCUGUACUCUUGAGAACUCCAUUGUUUGUUUUAGCUAACUGAAAUUAGAACAAAGUCGGGACCAAAUUAUCGUGGGCCCUUAAUUGUGAUCUUCUCAUACUUCUAUACUGUUCAUAACAAGAGCUGUGAUUCAUUGUGCUGCCUUUGUCCCCCAUCCCCCUGCCCACUUUGGAGAUUUUGCUGAUCUAUUAUUUUCUGAGCCCGGAGAGGUUUGACAUUUUCUAGUAAUUCAAUGUCACACUCCCUUUGAUUGAGCUUAAUAAGUGACUCAUAGCUUACUAAUAAGGAGCUGUUUUGUGAGAAUCACUCGCAAUUCGAAUGAAACCUUGCUGCUUAAGAGUCCAAAUCUCUAGUGAGUGCCACAUUGUAGCUUUGCACACGUAUUUCAUUAUUGAUGUAAUUCAAUGUAACACCUAUGUAUGUUAUUAUUCACACAACACUCUGAGUGAAUGGAUUCUAAAGCCUUUGUGAAUGUGCCAUGUUAGAAAAGAUUGGCUGGUGGUAGCUGAUGAUAUCUUCUGUGCAUUUAGUUAAAAAUUGGGGGAGGGGGGGAAAUAAGUCCUGUCAAAAAGGUGGGGCGAUCCAUCUCAUCAGAAAAAGUGUGACAGGAUUGAAUACCUUUAAUAUAUUCAUACCCACACAUAAAAGUGCAGUAUUUUUCAUAAUUAUGUUCCUCCUUAACUGCAUUUGUGUGAACUCUCUUGAAGAAAACUGAAUUAAUUAACCACCUGGUUUCACCUGCUGUAUGCGAAGGAACAAUUUAAGGCGUUUUCAGGGUGGUUGGCAAAUAUAUUAAUUUAACCCUUAAAUAACAUAACAAUUUGCUCCAGUUUCUUAUUCCUCCCUAUUUUAUUAUUAUCAUUCUACUAAAAUAAAUAAGCUCUCCUAAAUUUUUCUAGAUAGCUCAGUCAGUAGAGCAAUUACUUUGAGCCGUGAAACCAGAGGUUUAUGUCCAGUGCUUAACUAAAUUUAAGGUUCAAAAAGCUCAGAAUUCCCCCCUCCCCUACUUUGAGAGGGGAGGAUAAUGCUCACCUAUUUUGCAAUUCUGUGGCUGUCGUUGGUUUUGUGAAGCCUUGAUUUUUGCCUAAAAUCUGCAACGUGUGUGCCUCAGGAAAAUUAUUUGGCGAUAUGUCUGCUGUUAAUUGUUUGAUUUUUACCCUUACUCAGUGUCAUUAUUCCGUGAAGAAGGCAGCAUCGUUCUUGGGGAUCGGCACACAAAACGUUUACUUCGUCAAAAGUGACGAAAGGUAAGGCGACCGAAGCCGUCGAGGCCGUCUGAUGAUCCUUUUAAAAUGCUGAAGUAGUGCUGAAAGCGAGUAACCUAUUACAUAACUGAAAAGUUUUAAAUCUGUGUCCCAUAGAGGUAAGAUGAUACCUGAGGAACUGGAGAAACAAGUCCAGCGGGCAAGGAAAGAGGUGAGAGGGGGAGAGAGAGUGAGAGAGCAAGAGAGAGUCUGUGUGCCCUGUGAAAGGCAUACCUUAUGUGCAUUUGUGUAUGGCAAUCUGCUCCAAUGGGGGGCAGUGUUGCGCCCGGACCACGGGCCACGGGAGUGAUCUGGCGAAUGGCUGGGCUGGAUGGCUGCCAGCUGGCGAUUGACCAAUGCUGGCUGGUUUCGGGCAGGUGCUUCCUGGGGGGUGGGGUGGGCCCAGCCGGCCAAUGAGUGCCACCCUGGCCCACUCCCAGGGGGAUAAAUCGUGGCCUGUCCCGGCUCUCCUCCUCAGCCUCUUUCGUCGGAUCAUGCACGUGAAUCUUGCAACACAACGUUGCGAGAUUUGCAGCUGCAGCUGCUGCUCAAAAAUUGAGAAGAAGGUGCAUUAAGGAUAAUAUGAUGGGCUGUAAAGAUCUAAUCAGAAAUGAAUUUUGGAAGCUUAUACACACACACACAUACACACACACACACACACACACACAUAUAUAUAUAUAUACACACACACACACACACAAUACAUAUAUAUACAUACAAUUAGGGUGAUACUACAUUGUAAUGGUGUAUAUUUUGUAUAGUAUGCAUAUAUUUCUUUUUUAGUGGUGGUUGAAAGGCCGUGAUGGUCGCAGCAACAACAAAAAUCAUAAAUUCAAUUUUUGGUGGCGUUGUUAGAAUGGAAGAAGGGUGAAUGAACGUGAAUGAAAGUUAAAACAGGGUAGUUUCUUGUGUUGCAAAUGUUUCAGGUCCAGUCUGCUUUGCCACAGAUUGCACGGUAAGUCGUGAACGGGCAAUGUGAUCCCCAGGUAUUUUAGUUCAUCGCUUAAAAAAUAAUAACGCUAGAACUCACAAAAUGGCAUGAAAGAAUAACUCUUGCACUGCAAACCUGAGCCAUUCUCAUUAUGCUUCUCACUGAGAUUAUAUCUAUAAUUGUGCUCAAAAUUAAGGAACGCCCCAGCUUUAGUAGGCCGGUAGUAUCUUCAGGACACAGUAUAUGCUUAAUGACUAUGGCAUUUUAUCAGACAUUUCAUUCAGUUUGGGCAGAUAGGAGAAAUGUGGAAUAGAAUUAAAAUAAAUCUGUUCAUGAAUAAAAGAUCAGCUGCUAUUUUCUGGGCAAAACAACUAUUGACAAGCAAACAGCAUUCCCUUCAUUGUUUAAAUGGAUUAUUGGUGAUAAAAUCUCCUUUGAUUUUAAAGUGUUUUGCAGUGAAAACAGUACUUGGCUAUAGCUUCUCGUCCUGCACUCUUCUUUUAAAAACUAUCCUUGCGGAUGCAUCUAUCUGUGCUUAAUAUGGUUUCAUUUCCUUGAAGUGAAGACUAUAAGCAUUUGAAAUGUUCUCUUAUCUCAUUUCAUGUUUGCAAGUGUCUCUGCUGAGUUCCAUUCGAUAACAGUGUUUGGUGUGGGAGGCGUCCUAUCUUCUCUGCUUUGCUGUGCAUUGCUUCACAGAUUGCAGAAAAAGAUUGGUGCCUGUGUUUUCAUAGGGUGUUCACAGAACAGAUUCUAAUGUUUGAAAGGAGAUCCAUAGAUACAAAGACAUGGGAAACAUAUUUUCGGUUCCUCACCUCAUGAUAGUCUCAAGGGCAGGUUCCUGAAUGUAACUUCCUCUUCAAACAUUAAAGAAAAUGCAAGAUGGACACACGGUCCAGUUAUGGAGACCUUGCCCCAUGAAAACAAAAUUUGUUAUGGUGUAUAAUUUGUUCAACAGGUUUUCCUAUAAAUGCAAAUUUUGUGAGGGUUUUUUCCCCCCUCAGGUACUUUUAUGUGCCAAAUAAUAUUUUUUUAAAGUUGCGAAACGGUAGAAACAAAAUUAGUAUGAUACACACAAUCUUGGUCUGGCAGAAAUAGAGGCUUUAAAAAAGUAAAAGAAGCAAACUGAAAUAGUUUUUAUUUUGAUCCUAUCGUUUUCAUAUUGAUUGGGCUUGAUGGUUGUAAUAUCUAUCUAACCCCACCCCCACCCCAAAAAGGUUGUAGUGUCAUUACCAUUUUUUGUUGUGGGAUUGGGUAGAAAAGAACUAUGUUGUGUGUAUCUUCAUGAUGGGAUAUUCUGUCCGUGUUGUGAUGGGUUAUGAUGGCUCCCUAACACGGUUCCAGAGUUCUUCAUUUGUUGCAAUGCGCACACAGAGCUCCCUGGUUUCUCAUUCACUUCAAUGGAGGAACAGCAUUUUCUUUUCUUUUCUUUAAGGUAUGUUUACCCCCUCCUUUCCCAAAAGAGCCUCAACGCAGCUUGCAGUAAAAAAACAAAUUAUAAUAAGCCACAAUAAAUAGAACAGGUAAGAAGCAAUUUGCAGGAGCCAGUGAAGCAAGCUGAGAAAAUAUAAAUAGCUCCAGCACUAUUAAAAGCAUCUGAGAAUAGCAUAGACUUUGACAGGCACCUAAAGGACAACAGUGGUGGUGCCAAGUGAAUUUGGGUGCCACCACUGAAAAGGCCUUCUUGAGUUACCUCCAACUUUUGAAGACAGGGACAUCCAGGGGAGGAUUUCUGAAGAGGAUCUGAAUUGGUAGAAUGAUUCCUCUGGAAGAAGUUGGGUUUUUUGAUAUCCAGAUCCUGGUCAGCCACUUAGCUUUAGUGGUAAGCAUGACAGAUCUUCCAAGUGUCCCUAUUUUCCAGGGACGUCCCUGAUUUGGAGAAUGCCCUGCUUUCCUUUAGGAUGUCCCUAUUUCCACUAGAGAAAUGUUGGAGGGUAUGGAGUUAUCCAACUUCCAAGCUGUCUGAAGGCAAUCCUGUACAGUGGUACCUUAGUUUACGAACUUAAUCCGUUCCGGAAGUCCGUUCUUAAACCAAAGCGUUCUUAAUCCAAGGCGUGCUUUCCUAUAGCAGUGGGGGACUCAACUGACAAAUGGAACACACUCAACAGGAAGCGAAAUAUGUUCUUAUUCCAAGGCAAAGUUCACAAACCACAACACCUACUUCCGGGUUUGCAGCUUUCUUAAUCCAAGUUGUUCAUGAACUAAGCUGUUCUUAAACCAAGGACCACUGUAUAGGGAAGGGUUUUUUUUAAAGUUUAAAGUUUUAUAAUGUUUUUAUAUAUGUUGGAAGCUGCCCAGAGUGGCUGGGGCAACCCAGGAAGACGUGGUGGGGGGAGUAUAAAUAGUAAAAUUAUCAUUAUGGAACGGAACGUCCCUAUUUUCCUCAGAGAAAUGUUGGAGGGUAUGGCAUGAGCACUUUGGUUUGGGUCCAGAAGCAACUGUUCAAUCUGUGAAAACAUUCACUAGACGCUGGCUGUGGUGAUCAGCCCCUGUUAAUAACUGGGCCAUUAUACUCUGCACCAGUUGAAAAUUCUAGGUGCUUUUCAAAGGCAGUGUGUCAGUCUCUCUACGAAUCCUUCUGUCUGUUUGAAUAAAGCUGCCGCUGAAGCUACCUUUCCCCAGAAGAAAUCACUGGACUGCAGCAAGUAUGAUUUUAUUUUAGCCUGACAUUCAUGGAAGAUUAUGGUUUUAAAUUCACAUUUAAAUUAUCCAGAAUGAAGUGUGGAGAGAAGGAAGGAAGAGGGGUGGGAAAGCCCAUUUAAUUCACAGGAUGUCUCCCCUUCCGUUCCUUCUGCCCGAAUGCAUGUCAAUAUCAUUGAAGCAUUAAAAAAAUAUUUCCCACUGAAAAUGCGUUUGGCAAUCAUUUCAGCUCGCUCCAGAGUCUCAUGGCAAAGUGAAAAGACAAUUUCUGAGAAGUACUCCUCCUUUCCCCCCAAUGUUAAGCUAAAAACCUAUUUAAAGUCUCAUCACAGCCAAAAGAAUCCAGUUUAGUGGGAUUUAUGAGGCUGUUCCAUUGGCUGCAGGAGAAAUUAUUUUGGGGGGUUUUUUUGUUCAGCGUUUUAAGUUCGUAACCUGAAAGUCACUUUAAUCAAUAGUUCAGCGUAAUGAAAACUUACAGCUGUUGCUUUGGGAGGAAAAUGUUACUUAGCGGUUUUUUUGUGUUUGGCUUUUCAGGAGAUAGUGUUUCUUAAGAUACUGCAGUGAGAAUAAUUUAAAAGAAAGGUCCUAAGUAUUGCAGAUGGUUAGGUUGUUAGCUCCAUAGCUUCAGCAUAUGUAUAAAUGCAAUAUAAAGCUCACUCACUCCUGUUCACAAACAACUGCAUAUAAUGGCCUAGUUUGCACAGUACAGUAAAUGAAAUUAUGACUUUCUGGGGCUGCAGAAAGAUGCAGGCUCCCAGAUAAGAGUUUGCAGCUUCUUUGUUUCUCCCCAUUUCUUUUUGCUCCUGCGCAACACGGAGGUAAGCCCAAAAUGUGGCUUACUGCAAGUGUGGGGAAUCUUUGACUUUCCAGACGUUGUUUAACUAUAUCUCUAGCAAGCAUGGCCAAUAGCCAGGGAAGAUGAGAUUUAGAGUUCAGCAACAUCUGGGCAGCCAAAGGUUCCCCAUGCCUGGCUUAGUAUGGUCACCUGAAGAAACCUUACUACAGCUCAUGAUUAGUGAGGAGAAAGCUUAAAUAUAAGACUCUGUUCAGGUGACACACUAAACCAUGGUUUGCACGGUCCCUGUAAACCAUACUUUGGCUUACUGUGUUGUGUAAACCAGGCCAUAGCGUGCACUUUGAAAUUUUAGUUUUAGUUUUAUAUGGCAAUUGAGACUCAUGCCUUUGGAAACAAAUAACAGAAACCCUACUUCCUGUUGUAAGUUUAAUACUUUGGGUGGAAAGUCUUUUCCAGCAGAUUGAUGAAGACUUGCGUGAUAACGAUGCCAAUGUUGAGACGGAGACCCAACGAGUUUAUGCACAUCAGUAUUAUCUGAUUUUUGCUUUCCAACUGCAGCCCCUAACGUUUUGUCUGCUGCUACUCCUGACGUUUGGAGAGAGUUGGGUUAUGGCACACAAUGGUCAAAAGGGGCUACUUCAUAGCCCUGCUACGUAUUUCUUGUGUGACCAUUUGGACCAUAGGAUGCAGCUUGUUGUUGUUUAGUUGUUUAGUUGUUUAGUCAUGUCCGACUCUUCAUGACCCCAUGGACCAGAGCAUGCCAGGCACUCCUGUCUUCCACUGCCUCCCACAGUUUGGUCAAACUCAUGUUGGUAGCUUCGAGAACACUGUCCAACCAUCUCGGCCUCUGUCGUCCCCUUCUCCUUGUGCCCUCAAUCUUUCCCAACAUCAGGGUCUUUUCCAGGGAGUCUUCUCUUCUCAUGAGGUGGCCAAAGUAUUGGAGUCUCACCUUCAGGAUCUGUCCUUCCAGUGAGCACUCAGGGCUGAUUUCCUUAAGAAUGGAGAGGUUUGAUCUUCUUGCAGUCCAUGGGACUCUCAAGAGUCUCCUCCAGCAUCAUAAUUCAAAGCAUCAAUUCUUUGGCGAUCGGCCUUCUUUAUGGUCCAGCUUUCACUUCCAUACAUCACUAUUGGGAAUACCAUAGCUUUAACUAUAUGGACCUUUGUUGGCAAGGUGAUGUCUUCUUUUUAAGAUGCUGUCUAGGUUUGUCAUUGCUUUUCUCCCAAGAAUCAGGCGUCUUUUAAUUUCGUGACUGCUGUCACCAUCUGCAGUGAUCAUGGAGCCCAAGAAAGUAAAAUCUCUCACUGCCUCCAUUUCCUCCCCUUCUAUUUGCCAGGAGGUGAUAGGAUGCAGCUAUCUGUCUACAAAUCCUACCUAGUAGCAGGGCUUUCCCUCCCUCAAGAACCCACCCAUUGUGAUUAAUAUGUCAUUGGGUCAGGGCUCAUUCAUAACUGUAGUUCUGGAGGGGUUUGCAUGUGAAGUUGCCACACAUCCAAUCCCUGCAGUCUUCUCAUCCCAAUAACUGCAGUCUAUGGUGGUUCCACACCUGGUGUCUGCUGGGAUUUGUGCUUUUGGUGCGUCCUGCCUCCCUGGGCUUGUCUUGUCCACUUCUCAUGCACAUGGUCUCCUGCUACUGCAUGGGAGUUUUCCGCACAUACAUCCUGUCCUUUGGUAGACCUUCUAUUCACAUUUGGCUGCAGAUUCAGAUUGUUGAUGGCAGGAAAAAUAAGCACUAAUUAUGUAAUGCAGGUAAGAUCCCCUGAGAAGUGAGGAAUCUCUUCCUUGCAUGAGUAGCCUCCUAGCUGAGCUAAUUGGUACUAUCAUCAGCUGAAUGUUGUUAUUAGCAUUUAAUACCAGGGACUCUUCCUACUCUUAGUUCAGAAGAAAGUAACAGGGAAGGGAGAAAGAUAGCUAUGCUAUAGAAAGGCAUGGCUAUGGCAAGGUAGUAGUAGUAGCACCCUGCCUAGUUAUGCUGUUAUCUGCUCACGUUAUGGUUUCUGACAAUGGUGAAAUUCGAGGCUAUACUGUGCAUUUCUUUAAAUGUGUUAAUAGUCAAAAAGCGCUUAUAACAGUGAGUGCCUCUGGUUCAUUAUUUGAGAAAAGGUCUCUAUACAUCUUGAACCUAUACCACUCCUUCCUUUGCUGCUCCCAUCGAGCUUCUAAAUUUACGUGGAGAAAGAGAAGAGGAAGGGGAGAGCAGCAGCAGCAGGGGCAAUGGAGCUUUGUUGUUGUUUAGUUGUUUCUGACUCUUCGUGACCCCAUGGACCAGAGCACACCACGCACUCCUGUCUUCCACUGCCUCCCGCAGUUUGGUCAAACUCGUGUUAGUAGCUUUGAGAACACUGUCCAACCAUCUCGUCCUCUGUCGUCCCCUUCUCCUUGUGCCCUCAAUCUUUCCCAACAUCAGGGUCUUUUCCAGGGAGGCUUCUCUUCUCAUGAGAUGGCCAAAGUAUUGGAGCCUCAGCUUCACGAUCUGUCCUUCCAGUGAGCACUCAGGGCUGAUUUCCUUCAGAAUGGAUAGGUUUGAUCUUCUUGCAGUCCAUGGGACUCUCAAGAGUCUCCUCCAGCACCAGAAUUCAAAAGCAUCAAUUCUUUGGCGAUCAGCCUUCUUUAUGGUCCAGCUCUCACUUCCAUACAUCACUACUGGGAAAACCAUAUGUUUCUGCAAAAUAGGGCACCAAGACUACAUUCUCCAGUGCACCAUUUGUGCACCAGGUCCAUUUGUGCUAAGAACUUAUCCUUCAUAGAAUCAUAGUUGGAAGGGUCACCUAAGUGCCAACACCCAGCAAUGCAGGAAUCUCAACUAAAGCAUACGUAACAGAUGGCCACCCAACCUUUUCUCAAAAAUUUCCAAGGAAGGCGAGUCCGCCACCACCCGAGGAAGACCGUUCCACUGUCAAAUGGCUCUUACUGUUGGAAAGUUCUUCCUGAAGUUGAGUCAGAAUCUCCUUUCUUCUAACUCGAAUCCAUUGGUUCAGGUCCUAGCCUCCAGUGCAGGAGGAAACAAACUUGUUCCAUCUUCCGUGUGACAGCCCUUUAGAUAUUUGAAGAUUGCUAUCAUAUCUCUCCCCUCCCCUGUCUCCUCUUUUCUAGGCUCAACAUACCCAGCACCCUCAACUGUUCCUCAUAAGGCUUGGUCAUCUUGGUCGCCCUCCUCUGCACAUGUUCAGCUUGUCAAUAUUCUUCUUAAAUUGUAAUGCCCCAAACUGGACACAUCACUCCAGGCAUAGUCUUGACCAAGGCAGACUAUACUUCUGUCCCCACAGCCCAGAAUAGCAUUGGCCUUUUUUUUGCUGCUGCAUCAGACUGUUGACUCGUGCUAAGCUUGUGGUCUACUAAGACCCCUAGAUCAUUUUCAUAUGUACUACUGGCAAGCCAGGUGUCCCCCACCUUAUAUUUGUGCAGCUGGUUCUUCCUGUCUAAGUGUAGAACUUGACAUUUCUCUAUUGAAAUUCAUUUUGUUAGUUUGUGUCCAGUUCUGCAAUCUGUUAAGGUCCUCUUCAAUCCCAAUUCUGUUAUCCGUGGCAUUAGCUACCCCUCCCAGUUUUAUAUCAUCUGCAAAUUUUAUUAGCAUCCCCCCAGUACCUUUAUUUGGGAUGCGGGUGGCACUGUGGGUUAAACCACUGAGCCUAGGACUUGCCGAUCAGAAGGUCUGUGGUUCGAAUCCCCGCGACGGGGUGAGCUCCCGUUGCUCGGUCCCUGCUCCUGCCAACCUAGCAGUUCGAAAACACAACAAAGUGCAAGUAGAUAAAUAGGUACCGCUCGGGCAGGAAGGUAAACGGCAUUUCUGUGCGUUGCUCUGGUUUGCCAGAAGUGGCUUAGUCAUGCUGGCCACAUGGCCCGGAAGCUGUCUGUGGACAAAUGCCAGCUCCCUCAGCCAAUAAAGCGAGAUGAGCCCAGAGUCGGUCACGACUGGACCUAAUGGUCAGGGGUCCCUUUACCUUUAAUACCUUUACUCAAGUGCAUUAUCAGGCAUAGGCAAACUCGGCCCUCCAGAUGUUCUGGGACUACAACUCCCAUCAUCCCUAGCUAACAGGACCAGUGGUCGGGGAUGAUGUUGUAGUCCCAAAACAUCUGGAGGGCUUGACUUUAUAAAGACAUUGAACAACAAUGGGCCCAGGACAGAACCCUGUGGCACCCCACUUGUCACAGGAUGACGAGGAACCGUUAGUGAGCACUCUUGGGGUUUGGUCUAUCAACCAGCACUGGGACCCAUACUGAACCUGCCCUCAUUGGUGGCAAUGUGAUAUUUCCUUGAGGAGCUGGAGGGCACUUUCCCCUUAUAGUGGAUAAAUCCCUUUUGUGCUCACUUGCUUAGAAUGGCUAGUCCAUUUGUGUUUGGAGCGCUCACAAAGAAUCAAGGCUCUUUUGGGACAUGCACCCCCUUAGUUACUGCAUGCAAUGUGACCUUUGGGGGGGGAUCUGAAAUAGCCCCUCGGAUUUCUGAUUCAGAUCAGGAUCAUGGCACAUAGGAAGGGGAUGGUUUAUUAUUUUUCCAUUUAAAAGCAAUUGACCCUUGUCUCCCAUGCUGUGAGCUUGCUGAAUAUCACUCUUCCCCCCUGAAGCAAAUUGCAAUCUGGGGAGGGGGGCAGGUUUAUUAGGACCAUAGCAGUGGAGGAAAGGUUUGGGUACUCACCCCCACAUGCCUCAGUUGCAGGUUUUGAUUCACAUUAAAUUCAGGAAGGCAUAAAUGCCAGGCACAACUUGUCCCUUAUAGAAGAACCCACUUCUCCUUUAAUGUUGACCCAACCAAUUGGUUGGAAUAUCUUAAAUAUCGCAGUAGUCUUGUGCCAGGCUUGCCUUGCCUUGCCAUGAAGCAGAAUCUGCCAGCACCAUCAGGUUAUUUUCUGGGGGGGCGGGUGUUCUUUGGUACCAUCUAAAAGGCAGGAAAUUGCCAGUUGUUUAUUUGGUUAUAUUUUCCACUGCUUGGGAGGGUGAACCAUUGCUUAGGCUGCAGUUUGGAUUUUCCCCUUCAGGUACCGCAAAUGUCUUAAGCUAGCCCUGCCAUAACGGAAAUCUUUCCAACCUGAAUUUAGAGAAAGAGAGAGAAUCAGUUUGCUUCCAGUGACAUAGGUGUAAAGAUUUUGGGACCAGACCGCGAGAGAGCAUUGAUCAUUGACAGUCGAUGUUUGACAUUCUGGCACUUAAGUAACCCAGGUUUUUCCAAUGUUUCGGAUAGAAUACUUUUAAAAGACCAGUUUGCUGCUGAGAAUGUAAAAUGUAGGCAUUGUUAGUCUUGUCCUAGAUUCCCAGACCUUAUUGUAUUUAGCAUGUCGCCCUCACUGGAGAAUUUGAACAGUGCAAACAAUCUUUUGUUUUGGAUCAUUCCACAGGGUUCAGCACCAUUUUUUGUCAGCGCUACAGCUGGCACCACAGUUCUGGGAGCGUUUGAUCCUCUGGAUGAAAUUGCCGACAUCUGCGAGAAACAUGACCUUUGGCUGCAUGUUGAUGUAAGUUAGUUUUAUUAACAUUUGUUCUUUGUUUCACUUUAUUAAGCCUUCCUUUUAACCGUGGAGCCGUUCUCACACAUGCUGGGGGGGAAAGUGCAGCCGAUUUUGCAAACCCAACUAAUGGUGUUCUAAAAACCGAACUACAUUUUGUUUAAUGCAUAAAUCUGUGGACUGUCUCUCUCUGAAGAGUUCAGUGUAUCUUUAUUUUGAUGUAGCUUAGCUUGAGAGGUUGUUUUGCCCAGACAUAUUUGGUAACUUUCACUAUCUAAGCCCUGUACAACAUUACAUUAGUUUUUCAUUGUGUAAUAUUAAGAGCUUGCCUGCAUAGUAGUAGUAGUAGUAAUAAUAAUAAUAAUAAUAAUAAUAAUAAUAAUAAUAUUAUUUAUUUGUACCCCGCCCGGAGCUGGGCUCAGAGCGGCUAACAUCAUAUAAAUAAUACAAUAAAAACAAGCAAUCAAUAGACUAAAAUGCAUCCCAAAAUUAAUUCAAAUAAAUUAAAAUUAAAACUGAACAAAUGACAAUCCUCAGGUUAAAAUUGAAAGCGGUUAAUACUCGCCAGGACCAACUAUUUCCACUGAUAUUAUAAGGACCUGUGAGAGGGCUGGGAACCCUCCUUCGUGCUUCUUCUUAUACAAAGAGAAAUGUGUCAGACUGAACCCUGACCAAAAGCCUGGUGGAACAGCUCCCUCUUGCAGGCCCUGCGGAAGGAUGUCAAAUCUCGCAGGGCCCUGUCCUCUUGUGAGAGAGUGUUCCACCAGGCCGGGGCCAUGGCCGAAAAGGCCCUGGCUCUGGUCGAGGCCAGUCUAAUCUCCCUGGGGCCCAAAAUCUUCAGGGUGUUUAUUUUUGUAGACUUGGACUUUUCCUCAAAGGUUGUGUAUGACACAACAUAACCUUUUGUUUUAUUAUUCCUCCAAGGUGCUCGUGGUUCUUUCAUAGGCUCCUUAGUGGAAGAAGGGGAGUUUGAGGGGGACUUCUUCCAGGCACUGGGUUCCCCUUCCUGCCACUAUGUGAGGAUUAGGUGAGAGCUCUGAAGACUGCUUGCAAUCUCCCAGUGGGAGCAAUUCCCCAUGUCUGUUCGAACUCCUGAAAAAAUUAGUCAGAAAAUAUUAGUCUGGUUGGCUGAGCCAUUGGUCUUCUGAGUCCAGGACGAAGGUGGUUAGGAGUUUAUUAUCCUAUUGUUUAGUAAAUGUUGAGUUAUUUAUCCUAAAUAUCUAGAAUGACUCCUAGAUUUCCAUUUCUGUGCCAGUGGUACUAUCCUUUAGCAAUACAUUGUUUCUCCGUGGGAAUUCCUUUAAAAAGAAUUAUACUUUUCAGUUAUAUACUUUUCACUGAUUUUAAUUUUAAAACUUGACUUCCUUCCCCUCUUUCUGAGGUUCCUUAAAUUUAUUUUUAAUAUCUUCUGCAAAUCCAAAUUAACUUAUUUAUUGAUCACACACACACACACCCCUUAUAUAGCUGCAGGUUAUUACAAUAAUCCUGCCAGUGUUUUUAUCUGUUUACAAUUUAUCUGUAAAUAUCCAACAAAGCAUUUCCAUUCUUUUAUAUAUAAAAAAGUUUGUUAUCAUGAUUUCUUCCAGUAGGUUUCGCUAUGGGAAUUCCAGCACAGUUCUGUUUGCUUAACAUCUAAACAUUCCAAAACUGUCUGACUUGCAGAAAUAUCCAUUCAUGGUGAAUGACUAAAUAAUUUUCAGAUUACCUAAGUGAUAUUACUGUAGGCUUUCAGUAAAGCAGUUUUUGCAAACACAGCUAAGGAGGAUUAACGUAACAUGAAAGUUUGGUAAGCUUCCACCCCCCACCCCCCAAAAAAACCUGAGAGUUUUUACUAUUUUCCUGAUCUUCUUGCAGAUGGUUUAUUGGAAAUAUGCAAAUCUUUUUGUUGUUAAAAGUGCCUUCUUUCGGAAUCAGUGAGCUGUUGAUUGCUUGGCAAUAAUGCCUUUGAUAAGGCUCUUUAUUUCUUCAGAGUAAAUCAUCUGGAGAAGCUAAAAAUAAAUUGCUUCCCUAGUAUUACGUUUCAUGUCAUCGGCUGAUCUAGCUGUCAUAGGGAUGUUAUUUGAUUCCCUUGGGAAGAAGAGGUACCAUUCAUAAUUGUGGUGGGAAGAUUUCUCUACAGAGUUGGCCCAAGUAGUCUCUUUGUGUGUUUAAGGAUGUGGAAAAAUGUCUUCCAGGUAUGAGCUGAUCCCAGAGGGAAGGAUGCAGAGUCUAUCAAGGGCAUGUCUGCUGUAAUUUAUCACUCUCUUUUGUCCAGGCCUCCUGAGAAAAAGCUAUAUAUAAAAUGUGCUAAAUUUGCAGUGGCUUGGGAAGAGAUUCAGAUCACCAAAUAUAGGCUGUUAUUUAUGACCCAAGGCUAUAUACAGCGUGAUCCUAUAUGUGUCUGCUCUCUUGUUCCUAAAUUCCGUGAAACACCCUUUUCUGCUGAAACGGCCUUUCACCUUCCACAUGUUCUGAAUUCUCCUUGUGCAACUAGAAUGCUUAUGAGUAUUCCACAACUUCAGAGCAUAUUCCAUGAUGGCAUAGCAGCUUCAGUAGUGGCUGUGUGUGUUGUCUGGUUAUUUUAUCAUUUAUUAAAUUUAUUUAUUAAAAUUUAAUUCUUCCCUUCCUCCUAAAGCAGUCCAGCGUUGCAAUUAUUCCUAAAACUGACAAUAAUUCAAGAACCUCCAAGUGUCCCUAUUUUCCAGGGACAGUCCUGGAUGUAAAGAAGCCGUCCCAGCUUCUGAUUUGAUCCCAGAAUGUCCCACUUUUCCUUAGUAAGGUAAAGGGACCCCUGACCAUUAGGUCAGUCAUGACCGACUCUGGGGUUGUGGUGCUCAUCUCACUUUAUUGGCCGAGGGAGCUGGCGUACUGCUUCCAGGUCAUGUGGCCAGUAUGACUAAGCCGCUUCUGGCAAACUAGAGCAGUGCACGGAAACGCCGUUUACCUUCCCGCCGGAGCGGUACCUAUUUAUCUACUUGCACUUUGACGUGCUUUCGAACUGUUAGGUUGGCAGGAGCAGGGACCGAGCAACAGGAGCUCACCCCGUUGUGGGGAUUUGAACUGCCGACCUUCUGAUCGGUGAGUCCUAGGCUCUGUGGUUUAACCCACAGCGCCACCUGCGUCCCUUUUCCUUAGGACGUCGCUAUUUUCAUGUUGGAGGGUAUGGGGUUAUGCAACCCCUGAGCCAAAGAGAUAACUAACUAACUAACUAACUUCCCUGCAUAGGGAAGUUUUUAAAUGUUUAAUGUUUCAUUAUGUUUUUACAUAAGUUGGCAGCCGCCCAUUUUCAUUGAAAGAAUGUUGGAGGCUAUGUAAUAUCAAGUUAGAUAGAAUAAUUGCUGGGUUUCACCCUGUUUGAGAUAAAGAGAUGGGAAUAUAAAUCUUCCAGAUUAAGAGAUGGGAAUAUAAAUCUUCCAGAAUUCAUUUUGAAGAUUCUCACUAGUUAUGGUUAGUUUCCAUGAUUACUCAUGUAAAUAAACACCUUUGGUUUUAUUCAGCUAUUCAGUGUUCCGUAACUUAGUCUGCUGACAGAACAAUAGUAAAAUAUUUCUGAAGAAUUUCAAACAAACUUUAGACUGAUAUACGUACGUAUAUAGCUCAGAGAAGGUACUUACAGCGACAUACUGUCCUUGUGUAAGUGAGGCCUUAUUCAAGCCAGUAUAUAUAUCUUCUUUUGGAUUCUUUGAAAUGAGUGGCAUAAUCAAGAGAAUCCAGUUCGUACCGUCCCUGCUGUCUAAACUUUUAAAACCCUAUAAUGAGAGUAAUAAUAAAAUUAUACAGUGCUGAACUAACACUUUAUAACUUUUAAUAAAUAUCUCCACAGGCAUCGUGGGGAGGCUCAGCUUUGCUGUCAAGGAAGCACCGCAAACUUCUGCAAGGCAUCCACAGGUAGAUGACGUUUAAUUUGGAAAGGGGAUAAUUAAAGUCAAAUGCAAGCGUUUUUGAAGUCCCAUUGACUUCAGGGUGACCAUCAUUUCCUCAUUGAAACCACAGACACUCACGUUUCAUUUCGGAUAGAUUGUGUCAUGCUCACUAUGAGGAGGAUGAUUGGAAACCUGAAAAAAAAAAAUGAAGAAAAAGUCUGCUUUAUCAUAUGCAAUCACACUGCAAUUGCAAAGUAAUUUUCUGCUUUUGUCCAUUUAUCACGUUCGUAGGGCCAAUUCAGUGGCAUGGAAUCCUCAUAAGAUGCUAAUGGCAGGGAUCCAGUGUUGCGCCCUUCUGGUGAAAGACAGUUCUGUAAGUCUUCUUUCUUUAAUUUCCCAAAUGCAACUGAAGUGUGUUUUUGCUGCAUUGAGAAAAUAGAUAAAUUAACUUAGGUUUUCCAAUACAAAAGCAUAACAUUGCAGACAAUUGCAUACAGUGCGUGAGGUGCUGAUGAGGGGUGGUGGGAAAUACCUGAUUUCUGCAUGUGAAUGACACCCAAACUUCUACUUAUUUGCCAGUACAGUGGUACCUCGGGUUAAGUACUUAAUUCGUUCCGGAGGUCCGUACUUAACUUGAAACUGUUCUUAAUCUGAAGCACCACUUUAGCUAAUGGGGCCUCCCGCUGCUGCUGCUGCCACCGCGCCGCCGGAACACGAUUUCUGUUCUCAUCCCGAAGCAAAGUUCUUAACCUGAGGUAAUAUUUCUGGGUUAGCAGAGUCUGUAACCUGAAGCGUAUGUAACCUGAAGCGUAUGUAACCCGAGGUACCACUGUAUUUUAAAAUUAACAGACCUGUGAUUAGCUAAUUUAAGAUUGUGCGCAUGCCCAUUUCAAGUAGCAAUAGAUUAAGGUAAAGGUAAAGGGACCCCUGACCAUUAGGUCCAGUCGUGACCAACUCUGGGGUUGCGACGCUCAUCUCGCUUUAUUGGCCGAGGGAGCCGGCGUACAGCUUCCGGGUCAUGUGGCCAGCAUGACUAAGCCGCUUCUGGUGAAACCAGAGCAGCACACAGAAACGCCAUUUACCUUCCUGCCAGAGUGGUACCUAUUUAUCUACUUGUACUUUGACUUGCUUUUCAACUGCUAGGUUGGCAGGAGCAGGGACCGAGCAACGGGAGCUCACCCCGUUGUGGGGAUUCGACCUGCCGACCUUCUGAUCGGCAAGCCCUGUGGUUUAACCCACAGCGCCACCCACAUCCCUUAGCAGUAGAUUGCAUGAUUUUAAAUAGGUUUGGAUCCAGAUCAAAUUUAAGAAAUGUGUAUUGGAGUCUACAAAUAUAGAUACAGUUAACAUUUUAUCAUUCUAUUUGAGAUAUAUAUAUAUUCAUUCUUUUCGGAAUUAACGGGAUUAGGAAGUGUUUAGAAGUUAAAUGCAUUAGUGGGCAAAAUAAUGACUUAAAUGAAUAGGACUUUGGAAAAUAUGGGAAGGCAUGUUGGAAUGUCAUUGAAUUAACAAAAAAAAGUUGGGGGAAGGUGAAAGGGUUUUUAAAUUGAUUGAAAUGGGAAAGCGCUUGGGAUGCAGAGGCAGUGAAAUGCAGAGAUUAGUAAAUCCAUUGUAAAAGCACAGAUCAAUCAAAGCAAUUGCUGGGUGUCCUCUUACUUUGACAGGAAGCGCUGGGGAAGAUCACAAUGUCUCCCAGGCUGUCCUGUUAAAAUAAACCUUUCCCUAAACGAACCCUGUCACCACAAGCUUGCAUUUAAGUGUCUGCCUUUUUAGCUAGGAGAAUCAUAACCAAGUAGGCUGGCAUACAGCCUUUAUACAUUUGAGAUCCUUUAGAAAAUAAAAUGUUCACUGUACUGAAAAACAUGAUAUAGAUAUAUUGUCAUUUAAAAAUUUAUACCAAAAGUUGAUGUUUGACUGCAUCUCCAAAUUACAACAUUGUUCAUCAUAGGGUGGAUUUGACUUAAAUCAAAUCGAUUUAAAUCACGAUUUAAAUCACUAGUCAGUAAGACUUGAUUUAAAUCUCUUUUUUUUACAGAAAGACUCAUUCUUGCUGGUAUAAUCUUAAUAUUUACAACCAGAUAAAGUUUUUAUUUUUUGAAUGAUAAAUUUUCAGAGUAGUUUUUACCGUUAUAUCAAAAAUUACUGAUUUGGUUAUACUAUUAGAAAUACAUUGACAGAAAAUUAUGAAAUUAUUGUGAGGUUUAGUAAGUUAACUGCUUAUAUUUGUACAACUUUUCUGCUGUACUUUAAUGGAAGGAGAAAAAUAAUCAUUUCCUUAAUAACAAUUUAAACAAUUUAUUUAACUAAAACAAUAACAGUAUAGCAUAUGUAUCCAUAUUUGUUAACUGAUGUGGUUAAACAAUUUUUUUAAAAAAACUUACUGCGUUUUAGCGCACUUGAAAAACUUAAAUCAUUUCCUGAUGAAUAGCUUUUGGACUAUAACAUAACUUAAAUGUUAUGCCAGUGAGAGCCAGUGUGGUGUAGUGGUUAAGAGCGGUAGUUGCGUAAUCUGGGGAACCGGGUUCGCGUCUCCGCUCCGCCACAUGCAGCUGCUGGGUGACCUUGGGCUAGUCACACUUCUCUGAAGUCUCUCAGCCCCACUCACCUCACAGAGUGUUUGUUGUGGGGGAGGAAGGGAAAGGAGAUUUUUAGCUGCUUUGAGACUCCUGAAGGGGAGUGAAAGGCGGGAUAUCAAAUCCAAACUCUUCUUCUUCUUCUUCUUAAAUAGAAAACUAUCUUUAGGAAGAUUUUUCCUCCAAAAGCAUUUUAUUUUAAAAAUCUGAUUUAAAUAAAGAAAAUCCAAUUUAAAAAAUAAUAAUCAUUGAUUUUUAUCCACCUUGGUUCAUCAAAUAUAUAAAGGUUCCAGAUUUGUGUAAAUUCAGCGAACAGGUUAUUUUUUCAUAUGAUUAGUUGGUAAUUAUUUUGGAUCCAGUAGAGCUGUCCUGGCAUAGAGCAGAAUGUACAUAUAGCAAUACUGCAUGAAUAUUCACUUUAGCAGGGGAAGAUGUUUCAUGCACAUAGUUCAUAAUGUACAUGAAUUGUUCAUCAGCAUCGUAAGGAGCGUUGUGAGCUCCUGUUUUGGCAGGCUUUGGGUAGCACGUUAGAAUCUCUGAGUUUUUGUUUACAUCCUAACUCUACGUCUGCAUACCCAUAUACCAGUGGCUAGGCAGAUGUGAGAUACUCAUGCACUGGUGUACAGAUACAAAAGAACAAAAAGCAUUAUGUGGAAAAAGAAAACAUGGUUAUGUAUCGAAGCACAAUAUGGCUCAAGCUUAACUGACAAGGGUGACAGAAAUCGCAUCAGGAAGUCUGCUCCAUGACUUUGAAAGGCCACGUUCCACACUGGAGAAUAAUGUUUGCAAACCGGGAAACCUUUCCAAUUCCCAUGUUGCAUAAUUAGUAUUCCGAGACACAGUUUCUCAGAGAACUGCUAAUUUAGUUUUCUGCAGUGUUGAGGUCGUAGAGGGGGGAAAAAGAUGAAGGGAGUGAUGGCAGGUGGGCAGCAAUAGCCAUGGAAUCAAAACAAGAAGAUGCAUCCAUGGCCACUGUAAGGCUGGGUUCAUACGUAUACCCCCAAUUCUUCAUUCUUCAUCCAAAGUUGCUUACAACCAAGGCACUUGCAAAGGAAAGAUGGGAAGAACUUUAAGGUAUACAGUAUUUUGAAAAGAUACCUGUUUCCAUACUUGGAACUGGUUGAAAGUACACACAUGUUGACUUCCGGGUUGGUGCCUCCGGCAAUGGCUGAAUUUCUCUGAUCGGGAGGAAUUUGCCCCGUGGGAAUUUGGGUCUGUACCGCCACGGCAAAGGUGGAGACCUGUAAAAAUCACAGGCGGGAGAAGCCUGUGAAGGUGGGAUUUGGCGGGCACCUUUUGCGCCUCCCCUACUCGCGGGGGAACCCGAUUUCGGGGACCCGGAGCGACGUGGGGUGAGUGGCGCGGUGCUUCGAAUCGUCUUGCUUCUUCCACGGAGCGAAGCCGCAUAGCUGUUGCCGGAGAGAACUGACUUUUUCCUGUGGACAAUUUGACUCCAAAGUAAUUACCUGUGAGUAGAGCUGAUACGGGAGCAUCGGAUUUUAAACGUUUAAUUGGACAUCGAAACGGGGAGGUUCAAAACAGGAAGUCCGCCUUCCCUAUUUGUAAAUAGACUGAGGCAAGGAGUCUGUAAGCUGAAGUCUUGGAAAGCCUUUUGUAAAAGAUUAAAUUUCCAUCGGCAAAGAGUAUAAAAUCCCCCUUGGAGGCAGGAGAAGAGGGGGGGAAGUUGUGGACUGAGUAUGCCUGCAGGAGAGAGUAAAGAGAGUUAAAAUACUGCCGCUCUGACCCUGGAAACGGGCUGCUAGUAGGACUGACGUUUUGGAAUGUCCAUUGACAGCACUUAGAAUGUUCCUUGACAGCUAGCAAAAUAAGAGAGAUAUAUUGUUUCUACUGUCUCCGGCUGCUUCUAAAAAGGAGUAAUAAAGUAACUGAAAACUGAAACUAACUUUGGAUUGUACGAGUUGCGCUUAAAGGUGACAUUCUUGAUUAUUAUAAAUAGAAACUGUUUCCCCCUAGUGGAAGUUUCUGAAAUUGAUUACUUUAUAAGAGCUGGGCUAGGGGAGUUUCCAGCUGCAAGAUAAAAACUGUGUGACUCUGGGAUUGACCUUGAAUCUCUUAAGUGUUAUGGCAAAUGGAAAGGAAAGAACAGAUGAAAUGUUAACAGAAGAGGCCUUAGUGGUCGCAUUAUUGAAAAUAAAUGACUCGCUGGAACAGCUUCACAAGAAAACAGAAGUGAUGAAUGUGAAAGCGGAUGCUGCAAAUAAUAAAAUUGAUUUAAUUGUAGAAAGUUUAAAUAAUCUGGGACAAAAGGUGAACACCAACACAGAAACCACCCAGAAAUUGACACAGGAAUCUACUUUAAUACGGCAAACUGCGGAUGAAGUCAGGGAGAAAACCUUUGCUGCUGAAUGUAAAACAACACAAUUGGAGUGUGAGAGAGCCCCAUACAUUCAAAAGCAACUUGACGAAUAUAAGCUGACAUUUGCUAUGAUGGAGCUUAAAGAAAAACAAAUGAAUUUGAGGAUCAGAACCCCACCAGAACUGGGAAAGGAAAGUUCGACAGAGCUUCAGGAGGAGACAGGAUCAACAUCGGCUGAGAAAGAGAGAUUUUUGGCGGUCAGUAGGACCGCCAAAAAUGUGAAUUUACUUAAGGGCAACUGUGAAGGACGUUGGAUUGAAGAGAAGGGGGAUUGGGAAAUAUGGACAAAUCUGAAGUUGUUAUGGUUGGGCCGAGCUGUUGUGGUGGGGAUGAGGGUUGCUGUGUUGCCGGGGAUGUUGCUUUUGUGUCAAAAAGUGCAAGUUUUGGAUGGGAGGGAUUGUUUCAGGAGGUGGCAGAGGGAUGUUCCUGGAUUGGUUUGGCAGGGCAGGAAGCCUCGAGUAAAAUUUAAGAUAUUGAUGGAUGCUAAAGAAGGAGGUGGACCUGCCCUGCCAGACACCUAAACUUUGUUGUGAAUCAUCUGCUUUUUGCUGGCUGAGAGAAUGGCUGUCUCUUAAAAGCACUGAAGUGUUGGAUAAUGGCAGAUGAAGUUGAUGGACUAGACGGAAUUGGCGGAAAAGAUUGGCAAGAUCCGAGACCAGGGAGAAGAGUCGGUGGAAGAAGACUGGGAAAAGUUUAAAGACUAUUUAUAGAAAUAUUGUAAAAUUAAUGAAUGUUAGAAGAAUGUUGGAAUGAAAUUAUAUGGCUUCAGUAGAAAUGUUAUAAGGAAUUAAGCAUAAAUAGAUUAAUAGAGUAUUAAAGGAAAAUAAGGUUAAAAGGUGUUAAGAUAAUUAUAGGAUAGAAAACAGGGGAAGAUGGUAAGGAAUUGCUGAAAUAAUUAAUAGAAGUGGAAUACAAAAAGGGAGGUGUGAGGAGGCCGUGGAAAUAUGGGAAAGAAAGAUAAGAUAUUGGAAGUUUUUUCUUUUUUCUUUUUUUCUUCUUUUUUUUUUCUUCUUUCUUUUGAUGUGUUUUUAAAUUGUUUUUGUUUUGUUUUGUUAAUUUUUAUGUAGUGUUUUUGUAUUAUAAUGUAUUGUUUUUUAUUUUGUAAGUGUUUAAAUUGUUGUAAAAGCAAUAAAUAUUAUUAUAAAAAAAAAGAAAGUACACACAUGUUGAAUUCCUGCAGUUUUGAGAUAAUUAUCUAAGUCAGCGGCGUUGCGUAUUUAGCAGAUUAAUUGCGCUGCAGAAAGCGUGCUGGGGAGACCACACGUUCAGGAAACAACGAAGAAACGCAAAAAUAUCUUUUGCUUGGCUUUAAUUACAAAAACAAAAACUCCUCUUACAUUAAAUCUAUGAGUAUGAUUCACCAGGGUACUGAGAGAGGCACACGCUGCUCUUUGUAUACUAUACCCAAUUGCUGACACAGCUUAAUUAACACAACUUAACAGCACCUGCUAUACAAUGAACCUUAAUAUUUAAAUAAACCAUUCAACAAAUGGUGUCCAAUUUUUUUUCAAAGAGUGCCAGAUUUGAUGAAGUGAAGGGCCGUGAGGGGCGACCAAAGGGCCAACCAGUUAUUGACCUAUUUUUAGGAUUGAAGUUGUUGACCUUUUUUUAGGGUUUUACCCCAGGAAGUAAACUGCCACAGGGGCUGGAUUAAACCAACCGGCAGGCUUUUUUUUUUUUAUAAUAAUUUUUAUUAAAAUUUCAAUCAGAAAUUAAACAACAAAAAAAGAAAGGAAAAACAUCAAAGAAAUAUACACAGAUACACCAUACAAAUAUCAAAGAGAAAAUAAAAAAAACACAAAAGACAAAAAUCAACAAUAAAAAAGAACAUAACAAUUAAAAACAAUAUCUCUUUUCCAUUUCCGUUUUUAAAUUUACUUAUUUUCUGGACUUCCUCGUACCUCCCUCUUUUGUAUUCCAAUCCAAAUUGUUAGUCCAGCAAUUUCUUUUCCACCUUUUUAAUCCCAGUCUUUAAUUUAAUAUAAUAUUGAAAUAUAUAACUUCAACUUCUUUAAACCUAAUCUUUAGUCUUAAUGUAAUGUAACAUUAAAAUUUUACCUCUUAAUUGUCAAAUUUCCAUUUCAUUAAACAUCUUUAAUCCUAAUCUUUAGUCUUAAUCUGUCAUUAACCUUAACCUGUACAGCUGGAAACCGCUUAUUUUCAGUCCAACAUCACUCUAACAUUCUUUAAUUUUGCAAUGUUUCUGAAGAUAGUCUUUGAAUUUCUUCCAAUCUUCCUCCACCGACUCUUCUCCCUGGUCAUGGAUUCUACCAGUCAUUUCCGCCAGUUCCAUAUAGUCCAUAAGUUUCAUCUGCCAUUCCUCCAGCAUGGGAAGUUCUUGUGUCUUCCAAUACUUUGCGAUGAGUAUUCUUGCUGCUGUUGUUGCAUACAUAAAGAAAGUUCUAUCCUUUUUUAACACCAUUUGGCCGACUAUGCCCAGGAGAAAGGCCUCUGGUUUUCUUUUUGCCCUUCAAUCUGCAGGCUCCAUUUCCUGAGUCAGUGUUUCGAUUUCUUCGUUUAUUUCCUCUUGGGUUAAGGCUAAGGGGUUGGGACUUGCCUCAGGCCGCCAUGAGCUCAUUGCUGAAGUGAGAUUUCAGCCAGAGGACUUAGUGGCUCCAAUCUCAUUUCCUCAUACUGCAACCCACAAACAUAAUAGGGAGUCAGACACAUUGAAUACAUGAGGCCUUAACUUCCAGGUGACAUGUCUAGGAUUGCAUUGUUAAUCACUCUACUGCAGCCAUCCGUCUUCAUGAGGAAGAUUAGUCGCUUCUUGUUGGCAAAGUGUUGCUCAUUCUUAAUUUCCAUGCAUAAUUAUUUGUCAGUUUGCUGGGAUGGGCUGCAAUGUUUAGUCAGUUAAUUGGUUAGGUGAAUUGUUUGAAAACAUUUUGAUUGACUGGGGGAAAAAAAGGUCCUCAGUUAACCCGGCAGCAAAUCUCGUAAUACUACUAUAAUACUACUAUAAAAAAACCUUGUAGAUGAAAAGGCCCACCUGUCAGCUCUAAAAAGUGUAGAUAAAGAGAGGCAUUGCUUCCCGGGUGAGAGAGUUCUCCUUCCAAGAUGCUACCUGCUGUGAUACAUCAUCUGAAAACAGAGAAUGUGUCUUGUUUUUUCUUUAGAACUAUUUUUCAGAUACAGUGGUACCUCAGGUUAAGUACUUAAUUCGUUCUGGAGGUCUGUACUUAACCUGAAACUGUUCUUAACCUGAAGCACCACUUUAGCUAAUGAGGCCUCCUGCUGUUGCCGCGCCGCCGGAGCACCGAUUUCUGUUCUCAUCCUGAAGCAAAGUUCUUAACCUGAAGCACUAUUUCUGGGUUAGCGGAGUCUGUAACCUGAAGCGUCUGUAACCUGAAGCGUAUGUAACCUGAGAUACCACUGUAACACAAACUUAUAUGCAUCAAGGUCUAAAAUCCUUGCUUAAUCAGCAGAGAUUUCUUCCAUCUUAUGACAACCCUGGUUAAAAUCACAGGAUCAGGGAGGUUGUCACACAAAUUGCUUAGAACUGUGGUGCCCGUGGAGUCUCCGCAAGCCACCCAUUUGUGAGAUGUCAUACUGCACAUAGAUAUUGAAUGUCUGCUGAAAACGUUCCUGUUCUGCCAGGCAAUUAAGAAUACACCCCCACAAUGGUCAGUUGGUGUUUGUUUUUCAUUUCUUUCUGCUGUUAACUUUUUAUGAUUUUAUCAACUGGUUUUUAUGUUUUCAUACUGUUGUAAACGGCUGUGAUUUUCGCCCCCGAUACAGUGGUAUAUAAAUAUUAUUUUUAAAAAUAAAUAGAUAUAUAAAUAUUCUCCUAGAGACUUCCAUUGAUCUAUUUAUUUGUUCAAUGUCAGGCUUCGGGAAAUUCUAUCCCUCCCCUGGUCGCAGCAAGAAGCAUAGAAAAGAUAGAAAAACAAAGAAGAGUUCUUACUUAAUGAGUUUAUUCAAUCAUCACAGCGAGAGAUGAAGGAAGGCAGUCCGUCUCCCAUUAAUGGCGUCGCUCCAACUGAGCUCCUUCCCCCUCCCUUCCAAGCAACACCACUUCCCCAUACGGUGGCUGCCAGGGGCUAAUUUUCUCUGAGUCUUUUGCUCUUGCACUCUCAACGAACGCCGCGAUCUGGGAGAAAGGGGGUUCAGAAAUACUCUCCAGUGAGAACAUGUUAACUGGCUGCUCUGCCUCCCCUGGCUCUGCCUCCCCUCUCCUUUCUCCCAACUCUUCUGUCUGUCUGUCUCUGAGCUGUGACCUUCCUCAAACCACUGCUGUAAUUCAACGCUGCCUUCCUCUUCUCUGGAAGCUUCAGGAGAAGUGGGGCGGCGAUCUCCACCAUUCUUCCUCCAUCUCGUCCCCUUCAGUCCAGUCUCUGACAUUCAAGCACAUAGUUAAGCUGAUGGAAUUUGCUUCCAUGUGAUGUAGUGAUAGGUGGAUAGGUGGAUUUUAAAAGAGCUAAGAAGGCAAACCUGCGGAAGUUAAUGUUAUCCAUGGCUGCUGGUCACAAUGGCUACAUGCUGCCUCCAGGAGGAGAAGGAUGCCUCUGAACUCCACUUUCUGCUCAACAACUGUCGGAGAGGGAGAUUGCUAUCUUGUCCUGUGUUUGUGUCAACAAAGGCAACUGGUUGGCCACUGUAGAAUUGGGAUGCUGGAUUUAUAGUCCCUUUUAGGACUAUAAAUGGCUCCUCUCUUCCUUAAAGUAAAGGUAAAGGGACCCCUGACCAUUAGGUCCAGUCAUGGCCGACUCUGGGGUUGCGGCACUCAUCUCGCUUUAUUGGCUCAGGGAGCCGGAGUACAGCUUCCGGGUCAUGUGGCCAGUAUGACUAAGCCGCUUCUGGCGAACCAGAGCAGCGCACGGAAACACCGUUUACCUUCCCGCUGGAGCGGUACCUAUUUACCUACUUGCACUUUGACGUGCUUUUGAACUGCUAGGUUGGCAGGAGCUGGGACCAAGGAACGGGAGCUCACCCCGUCGCAGGGAUUUGAACCACUGACCUUUUGAUCAGCAAGUCCUAGGCUCUGGUUGAAUCCACAGCGCCAUCCACGUCCCCCUCUCUUCCUUAAGUAGAUUUAAUUGUCAGAAGCUGUCUGGCUAAAAAAAAAUUUUAAGCUGUUUGUACUUUUAAUAUUGUGUGCUGUUUUAGUGCUUUAUAGCUGCUUUAGAUCAUUAUUAUUAUUAUUGUGAAUGGUUUUAGAAUUGCUUAAGUUAUUGUUUUAAUUCACUCUGCUUCCUUGUUGAGGAAAUGCGGGGUAUAAAUGUUUUAGCAGAUGAAUAUUGGAUAGAUAGAUACGCAGAGAGGAAUCUUCUGCUCCAACCUGUCAGUACCCAUAGAUGAGAAAAUUGGCUCCUUUUCAAUCCAGGACUUGUGUUUUGUACAUGAUGCUGAAUAGCUUGUGUCUGGUAUGCAUAUGUUUUAGGUUUUGCCUUGACAUAUUCCCCCCUCUGUUUUAUUAUAAGCUUGACAGAGCUAUCUGUGCUAUAUUGUAAUGCAGAUUAAAGGCUGUACAUUCAGUUACAGAAAUACAGACACUUUCAUUAGGCAUAAUGUCAGAGUCCUUGUAAACCCGUUCCUGCAGCAGACAGGCAGGAAGAGGUGCAGAGAAGUGCCAUCAAAUACUAAACUUAUUUUCUGUCUGUUCACAGUGGACAUCUUCUAUAUUCAGUUUUAAAGUGGAUUGUGUGAGAUGAUAUUCGGCAAUAUCAUUAUGAAUCGGUGUGCGGUUCUAUAGCCUUCACGCUCUGCUGGGAAAUUGGGCAGGAUAUCUUUAACCUGAACAUUGGCUUGCAGGCCAAUUAUAUUUCCAAAAGCAACUUAUUGGACAGAGCUGAAUCAGAAUUGAAAUUGGCCCCAUUACUGGCUUUAAUUCUCUUUUCUAGCUCUUCUGUUUCUCUCCAGCACCUUCUGACUACAUGCUUCCAGUGACUUUUUUGCUCAGCGCCUCUUGCCCAGUUAUCAAUCUGCAUCCUUCUCCCACAACUUUCCAUUCUGACCUGUGUGCCUCUAAUGCAAAUAAAUUUUAUAAAUAAAAAUUAUUAUUAUUAUUAUUAUGCAUUUCCAAGUAUUUUCGUACUUCCAUAAGUGUGCAGGAUUUCGUAGUCAAAACGUUUGGUGUUCCUUGGUGCAGAAUUCAUACCUGAUUGAUGCACAGACUUUGCUUCUCCUCAUCCUUUUCCUUUUUCAAGCCCUUCUCUGUAUCAUUUCUCACUUUUUCAUGUGCCCAAUUUUGUGACUCAGUGGUCAGAACUUAGCAUCUUGGGAAACAUGGGAUGUCUCCCAGUAGCUCCCUGAGUGAUCUUCUUCUUUGGCGAUCACUCGUAGCCAAGUAAGAUUGUCUUCCAUAAACACGGUUUUACUUUCUUUUUUUAAAAAAAAUAAUUUUUUAUUAAGUUUUCAGUAAAAGAUUAAACAGAAAAACAUAAAAAAGAAAUACACAAAUACACAUAAAAAAGAAAUACACAAAUACACAGUACAUAAUCCAAAGGAAGAAAAAAAAAACAAUUAAAAAGAAUCACCUUUUCAUUUCCGUGUUUAAAUUUACUUAUUUUCUGGACCUCCUCAUACCUCCCUCUUUUGUAUUCCAGUCCAAAUUGUUUGUCCAGCAAUUUCUUUUCCACUUUUUUUAUUCCCAAUCUUUAAUCUUUAAUAUAAUAUAGCAUUAAAAUUUUACCUCUUAAAAUACCAAAUUUCCAUUUCCUUAAACUUCUUUAAUCCUAAUCUUUAAUCUUAAUCUAUCUAUAACUUUAAAUCCUGUACAGCUGGAAACCACUUAUUUUCAAUCCAACAUCACUCUAGCAUUCUUUAAUUUUGCAGUGUUUCUGUAGAUAGUCUUUGAAUUUCUUCCAAUCUUCCUCCACCGACUCUUCUCCCUGGUCACGGUUUUAACAAUGAGUCCGUAAGUGACUGUGGAGGCCAAUUCUGGAUUCACACGUCCUUCCACAUUGGUUUUUUCUUUAUUUUCCUUUUACAGUAUCUCGCUUUCUUUUUCUUUGGGUUUCUCCUUUCCUUGCCUUUUUCUCCCUUCUGGCUUUGUUCUCUUUUAGACCAAGUAGCUGUUUUAUCUCAGUGUGUUAUAAAAAAUAUACUUUGUAAUGGGUAUGUAAUUUUGUAUAUCUUUCAAUAAGUAUCAAUAAACAUUUUUUAAAUUUAUUUUUUCAAGGCUAGUUCGGUGAAGAUGUAAACUCAGUGUUGGGCUACUGUGAAAAAGGCAGAUUCUAUGCUAGGGAUUGUUAGGAAAGAACCUGAAGAUAAAAGUGCUGAUUCCAUAAUGCCAUUAUACAAAUCUCUGCUGUGUGUACACCUUUGGUCACCUCACCUCAAAAAGACUGCACUCAAAAAAGAGUACAGUCAUACCUUGGUUUUCUAAUUUAAUCCGUUCUGGGAGUCCAUUCAACUCCUGGAACAGUUCGAAAACCAAGGUGCGGCUUCCGAUUGGCUGCUGGAGCUUCCUGCAGCCAAUCGGAAGCUGUGUGAGCCGCGUUGGACAUUCGGCUUCUGAAAACCAUUCGAAAACCAGAACAAUUACUUUGGUUUUCGAUCAUUCCAGCAGUCAAAACGUUUGAGUUCAAAGGCGUUCGGCUUCUAAGGUUCCACUGUAUUUUAGCAUUGGAGCGACUCCCCCUAUGAGAGUCGCAGUAUUUGGGACUUCUUAGUCAAGAGAAAGAGCGAGUUAAGGCAGAAAUGUAUAAAAUCAUGCAUGACAUGGGAGACAGUGCAUAGAGAACAGUUUUUCACCUUCUCGGACAUGCAGUGAAGCUAAAUGUUGGAAAACUCAGGGAGGUCAAAGGAGCUACCAUAUUUUUCGCUCUAUAACACGCACCCGACCAUAACAUGCACGUAGUUUUUAGAGGAGUAAAACAAGAAAAAAAAUAUUCUAAACGAAACAGUGGAUGUAUGAUUUUUGUGGUUCAUGCUGUGGCCACAGACAUGUGAUCUGACAGUGAGUUUGGAGUAGCCCAAUGCAAAAAUCCUGAGGAUCCAUGUGGAUCCAUGCUUUGUAACCACGUUUUAAGUGGGGAGGGAAGGAAAAGCACUCAAGGGACAAGGAGCACGCGUGGGGUGGGUGGAGAAGGAUGCUGCUAAUAAUGCAGAAGAGGGGUAUAAGGGGAGAAGGCUCCUCUCCUCUCCCGCUUUGCUCCUUUAAAGCAAGCCGACUCUGCUUUUCUUCCUCCUCCCCGCUCAUCCCCGGCUUAGCGAGCUGAAAAACUUUGCUGCUAUGUAGCGAGCUGAGUGGGGAGGAGAGAGGGACAGAGAGCCUGCUUGCUUUAAAGGAACCAACCGGACAGGAGCCGCUUACACUCGUGUAAGCGGCUCCUCUCCUCUCCCACUUUGCUCCUUUAAAGAAGCAGGCUCUCUGUCCCUCUCUCCUCCCCACUCAGCGGCUCUUCUCCUGCUCUUCUCGCGCCUUGCUGUUUCAAAGCGAGCCACGGAGGAGGGAAGGAAGGGGAACCAUGGAUCCUCUGCUCACGACUGCAGCAGAUCCCCCCCGCCACCCGUAGGCAUUCCCUCCAUAACACGCACAGACAUUUCCCCUUACUUUCUAGGAGGAAAAAAGUGAGUGUUAUGGUGCAAAAAAUAUGGUACUUCCUCACACAGCACAUAGUUAAACUACAGCAUUCACUCCCACAAGAGGCAGUGAUGAUGGCCACCAACUUCGAUGGUUUUAAAAGAGGAUUUGACAUAUUCUGGGAGGAUACUGCUAUCAGUGGCUUCUAGCUAUGAUGACGGUGCUGUGCCCCCAUGCCAGCUGCUGGAAAAAGGUCAGCUAUUGUGAUAACAGGGUCCUGGACUAGAAGGGCCGUUGGCCUGAUCCUGCAGGCUCUUAUGUACCCAGCUGCGAAGACCACGCUGGGAAUAUAUUACAUCCCCAAGACCUCGACAGGUAGUCUAGGGUACUGUCCAGAUUCUGCUGAACUCCAAUGCCUAUCAACCCUGGCCAGUGACCUGGAAGAUACUACGUUGGCUAGCCUUGCGUAAUCAUAAAUUAUUAACACAAAAAUCAGAUAUUCAGAGCUGGUGUAGUUUGGUGGCUAAGAUGUGAGAUUUGAAUCUGGUCCCUAGUUCACAUCUGUCAGAAGCUACCUGGAAUUAUUAUUAUUUAUUGAAUACCGCCCUAUACCCAGAAGUCUCAUCGAUGUUUUUUUGUACAUUUUCUGUGCACAAAAGUGAUUCCUCUGCUGACAUCUCAGUUGAGGUUCUCUGGUGAAAAGGUUUUUGUACCAGCCCACAACAGUUAUUAGAAUGUUAUCUGUAGAUUCCUAAACCUAAUGGUUAAGUUCAAGACAUAGUCUUAGAAAUCCUAGGUUAAUAAAAUGUUAUAAUUUGAGGCUGGGGAUGGGAGGGCCUUUCUUUUUCUUCUUCCAACAAUCUUCUGUACAACCAUGCGAGAAAAUACCAAAGGUUAGACUGUCAGAAUCCUAAGAAAACUUCUGAAACCAAUAAAAAUUGCAUAGCAAUUGAGACAUCUCACCUUUUAAUCUGAGCAGCUUAUUUUUAGCCCCGUGUUUCUCAUUCCUUCAGCUUGCUCUUUACAUACCUAUAUUGGUUGAUUUUGCUGUCCUUGAAAUUCAUUUUCAAGACACAUUCAUUGUGGUUUACUAUUCCAGUGCUCAUCACUACUCAGAUGUUAUGCGUUAGGAGGUGAGAAAUAAAGAGGCAAAGACACAGGUUGUGGGAUAAACUAGAGCCACUUUCACACAAUUGUAGAGUUGCAAGAGACCCUGACAGUCAUCUAGUCCAGCCCCUUGAAAUGCAGCAAUCUCAACUAAAGCAUCCCUGACAGGUGGUCAUCCCAACUUCUUCUUAGAAACCUUCAAGGAAGGAGAGCCCACCACCUCCCAAGGGAGUCCGUACUACUGUCAAACACAGGCUUCCUCAAACUUGGCCCUCCAGAUGUUUUUGGCCUACAACUCCCAUGAUCCCUAGCUAGCAGGACCAGUGGUCAGGGACGAUGGGAAUUGUAGUCUCAAAACAUCUGGAGGGCCGAGUUUGAGGAAGCCUGGUCAAACAGAUCUUACUGUCAGAUACAGUGGUACCUCUGGAUGCGAACGGGAUCCGUUCCGGAGCCCCGUUCGCAUCCAGAAGUGAACGCAACCCACGUCUGCGUGUGCGCGGGUCGUGAUUUGCGUCUUCUGCGCAUGCGCAUGACGUCAUUUUGACCGUCUGUGCUCCGUUACUUCUGGGUCGCUCGCAACCCGAAAAUACUUAUCCCGAAGCUACUUCAACCCGAGGUAUGACUGUAAUUCUUUCUGAUGUUUAGUUGGAAUCUACUUUCUUGUGACUUGAAUCCAUUGAUUUGGGUCCCAGCCUCCAGAGCAGGAGAAAACAAGCUUGCUCCAUCUUCCAUGUGACAGCCCUUUAUAACUUCAGCACUUAAGAACUUAUUAAACUUUCUGAACUGCAUCAGGGGAAUUAGACCACGUGGUGGAAAAUCCCAAAAGCUUCUUAAACUCCUAAGCCUGCUGGCCAUGGGCUAGCCCACCCCGCAGAGUGUCAGGCUGGUCUUAAACCCAACUCUUUCCCCUCUUCCGCACCCUUAAAGGCAGAUGUUCCCCAUCCAUGGCCUCCCCAAGCUGCACAACCUGGAGUGAGUGACCCAGGUUCCCCUCAAAAGUGGUUCAUAUUGUGUACCACAAGGUCGCAAAGCCCUGUGUGCGAGUCUCUGGAGUCGCUAUUCGCCUGAAAGUGCCUCAGGAUACUUAAUAUUUUUUCCACCUCUUAACUUUCCUUUCCCUCCCACCAUACAGGCCUUCUGAAACCAAUAAAAAUUGCAUAGCAAGUAUCUGCUAUCCACAGGCUUUAUAUUGACUGUUUAUUGAGAGACCUCACAUUUACAUUUCAAUUUCUUACUUUUAGUCCUGUGUUUCCCAUUCCUUCUGCAUUCUGUUUGCAGGUGUUGUUCCUGAAAUUCAUUUUCAAGGCACAUUCAUUGCAGUUUAAGAUUCCAGUGCUCUAGAUGUUUUGCAAUGGCAUUUUCUAUGGAAUUAAUUUGGAGAGUAAAAAGCCAAUGAAUCACUGAGUGAAAUAAUUUCAUUUUAAAGCUGGAAUCAUCAUGUAAUAAAAUGGUCUCCCUGCUGCCUGGUUUUAAAUGUGAAGCACUAUAGAAUUUUAGAGAGAGAUCAGAGUUGAUGCUCUUCUUGAGUGUAUCUUUAUGGUGCGGAGUGAGAGAGUUAUAUGAUAACAUUUAGAAGCUGCGCAUGGUAAUAAUGAAACAUUUCACUGCCCAUCGGUGCAGGUGCUAAUGUGGAAAACCUUCGAGCAUGUGGCUGUCAUUUGUCUCUGAAGCCCAUAAACCACUGAGAAUUGUGAAAGAAACAUCAUGUAGCCUUGAACAAGAUUCAGCAACAAUUUACUUAACAGUGCAAUCCUAUACAUGUCUACUCAGAAAUAAGGCCUACUGAGUUCAAUGGGGCCUGCUCUCAAAUAAGGGAGGAUAGGAUUACGGGGGGGGGGGGGGACAAACAUAAAAAGAUCCUGGCCUGAGAUAGUAGUAAUCAUUUUAAUAAUAAUAAUAAUUUAUUAUUUAUACCCCGCCCAUCUGGCUGGGUUUCCCCAGCCACUCUGGGCGGCUUCCAACAGAAUAUUAAAAUACAAUAGUCUAUUGUAGUCUCCAUCGUUCUGCCCGGACACUGAGGUCCAGCGCCGAGGGCCUUCUGGCCGUUCCCUCACUGCAAGAAGCCAAGCUACAGGGAACCAGGCAGAGGGCCUUCUCGGUAGUGGCACCUGCCCUGUGGAAUGCCCUCCCACCAAUGUCAAAGAGAAAAAUAACUACCAAACUUUUAGAAGACAUCUGAAGGCAGCUUUUAAUGUUUAAUAGGUUAUUGUAUUUUAGUGUUUUGUUGGAAGCCUCCCAGAGCGGCUGGGGAAGCCCAGCCAGAUGGGCAGGGUAUAAAUAAAUUAUUAUUAUUAUUAUUAUUAUUAUUAUUUAAACAUUAAAAGCUUCCCUAAACAGGGCUGCCUUCAGAUGUCUUCUAAAAGUCUGGUAGUUGUUUUUCUCUUUGACAUUCGAUGGGGGGGGGGGCGUUCCAAAGGGUGGGUGCCACUACCGAAAAGGCCCUUUGCCUGGUUCCCUGUAACUUGGAGAUGUUGUGUGCCUGUGUUUUAAAUACAAAUUCCUGGAGCUCCUUGGCUAUUGUUGAGUCAGUUUCUGGAAAGAGUUUACAGCAGUUAUUCCGAGCUAUAGGACAGAUGCAGAAUUGGAUAGUGCGGUUCAAGCACAAGGUUUGUAGGGAUUCAAUGUGCCAAGUAAUUACACCCAUUGCCUUGCAUUAAAUUUAAAUUACAGCAAAUCUGUUUUGUGAAUAAAAUCAAGGCCCUACUAAUUUAUGGAAUGAAAUUCAGUUCCUAAUACAGAUGGAGAUAAGUUAGCCACCAGCUACCCGAAUUUAUUCCCCUUAAAUCCUCCUUUUUCCAAAGAGGUUUGGAAUUGCUGAGCUCAUCAUUUUGCUGGUAUCUUGGUAACCAUGGCUCCUAUUUUGAAACUGUAGCUCCCACAGCAAAGCCAGAACUUAAAGGGUCCGUGCUGCACACAAAAAAGGGAAGCAUCAGCUACAUUAUUGCAUUCCAACAUUUUUAAUUACCUGUCGUGAAUACUGUAAAGGUAAGACUCAUGCUGUUUCAUCUCAUGUUGCCUCUUAUAACAGGACUUGCUUAAGCGAUGCUACUCUGCCAACGCGUCCUACCUGUUCCAGCAAGACAAGUUCUAUGACGUCAGCUACGACACAGGUGACAAAUCGAUCCAGUGUAGCAGAAGAGCAGAUGCGUUCAAGUUCUGGAUGACCUGGAAGGCCCUGGGCACAACUGGCCUGGAGGAGAGAGUAAACAGAGCCCUUGCAUUAGCCAGGUAAAGGUAAAGGGACCCCUGACCAUUAGGUCCAGUCGUGACCAACUCUGGGGUUGCGGCGCUCAUCUCGCUUUAUUGGCCGAGGGAGCCAGCGUUUGUCAGCAGACAGCUUCCAGGUCAUGUGGCCAGCAUGACUAAGCCGCUUCUGGCGAACCAGAGCAGUGCACAGAAACGCUGUUUACCUUCCCGCCGGAGCAGCACCUAUUUAUCUACUUGCACUGGUGUGCUUUCGAACUGCUAAGUUGGCAGGAGCAGGGACCGGGCAACGGGAGCUCACCCCGUUGCGGGGAUUCGAACCGCCAACCUUCUGAUCAGCAAGUCCUAGGCUCUGUGGUUUAACCCACAGCACCACCCGCGUCCAGGCGUUAGCCUUUCAAUUCUGAAGGUUUUGACACCAAGUGUAUAAAAUCAUGUCAAGUUAAGGAAUGAUGAGUUGUUGCGAGAAGAUCCAUCUAUUAAGCUUAACGUGUAUUUUUACUAAGUGCCCUAACGUAGCCUUGCCGGAAAAUUCUGGACAUGUACGGAAAUUGGACGCCUAAAAUGGCAUCCGCGGGGAAUAUUUUUCUGGGGGCUUUUCAUGGAGUGCACUGUGAGGGCUCCAUCCACCCAUGGCGCCACUGCUGUUGGCACUGGCUGCUGCCUCCCUCGCUUGGACGUGUGCGGCUGCCCUGUCGGGGAACCACUUUAGCAUGAGGCAGCAGGACUGUGUCCUGAGCUUGGAGGCCCCUUGCAGUGCCAUCACCUGGCAUGCCUUUCCCUGGGCCCUGAACCCACCGUUUACAUCUCUGAGCCUGCCCACCCAGCCAACAAGGUGUGAGCGCUCCUCCCUGACGCUUCCCACUGUCUCCUGCAGGUAAAUGGAAGGCAGCGUGGGCUCGUGUGCAAGUGUGUGUGUGUGUGUGUGUGUGUGUGUGUUAUUCCAGAAACUGGAAGCGAGAGCAUUGCUUUCACUCUCCAUGAGCUCUGUGAUCCAGGGAGUUUGGGUGGCCUCUAGCCUUAGCAGAAUAGGCUCUCCCCCACCCUCCCCUCUCAGCCUGAGGCAACUCUGUUGUUGCAGGAGGCUGGGUGGGUCCUUGCAGGCAGCGGUGGGAAAGGAGAGUGGAUUUGAAGGGGAGCUGCAGAGACAGCAGGGCAGCAAUGGCCAGAGGCGUCCACCAAGGAAAGCAGGAAGGCAGAGGGUCCAGGGUGGGUAUUGGGCUUUGGGGAAAUGAGGGGCACCAGUUACGGCAGCUGCAUUAUUACAUGGAAUGGAUUAACUGUGAUGGUGGGGCGGGCAGUGGGCGCUGCCUCGCCUCCUCUGCCUUCUUGUAGGGGUCAGUUGUGGAUUUUUCGGCGUUUUCCUUAAAAAAGGUCAACAAUUUUGGUGUUUUCCGUUUUGAAAUACAGUGGUACCUCGGGUUACAUACGCUUCAGGUUUCAUACGCUUCAGGUUACAGACUCCACUAACCCAGAAAUAGUGCUUCAGGUUAAGAACUUUGCUUCAGGAUGAGAACAGAAAUCAUGCUCCGGCGGCAGCAGGAGGCCCCAUUAGCUUCAGGUUAAGAACAGUUUCAGGUUAAGUACAGACCUCCAGAACAAAUUAAGUACUUAACCCGAGGUACCACUGUAUGACAAGCCUACCUAAUGUGAAAGUAUAGCCGGGAAAAUGAGAGACCCUGAAACGAAUUGUCACAGUUCAGUUAUUAUAAUGUUAGUCUUGUAAACCAUGAUUCUAAUAAUAAUAUUAAAAGCUUCCCUAAACAUUAAAACAUUAAAAGAUUCCCUAAACAUUCCCUAAAAUGUAACCUCUUGAAAGUUUCAGAGGGCACAGAACACUAUGCCUAGAUUUUUUUUAGUGCUUCGUUGUGUGGGGGGUUACAGGGUGGUGAGUAUCAGAGUUGAGUUUAGACGUCUGGAUUUGUACUAUCACCUCCAUCGCACUAAUCUGGUCCUGGGGUGGGUGGGAGUGUCAGUUUGUGGUUUGCCUCAAGGCCCCAAAAUGUAUUUCCCCGGGACAUUCACAGAAUUACAGAAGCAAUCCUGUGGUUUCUGAUUUCAUCUGGGAAUACCCUGGUUUCCCCCCUCCAGGAUUACAUCUGCAGAAAAGACUCCGCUAUGUAGAAUGAACUCAGCCAGAAAUGAAGUUCUAUAGAGGCAGAUACUCUGAAAAACAAAGCCGUUGUGGUUUUGCGGAAUAGAUGUCCUUGAAGCUUGCUGAACAAACCAUUUGAGGCACAUCCUAUUAUCCUGUGUAUAUUCAGAGUCUGUUGGUUGAUUCCCCCUACCAGCAAAAGAAUUGCUCAUCAGGGUCACUCUCCCCAAGUUCACUUUGCUAAGAAUAUACAGAUUAAUGAUCCUGUUGAGAUCAAUACUUCCCUUUGAUGGCUAGCAUUUAGCCAGUGGUGUAUCUAAGCAAAAGUGGCAUUGUUUUCCAAAGAAGAAAAGUGCCUUCAUCUGAUAAUGACCAGCAGCGAUAUUCAGCACAGGAGCUAGCUCUGGGGCAUUAGGCACCAAGACUUUACAGCUGAAACAUCAGUUUCUCUGGGCGAUAAGCCAGGUUGGUUAGCUACAUGACCAACUGUACUGCAUGUUUCCGGAUAUGUUACAGUAAGCUUCCCUCUGAUGCUGCAGAGAUAAUAUUUCAAGGUCCCUGAAUAUAGACUUGUCUUCAUUCUGGAGCUAGCCUACUGACCUUGAGGUCAAUAAUUUUUUCCAUUGCCAGACUGAACUGCAAAGGUUUUUGUUGUUGUUUUUUUAAACUCAUGCUACAGUGUGGUUCGUGUCUUGCACCAUCAGUGCACCUUCACCAUUUAUUAGCAUUUCCCCCUGCUUUCUGGGCAGUAUUGGGCUCCAUAGCUUCUUAUUAGACAGAAGAUCCGAGACUUGUGUUGAGCCAUUUUCCUUACAAGACCUUAGCAUUUGAGAUAAGUGCGACAGAGGGCUCAGCUGAUCCCUAAGGGGACAUUUUGUGAGCUUUGUAGCAGUGCUGCAGAAACCUUGUUAAUUUGAGCUUAGAGCAAUAUGUUCCAAAGAUAUGUUUGCCUCGCUGCUUGUGGCACAGCAUCGCCGCUGCGCACUCCUUGGUUGUCUUCUUUUUGUGGUCUACACAAUGUGAAUAAUAGCAACCUUCUGUGCAGCAUGUUUUGAGAAGGAAUGAAAAAGAACAUUCCAGGCAAUUGAAGGUUAUAAUGAUACUAAUGCAAUGAUAAGCAUGAGUUGAAAUUAUCGUUUUUGUUGCAGUGCAUUCAUUUAUACAGUGUUGGUGCUAGUGGCAACAGUUCACCAUGGCAAUCUUGGUUGCAUGGAUAUGCGUCGGAGAGAAAGAAGUCACAUGCGCAAGUCUUGUUAACAAUAAACAUCUUGUCAAGUCCCCAUGCUCUGACGUAAACACUCUGUAGAGUGUUCCUUUCAUUGACUCCCUGGGCAGCCUUGAUAAAAAUCUCUUUGCUGCCGUAUACAUGGAUGAUUCUGAAAGUGCAGAACCAUUCUAAACUAGGUUGUAUUUCAUUUUACUUAUUUGCCUCGGACUUCAUCCUUUGCUUCUUGUGCCUGAGGGUUUGCUGUGAAAGCCAGGCCACCAAAGGACAGCAAAAGGAAAGGCUAUUGUGGAAGUCCGCUCACCUGGUUCUGUGUAGCCUUUGAUCAGGUCGGGGGAAAUGGUUUCUGUAUGUUUACUGCGGAAAACGGCUGUGCUCAGUGCUGAUAGGCUGGGACGUGUGAUGUCAUAAACACACCUCCCUGCAGGGAAGGCAGGCUGUCUGUUUCUUUAAAUAUUUGAAGCGCUACACAUAGAAACAUAUUGCUCUGCUUUCCUUUGGACCGCAUCAGCGAGGCUGAGAGGGAGGGUCUUGUCAUCUGGGCAGCCCAGGACCUCCAUGCAUACCACACAGGGUUGCACACCGUGGAACAUCACAAAAGCAACAACACGUACAUUAUUCCACUGAAUAUUUCUUCUGUCUUCCACAAAUUGAAAGUCCCAUAUUUUUCACUCUAUAAGAAGCACCAGACCAUAAGACGCACCUAGUUUUGGGAGGAGGAAAACAAGAAAAAAAAUAUUCUGAAUCCCAGAAGCCAGGACAGUAAGAGGGAUCUGGCUUCUGGGAUAGCCUCUUGCUGUUCUGGCUUCUGGGAUAGCCGUGUGAAGCCUCUUCAGGGCAGCGGGAUGAAGGCUCCCCCAAGAGCCGCACUCCCUUUAAAGAGCACGCAGAGCAUGUGUGCGGCUCUUGGAGGCUUUUCCCCGAGGCGGGAGAAGGGCAGCCCUUCUCCCUCCUCGGAGAAAAGCCCCCAAGAGCCGCACACACGCUCCACACGGCUCUUUAAAGGGAGCGUUGAGCAGAGCCUCCCACCUGCAUUCGCUCCAUAAGAUGCACACACAUUUCCCCUUAUUUUUUAGGAGGGGAAAAGUGCGUCAUAGAGCGAAAAAUGCACAUUUAGUCAAGUAAUGUGCAUGCAGUAGUUUAAAACACACACACACACACACACACAAGCCACGCUCCCUGCUUGCAGCACGGGGAAAGGGCAAGACAAAUGAUGGAAUCAGCAACUGAAUCACUGCUAAGUAUUUCUGCCAUUCAUUGUGAUGGCAGGAAGAAGUCUCCCAGGGGAAACUGCAGUGGCUCCUUUUUCAUACUAUGUUUCUGCACAGCCUUAGUUUAACACUAGUCAGAGAACAGGAAUACUAUAAUGAUUUUUUUGAUAUAUAUAUAAAAAAUCAUACUGCAAAAAUACAAUGGAACAGAAAUGGUGCCAGUGGUUAUAGAGUUUUGCAUGGGCUUAAUAUUGACUGUGCCUCCUGCUUGCUUCCCCUCCGAUUAUUCAUCAAAUUUAUUGUGGCCAAUUAUGAUUUUUAAAAAAUUAUAUUUCAUAAGCCACCCGUCUUUCCGUGGCAAACUUAGGCCCCAUUGUGGGUUGCUGCUGGCACAGCUAAAGGUGGUUAAGCGGUGUGGGAAUUGGGGAAGGUGAAAAGAAGGGUAGUGUAAGUUUGGAGAGAGGAAUCAAGGCGACAUUGCCUAGCGCAGGAGGGAGAUACAGAACUGGCCAGAGUGGGAUAGAAUACCCAGCUAGGCUAUUCUUGGUCCCAUAGGCAGUAAAUCUACUUAGGUGUUAAGAGUUACUUCAAAGAAGCAGGGGGGGAGGCUGAGUCAGAGGCCCUAUAUAGGCAAUUAGACAUAAUGUCCGUUAGACUUGUUACCAAGCAAUAUUCCUGCUAUUAAGCCUUAGCUAGAAUACGAACACAACCAUUCAGGAACAGUGGGCUGAUACGAUUAAUUCUUGUUAGAAGAGAUUGUUCUUUCCCCCACCUGGAAAUGCUCUGAAUGUAGCCAUCAUAGGAAUUUCGGUUUUUGUUUGUGACUCUUGUUCUUUGGCUAAUGUGGGGCUGUAUUUUGAUUAAAAAAAACAAACUGUUUCUGCCAUGAUGUGAAGAACAGACCACAUACUGGGGCCAUCCAUUUUUAAUAUACUUUGCUCCUUUGGGUUACCCAAAACAAUAAAUUAUGAUAAAAUAAUUAUAAAACACACACAUAUAUAUUCUUUUAGCUCUUCUCCCCAGGUUAGAUCAGUUGGGGCAUGUGCAGGUAAAAGUUAGCAGCUUGGGAUGAGCAAUUUUGGGUGGGGUGAGACACAAAGCAGCAGAAAAUGGAAUAUAGGUCUUGUGAAUAAAUAGGUUGUUUUCAUUUAUUACAUGUUAACCAAAUAAACAUCUUGUUAAUACCAAAAGGGAAAUUGCCAGGUGCUUGCCCAUCACUGGAGCGCCUUCGCAGUCAUUUGUUGCAACACUGAAUGCUAGAGGAAUAUGAUAGAAUACUCCCUGCACCCUUUCCCUUCUUUCUCCUUAAAUAAAACACACCUUCUCAUGACUGUAGAUUUUGGGUACCUUGGGAAUUAAUAUUAAGUUAUUCUGCAGAAACAUUCAGUCACCAUUGCAUCAUUUUGAGUUCCAUCGCAAAGGAUCAAUAAGAAGGGCCCACCGAUAUUCCAUUUGCAAACCCCACCAAGCAUACAGUAGUCAUUUUAGGCAAAUAAAUUCUCUCUAAUUCUUGGACCAGUUUUGUGUUGGUAUGGUGAGUAGAAUUGGAGAAUUAGUUCCGUGUCUUUCAGCCCAAUGUAUACACUCAUAUUCUUUAGAUAUGAGUGUAUACAUUGAGCAAGGCAUGGUAAAUUUUGUAGCUAAGCAUCAGGCUUAGUAAUUUACACCAACCGCGUGUUUAACAAUGCAUCUCAUAUUCAGUAAUGUAGGCAGCUGACAGAAUCUUAAAACUCAAAAGUUAGUGUAUUUGUGUAUAUCUUUAUGUUUAAUUGCAGAUACCUAGUGGAUGAAAUUAAGAAGAGAGAAGGAUUCCAGCUGCUGUUGGAGGUUUGUGCCAAAUAUUGUGUAUGUCCAAUCAUUUUGAAACUGGUGGUGCAAAGCUAGUUGAUGCAGGCAGUAUUUAUUAUUAUUAUAGUGGUUGUUUUUGUUAUUUAUUGAAUUCAUAUUUCAUAUCAUCAUCCUGAUUGCUUCCGGGAGAGCAGACCUUUAGAAUGUAAGUUCUACAGCUAACUGAGCUGCUGUCGGAGAACUAAAAAAACCAAAACAAAACUUUAACAACAUAAACUGACAGUGUGAAUUCUUCUUGAAUGAAUAGGCCUAGAUUACUUGCUCCAUAAGGAACAAGCUUUACUUAGUAUGGCAGGAAGUCUGAGUCUAAAUGACCCAGUGGCUUAUCUGUGGCUAGCAAAAUAGUCAGGUGAUACGCCUCUCCCUUUUUCUCCCUGAAAACUAAAUUCAGUAUUCAGCAAGCGCAAGUCUAUGCAUAGCAUACCUGGGCCCAGUUCGUGCUAGAGGAAAAGCUUAACUUCAUCUCAUUUCAUAGCAGCAGGUGGCAUGCUUGCUGAUCUCUUCCUGCUGACAACUGUAUUCUCCUUGAUGAUUAAACCGUAUUUAAUACAUUCUUUGAAGGAAGGCAGAAAAUGAUAUUAUGAAAAGAACCAGUGCCCUUUCAUGAAAGAAUUUAGCACAGCUGGUAGUUUCUACCCACUUGGGAGGAAGAUUAGAACUGUAAUUGAGGUAGUGUUCACACUGGGGGGAAAUGACAAUGCGCAGUAGAUACUGCCCUCCCUCGCCCAUUAUGGUCUCUCUCUCUCUCUCCCCCCGCCCCCGCCAACUUUUAUUAAUCGGAAGUGUUCAGAAAGAACUGGCUAUGUGCGGGAGGAAAUGUGCUGCAGCUGCCAUUGUUCCUUUACAAAAUAUUUCCAGCCAAAAUGUUGAUAGAGGACUCGGCUAGACUGGUGAAGAAAAAGCGAAUUAUAUGUGUUGUUUGUGCAAUAUAACGUUGUGCCUGCAGAUGGCGAUGUGGAGUCCCCCUUUUCUCUACCUGGUUUCCCUGUUUAAAUUUACAACGCUUUAAACUGAAACGCUUCUUUGAUGUGUCUAGAUCCAGCCAGAGAGGGGAAUUUCAUUCUUUAAUUCUUGUGUGGGUGGGUGGGUUUGGGGUUUUUUAGUACAUGCAUGUAUACACACACAUUACUUGAAAGAAUGGAAUCCCACGCUGCAAUUACGGGUGAAUGAAAGACCUGGAAUAAGUAAAAGGUCAACCUUUGUGUUCCUAUAGAGAAAUAUUAAAUGAGGUUGGCAGUUAAUGACAUUUAAUGAGAUUGGCAGGCCAGGCUGAUUAUUAAGAUCAUGGGUGAGGUGGAAUUUGCCCUCUUCCUAUAUUGACUCUUGUAUAUGUACAAAAUGAGUGGAUUUGCCAACUUUCUUUGUAUGCAUCUUGAAAACUUUAAAUUGUUUCUCUCCUUUAGCCGGAGUAUGCAAAUAUUUGCUUCUGGUACAUUCCACCUAGUCUGAGAAACAUGGAGAAAGGGCAGGAGUUCUGGGAGAAGCUCAAUCAUGUGAGUACCAUAUUUUGUUCAUGGGAUUUCUGACUUGGAUAUUGUGCUUUAAACAGUUGCGUGCAGCACUAGUUUUCUGGAGAAAGAGGUGCUGGAACUCUCCAUGAACACCUCCUUUGUUCUCUUAUAAUGGCAAUGGCGCCCACCUGAGAGAUGCCGGAACUGAGUUCCGGUGAGUUCCGGCUGAAAGAAGAAGAGUUUGGAUUUGAUAUCCCGCUUUAUCACUACCCGAAGGAGUCUCAAAGCGGCUAACAUUCUCCUUUCCCUUCCUCCCCCACAACAAACACUCUGUGAGGUGAGUGAGGCUGAGAGACUUCAGAGAAGUGUGACUAGCCCAAGGUCACCCAGCAGCUGCAUGUGGAGGAGCGAGGAAGCGAACCCGGUUCACCAGAUUACGAGUCUAUCACUCUUAACCACUCAGCAGGUGGUGCUUUUCCCAGUAUGCAGUGUGUUGAUAAUACCUUUAUCUGUUGGAUUUCUGCUUGUCCUCUAGCUCUUAAAGGCAUAGGAGCCCUAUCAGGAGGGAAGAAGUUGGCAAUCACAGUUCUGUACACUGGUUGAGGAUUUAUGUUCCUGAUACGCAUUGGAAUAAAAGUGAAACCUUCUUUUGCCACGUGCUCACAAUCCUGGUUCACCUUCAGAGUGUUAUUUUGAACCUAGAUAGGUAUCUGCAGGAUUCUAAAUUUUGCCGCGAUCUCAGUUUAGACAAGGCUAAUUAAGUUCCCCCCUUAAUAUAAUAGAUGCAGACAUUAUACAAGCCUUCCGCUUGCUAUCAAAGCUGCUAACAGAUGGCAGACCUGAGCGAAGAUGAACAACUGUGCCUGCAUCCAUUGUCUAGACAGAGCAUUCAUUACCUGUUUUAGACAUUUAACAUUGUCCUUGGAACUUGCUCUGCAUUAUCAAUGGAUAAUACGAGGGGGUGGCGGGGGAAAGCUUAAGUCUGAAAUCCCAGCCCCACUUACCUGUGAGUAAGCCCCAUUAAAUUCAAUAGGACUUGACUUAUUAGUAAGCAUGGUUAGGUGGUACAGCCUGUAAAUGGAAUUAGAAAUCAGAAUGGGGUAGAAUUCAUAGCAAAAGGUUUUUUUGGUAACCUUUAUAAAUGAUGGGAAAAGCUUGAGGAAAGGAGGGGGGACAUUUAGCAAUUGGUUCUUCUGAUAAAAGGUGUUGAACAUCAAGUUAAUUGAAGAAAAAAAUUUGCAAUAAGCAGGAUACGGAAUAGCUUAUACUGCUUACUGUGCCUUGUUUCAGCCACCCCUCUUCCUGCCAUCUUUAAUAUUUGCUGUAUAAAAGGUGAAGGGACCCCUGACCAUUAGGUCCAGUCGUGACCGACUCUGGGGUUGCGGCGCUCAUCUCGCUUUAUUGGCCAAGGGAGCCGGCGUACUGCUUCCGGGUCAUGUGGCCAGCAUGACUAAGCCGCUUCUGGCGAACCAGAGCAGCACAUGGAAACACCGUUUACCUUUCCACCGGAGCAGUACCUAUUUAUCUACUUGCACUGGCGUGCUUUCGAACUGCUAGGUUGGCAGGAGCAGGGACUGAGCAACGGGAGCUCACCCCCUCGCAGGGAUUCAAACCGCCGACCUUCUGAUCGGCAAGUCCUAGGCUCUAUGGUUUAACCCACAGCGCCACCCGCGUCCCUCUUGUAAUCCAUAUAUCGUAUUUAUUUUCUUACAAUGUAUAUUAAAUCUGUUUCCUGUACACAGCACCACCCGCGUCCCUAUUUGCUAUAUAAGCACUUGGAAUAUAAAGCCAAAGUGGAAGGAGAACAACGUAGCUGAAAUUCGACAGCAGAGCACAUGUGUAGUUAAUUCUGGUCCUGUAUUACUGGAUAUUAGAUUCUGCUGUGGCUGGAUUAAUCUCUCAUUAUCACUGACUGUUGGUCAUGCUGGCUAGGACAGGUGGGAGUGGAUAUCACAACAACAGCUUGAAGGACUAAAGAUGUAAAAGGAAUCCAUUGAGAAUGGAUUAGCAAGUGAAUUUCCUUCAGGCUGCCCGUUCAACCCCUGUUGCAGCAUGGAAAGCUUUUGAAUGUAGGUCUGUACAAUUAAGGUUACUUUUUACCAUGAACACAUUAUGUGUAAAUUGAUACAUAAAUGGCUUUGCAAUAUACAUUAUUUACAUAUUAAUUGAUGUGUAUAGGUGCUGCUCUGCUGUUCUGAAGUGUUAUUUAAAGGCAACCUUUAUACACUAAUACUCCAAUCCUAGCCAUGUCUACUCAGAAGCAAAUCCUAUUGAAUUCAGUGAGACAUGCACCUAGGUAAAUAGGAUUAGGACUUCAGACUUAAUCUACUACCUGUUGUAAAGUUUUCUUAAAAUGAUGGAAUGCAUUGCUUAUCAUUGUUCGUUUCACAUGGAAAGAAGUGAUCUCUGUUGCUGCUUGUGGAUUUUAUCUGCACUCCUCAAUUAAAUCCUAGCUUCUUUGUCAAAGUGGGGAGAACCAACUGGAUUUGACUGCCUGUUUUUUGGCUACCCUGAGGCCAAGAUGGAUGAGCCUCUUCCCUGUCUCCCUCUUGAUAUUACACAGAGCAAAUCUGUACAAUUUGCAGCUUCACAUUUAACUUAAACUGGCUGUCUCAGGUUGAUUCAAAAGGAACCAAUAAUUUUAUGAAUGUCUAAUCCCAGUAGAUGGUUCGGUUCCCUUAAAAGAUGCUAAGUGCUUAAAGCAGUGAUUCAUACUCUUGGGCUCAGCACGUCUAUUAUAUAUGUUGGUUUAUCUUAUGAAAUAAAUAUGGUGACUAUGAUAAAGCCUAGAUGUAAUCAGUAUUUGCCCUUAAGAGCUUAUGUCACUUGUAAUUAGCUGUGAGCAAUUAGAUGACUGCGAUCGUGAAUCCCUUUGCUAAACAGGGCUCACUGAAUAAGCGUGAUUAUGCAGGUGUAAGAAACAAGGAAAGCAUUUCUGUCUGUGCAAAAAUAUAAUCUGGCAAAUGGAAACCCAAUGUUACAAACAGCUAGCAGUUUAUAGCUAUGACAAUAAUUUUUGCUAACCUUAUGAUGAAAACUGCUGUUGAAUUUAAACUUCUGUAGCUUUGUAGAUAGUGGGACAAACCUUGAGCUGCUUUUGCUAGUACUGUACAUGCCCCCUGGUGGAAUUUCCGCUUCUUCUCACUUACAAGAAUUAUGCAAUUAAACCCAACAGGAAGGGAAGUUUGUGACCUAUAGAGAGCUAUAAAGAUGGUGUUUUGCUCCGUGUCAUGCAUUUGUGGGUCUGGGGCUGAAAUUCAAACAUUACUUUCUUUCAUCUGUGAAAUGCUAUCAAUUUGAAAUAUGUGCUUUCAUACACCUUACGACGACAAAUCCUGCACAAUGUAGAUGGAUUGUAGAAGUGACUCAGCCCCUUAUAAAUUGCGAUUAGAGUGUGUGACCCGUUCCUGUCUUUGGCCUGAAGACCAGCGUUUUGUGAAAUAUACUGUGUGCUGAGUUAUUUCAGUACACUGGUACCUCAGGUUAAGUACUUAAUUAUUUCCGGAGGUCCGUACUUAACCUGAAACUGUUCUUAACCUGAAGCACCACUUUAGCUAAUGGGGUCUCCCGCUGCUGCUGCGCCACUGGAGCACUAUUUCUGUUCUCAUCUUGAAGCAAAGUUCUUAACCUGAAGCACUAUUUCUGGGUUAGCAGAGUCUGUAACCUGAAGCGUAUGUAACCCGAGGUACCAAGGUACAGGGGAACUUCGUGUUACAUACUGCCCUCCUUACGAAUGCUUCGGGUUACGAGCUCCGCUAACCUGGAAGCAGAUGCUCCCGAUUGCGAACUUUGCCCCGGGAUGCGAGCGGAAGUCGCGCACUGGCGGCGCGGCACCAGCAGAAGGCGCCAUUAGCGAAAGCACGCCUCAUGUUAAGAACGGUUUCAGGUUACAAACGGACCUCCAGAACGAAUUAAGUUCGUAACUGGAGGUACCACUGUACAGAUCUAGGUGCCUCAGAAAGACCACACAUGCCGUGAGAGUUCAUUCCUAUAUUGCUCUGGAACGUGUCCAGAGGAGGGCAACCAAAAUGGUCAAAAGCCUGGAAACGAUGCCUUAUGAGGAACGGCUAAGGGAGCUGGGCAUGUUUAGCCUGGAGAAGAGGAGGUUAAGGGGUGAUAUGAUAGCCAUGUUCAAAUAUAUAAAAGGAUGUCACAUAGAGGAGGGAGAAAGGUUGUUUUCUGCUGCUCCAGAGAAGUGGACACGGAGCAAUGGAUCCAAACUACAAGAAAGAAGAUUCCACCUAAACAUUAGGAAGAACUUCCUGACAGUAAGAGCUGUUCGACAGUGGAAUUUGCUGCCAAGGAGUGUGGUGGAGUCUCCUUCUUUGGAGGUCUUUAAGCAGAGGCUUGACAACCAUAUGUCAGGAGUGCUCUGAUGGUGUUUCCUGCUUGGCAGGGGGUUGGACUCGAUGGCCCUUGUGGUCUCUUCCAACUCUAUGAUUCUCUGAUUCUCUGAUUCUAUGCUCUAUCUGUAUAUGAUAAAAGAUGUUUUCAAGUGUUCUUUUUGUACUUUUACCAAGGAACAGGUUGGGAUUCUGCUGACAGAGACCAGCUUGAUUAUCAAUGAGUAGGGGGCAGUUUUUGUCUCCUCCCCAAUAAUGUCCCUAAGGAGACUUCUCUACUUUGCCCCAUCAGAAAGAAAAGCAAAACAUUCACUGAUGUUCUAGAAAAUAAAGUGCUUUACGUUGGGACACUUUUGUGAGGAUGGUCAAUUUGGCUUCCAUCAUCCACCAACACAAGGAGUCCCUUGUAUGCUGACUACAGACAUAACGAGGGGCUGGGAUAUAUAAUAUAAUUAUUAUGGAAAUUAAGUCGUGGCUAGUAAGGAAGACCCAGGAGGACACUCAAAGUAUAUUCCUGAUUAUUCCUUUGCAGGAACCGCUCCCCCCAAUGCUUUGUGGGCAAAAUUCACAGUUUCCUGCCGGUUGACAGGCACAAAAUUUAAAAGCACCGUAUUUUGCCUACAAAUGUACACUCCUGUUUCUUCCUUUGCAGCAGUUGCAGCUUGAAGUUUCUUGUACCUGGUAUACGUAUUUGACAUCAGGCAUAGGAAAGGUGGCCGUCACUCGUCAAAAAUGGCUCCCUAGACAGAGUCCCCAUCAGCCCCAGCCACCAUGGCCAAUUGUCAGCAAAGACACAAGUGGUAGUCCAGAACAUCUGGGGGGAACCAGGCUGGAGAAGACCAAGUUAGAAGGGAAGGGAAAAGUUGUGUACUUGCAGGGGGAGGCUGCUAUUAAUUGCUCAGUCUGUCAUAGCAGCAUUACCAUUAACAUGUAAAAUUAAGCGUUCAUUGUUAGAAGCCAGUUCGUUAUUGCUACUUCAUGAAAAAGAGCAUCUUGCAUUCUGACCUUAAUUCUUAAUACAGUAGUACCCAUGCAUUUCAAUGGGUUUGCAGUGAGUAGGACUAGCGUUGGCUACAACAACCCUUCAUUGCCAGUUAGCCAUAUAAAUGAAGCAUGGAACCACUGCUGUUCUUUUACCAAAAUGCCAGGGAAAAUAAAACCAGAGGCAAGUGGCUUUCGCACCAACAGAAAGCAGUCACUGUAAUCCUGUCCGUGUGUUUCAGAAUUGUUCCACUUCACCAGAGCCUAAAGCAUCUGCAGCUCAGGUUUUACAAAAAUUAAAAAAGAAAUUGCAAGGCACAUAGUAGCCGUUGCUGGCAAAAAAGCAAUACAUUGGUACCUUGGUUCUCAAACGUCUCAGUACUCCAACAACUUGGAACCCAAACACUGCAAACCUGGAAGUAAGUGUUCUGGUUUGUGAACUUUUUGCGGAAGCCGAACGUGCUCCAUUUUGAGUGUUACGCUGAGGUCUGCCUGCUUUUGCUAUUUAUUUUGCAUUUUUGUAGCUCUUUUUCUGUUUGGUUUUUGUGACUGUGUGGAACCCAGUUCAGCUACUGAUUGAUUGAUUGAUUGAUUGUGUGACUGCAGUACAUUGUUUAUUGCUUACAUUUUAUGGAUCAGUGGUCUCAUUAGGUAGCAAAAUGCUUGUUAAAUUGUUGUUUUAGGGGUUGUUUUUAAAAGUCUGGAAUGGAUUAAUCUGUUUUGCAUUACUUUCUAUGGGAAGGCGCCCCUUGGUUUUGGAAUGCUUUGGUUUUGGAACGGAAUUCCGGAAUGGAUUAAGUUUGAGAACCAAGGUACCACUGUAUAUAUCCCAGCAUAUCUUUGAAAGAAGAAAGCCUUCUUCCUUCUACUUUCCUCAUCACAUAAUUAUCUUCUUAAUUCCAUCAGCUUUAAAUGAGGGUGAACUGUUACAGGAAAUACACCCCCAAAAAAUAUUUUUAUUCAAAGCACCCCAUCUUUUAACAAAAAAAGACAAACACACACACAAAAAAACACUUCAUUUAUCAAACCAGUCUUGACCAGUAGUGAAAGAAUAGGCCAUCAGGGGGCACCAGUGCAACAGAAAUGUAUUUAAACUUCUAAUUAGUGUGCACGUUCUUAAUCGCUUCUUGGUGCAAUCAUGCAAAUCUCAAUCUAAAAGAAAAGUCUGCUCCAGUUUUUAAUAUAUAUUUUUAAACAUCAGCAUAUUUCCCCUCUGAUGCAUUUAUAGGAUGAUCUGUUUUUCUGGGGAGCUAAGCUACUACCAGGGAAUAACUUACAGCUUGUUAGUAUUGUCUUCCGCCUUCCAUCAGGCAAAUAUCUGUUCUCCUUUCUUAUAUGAGACUUUAUGUACUGGGUUAUAUUUUUUGGAGUAUUCUGAGUCUUUAAUUCAUAUCUUCUUCUUUUUUUAGAAAAAGAGAAAGACUGUGCUCAGUUGGAUUUGCUUCCUAGUAAGGGUUUUUAGGAGUCAAGUGAUGGGACACAAAUCCCUAUGUAAGAAUAGGUUUUUUAAGGAUUGCUUUGGUAAAAUAGGAAAGGUCUAUUUAUUGAAGCUGAGAAAAGUGCCUACAAAUAUUGGCUGUUAGCAGGUAUAAAUUCAGUGAGUGUAUCAUAAACUUCUCAUUUUGCAGGAAAGAUUGCCCAGGACAUUAGUAAAUUUGAUCUGACUAUAAUUGAGUACAAGUAUUAUUUGUUGGAAAGUAUAGUAUUUACAAGAUGGGGGCCGGCAGGAUGACAGAAGUUGUUAAAAGAGGAUCAGAAAACAUCAGUUAGGGCCUAAUUUCGCCAAAUGUGUGAGAACACAUUAGUGGGCUAUAAAGGAAAAAAAUUAGUCUCUGGAGUCUUCUGUGAAUGCAAAGGAGGCUGCCCAGUGCAUAUUUACAUUGAUUCCUAAUCUGGCAUUGAGUUCUUCCUACCAUGCUCUCCCAAAGAGGGCUAAUUCUGUUGUCUUUGUAUCGGAGUGGCUGGAUUAUUCACUCACUCCCGACUUAGUGAUGUGACAGAAUUUCUUGGAUUUAAGGGAGCCUGCUCACUGUGUCUCUGCACUCCAUUGCAGAGAGGUUGUCCCUGGGCUUUCCCCCCCUUCCUUCAAAGCAGAAGACAUAUCCAGAACAGUGACUCAUUCAGAGAUACAAAGGAGGGCUUCGUGGGUCGACAUUUCUUACUACUGCAUAAGUUAAAAGUCAAUAUGCACCUAAUAUUAAUUCAGAAAAAAGUGCUGAUUGAAGGUAUCUUCACCCCAUUCACUGUUAGGCUGCAUGAUAAAGUAACAAUGCUUUAGAAAACAUUAGCAAAUUGGAUAGUUUUGUAAAAUUAAACAGGAGAGGGUGUCGCUCUGUUAUUUCCCUGCCUGCUUGUUAAACAGAACUUUAAUCUGAAGAUGCCUUCACAGUAGUAGUCACUGAAGUUUUCUUUUAUUUAUGUAUUAAGGUUUGUAGAUGUAUUUCCACACAGCAAUUAUAUAUGUCCAAUAUUAUUGGGUAGGAUGCAGUGUUUUUUUCAGGGGGGCACAGGGGUACAUAUGCCCCAUUUUGUAAAUCUUUGUACUUUUGUCCAUUUAUUGUAUUUAUUUUCCCCGAUUUGAACUAUAAAAUGGUGAUUUUCUUGAGUCAAAAUGAGAGUACCCCUAAACAUUUUUUUUAAAGAAAAAAAGCACUGGUAGGAUGACUUCAUGUACUUAAGCAAGGGCAGAUCCUAAAGAGAGAUCCUGAAGAACCUAAGUUUUACCAUUAAAAGGAUAAUAUAGGCAAACUUUGAGGAUGUACUGGGAUGCAGCUUACCCAUUUCUAAAUAGGUAUUUCUUUACAAAUCCAUCGUUUUCCAAAUUGUGGAAAUAACAUUAGCCAGCAUAGCCUUUUUAGACUUGCGGAAAAAAGCCAAGUAAAGCCCUAGAGCAUGGGUAGGCAAACUAAGGCCCACCUUCUAAAUCCAGCCUGCGGAUGGUCUGGGAAUCAGUGUGUUUUUACAUGAGUAGAAUGUGUCCUUUUAUUUAAGAUGCACCUCUGGGUUAUUUGUGGGGCAUACGAAUUCGUUCAUUUUCCCCGCCCCCAUAUAGUCCUGCCCCCCACAAGAUCUGAGGGACAGUGGACCGACCCCCUGCUUGAAAGUUUGCUGAUUCCUGCCCUAGAGAGCUAGUUGCCUUCUCCUUCACCAUACAGACACAUAGUUUGCUUAUUGAUCUCUCCAUCACACCUGACCAGCCACCCCCUCAACUGCAAAAUUUUGCAGAAGGGUUUUUUGUUUUUGCAUGAAAAAGAGCUGACAUACUCAGCUUUUAAAAAAAAUAAAAUAAAUUCACCUUGUCGUCUAUGAAUGAAAGCUUACUCAUUUUUGGUCCACAGUGUUUGGAGUAACAAGCCCUGAAAUGUCCAGGAACAUGCCACAGAAUCAAAGCAAGAUUUACAGGAGUGAUAUUUUCCUGAAAGGAAGAAAGAGGGAGAAUAUAUAAUUGAUUGAAUAAGGGGUUAAUAGCUGUCACCCAUGAAUAGUCUCCAAAUGGUAUUUGAAAAAGUAGGGAAAGAGGUGCAAGUCCUGUAUAUCUGAAGAACUAUAAUGUUAUUUACAUAAUGGCUUGUGUUCAUUUAAUGGCCUUGGCUUGUAUUGUUUGAAGUCCGUUGUAUUCUUCUGCUGCCUCGUCUAUGUCUCUAUCAAUAAUUGCUUUUACUUUUGCUAAAUUGUGUUCCUGUGAUUUUGUCUUCUGUUACCCAAAAUAUCUUGGACAUCUGAUACUUGAAGAUACUGGCUUUCACAUUUAAAACAUCCAGUCUUUCAAGGGAGCCCGCUGGACGUGCUGAAAAAUUAUCCCAAUCCUGUUGUAGAGAUGACAGUCCAUUUUGAAAUUAUCUCCGCCAUGUGCGCAGUUCCUUAAUUCGCUCGCUAGAUGGAGAUCAAAAGCAACAUAAAUGAUAUCCCCCUCCUCUUUUCCCUCAGUCACCCAGCAGAAAAUGAAAACGUAUCGACUACCUCCUUUCCCAAGCAUUUAAACUUUUUCUUUCCACUUCCAGAAAGAUUAAUCUUUUUUUCCACAAUCCUUUUGGCGAUUAAGCUAGGAGGAUGGUUUGGAGGGAUGGUGAACUGUUAAAUCGUUACGUGCUAUUGUUACAGCAAUUAUCGUGCUGCUUAUUUUGUGGCACAAAGGAAGCCAUUUCUCUCCCUAUCGUUAUCAGCUGACCAUAAUAAAGUGACCCGUAACUGCAGGGUAAAAUUAGAUUGUUAUUCUUGUAACAGAGGAAUUAAUCUAUAGCAGCAAGGCCAAACUGUAUCUUGGAAGUUAUGUGUGGUUCCCAAGGCAGUUAAGAGAGCAACUCUUGGUUGGCUUAUCUCCUUUUACAAGGUUCUCUAUCUUUCUCUUGUCAGAACCUGGAACCAAGGAUAUGGAAGCAGCAAAACCUGGGCAGAAAAGUUUUAUAGUUGUUGCAGUAGCAGCCUGGGCUAUGGGGAGAUAGACAGUCUUGGGGAAGCGUGCUUCUCAGAUACAUGAAGAUAUUUAUUAUGUAAAUACCUCCUUAGCUUUCAGAAUUCCUGGAUUAUAACUACAUAUGUGAAAAGCGAUUUGCCCUGUCUUUGGCUAACUUUCCUUGCUUAGUUGUAGGCUUGCUGGGAAGGAACUGUUGUAGAAAACAUAGGAAGAGCUCCUUUUUCAUAUAAUUGUGGCGUUGGAAGGAACCACUAGGGUCAUCUAGUCCAACCCCUGCUUUUAGGCAGGCAUCCUUCCCUGGGUUCAAGGGUUGAACCGGACACCUUCUGCAUGCAAAGCAGAUGUCCACCAGUGAGCUAUGGCCUUCCCUCAAUCUGUGUUAAAACGGAUAACCAAAAGUGGUCCUUUAUGCAACUCACCUAGCAAUAGAUUUCUCUGCUCAUUUCAUCAGUCAGGUGACUUCAAAAUUAGAUGGUCAUUGGCGGGGGUUUGUACUUGUUACCAAUUGGGUAAUAAUAUACAUUAACAGUAAGACAAUUAUGGACUACCCUUUUGGGCCAGAUUUGCCAAGAUGCAUUUUUGAAUCUAAACGAUUCUGGGAACUUUGCAUUGCAUUUUAACUUACUACAUUUGGAUUAUCUUGUUUGAUGUUGUGGGGGGUUUUUUGUGAGUCACAUUGUACUGGCCAUUGCGCACAAACAAUAAAAAUCUGUCUGGCUGACUCAUAAACUUUAUAUGGUAAUAUUUCACAGGAACUCUUCACAGUUCCAGAGCGUUGGUUCCAGCACUUUGAAAGCUGCCAGAGCUAAACAAAUGUUUAAGUAGUAAUAGUAGUAGUAUCAGUCACUGGAACUGUUACAGAAAAUAAUAUAUAUAUAUUUCCUGCUGGAAAAGAUGAGAAAAUGAAAUGGAGCAGUUUUACAAUGUAGCUAUUUAUUUCGUAUUGACUGUAGGUCAUAAAAAAAAAAACACAAGUUUUUAUAUACUUGGAAACACCAGCCCAGCAUGUCUUCACAGCACAUGUAACGUGGAGCUCAGCAGGGCAGGGCAACUAUUUUUUAAAACUUUUUAAAAUUCAAAAUUAAAACAAAACAUAUUAUCCAGAAAAAUAUCAUCCUUAUUUUCCCCUUCCCCCCCAUUUUUCCUCCCUCCCCCCAUCCUCCACACAAAACCCACCCCCCCAACCCCCAACUUCCCUCAGUUCCAGUCUUUGGUUUCUCUGAGACUGCUGUUUCCUGCAUGUUACACAGUUGUAUAGAUCCUCAAACUAUUUAGCUGAUUAUCAUCAAUAAAAAAAGUUUGUGAAUGUUUAUUCAAAGCCAGCCAAGGAGUCCGGUUCGCUUUGUUGCGUCUUCAAAUACUUUGUAAAGGGUUCCCAUUCAUCUUUAAAGUCACAGUUAUCCUUGUCCCGUAGCUUAUAUGUCAGUUUUGCCAGUUUUGCAUAGUCCAUCAAUUUUUCUUGCCAUGAUUCUUUAGUUGGGGUUUCUUCAGUCUUCCAUCCUUGUGCUAUUAGAACUCUUGCGGCCGUUGUCGCAUACAUGAAGAUGUUUUUCAGCUUUUUUGGCAGGUCUUUCCCUACAAUCCCUAACAAAAAUGCUUCAGGUUUUUUAACAAAUGUUAAAUGGAACAUUUUCUUCAAUUCAUUGUAUAUCAUUUCCCAAUUUUUUAAAAUUACAUUACAAUCCCACCACAUAUGAUAAAAUGUCCCUUCCUUUUCCUUACACUUCCAACAUAUAUUUGAACUAGUUUUGUGCAUUUUCCCUAACUUCACUGGUGUCGUGUACCAUCUGUACAUCAUCUUCAUGUAAUUCUCCUUCAGUAGGGAACAAUCUGUAAAUUUUAAAUCAGUUUUCCAUAAUUUUUCCCAAUCUUCCAUCACAAUGUUGUGACCUACAUCUUGUGCCCAUUUAAUCAUAACUGAUUUUACCUCUUCAUCUUUCGUCUCCCAUUCUAAUAAUAUGCUGUAUGCGGCCUUCAGUAAUUUCACUUUCCCUUCGAUCACUUCUGUUUGAAACCUAGAUCUUGUGUAACUGAAUCCUUUCUUGCUGUCUUCUUUAUGUGUUUCAUUUGGUUGUCGAUAAUGCAACCAACGUUUAACCAGUAAUUAAUACGGUGGCAGGGCACAACUGCAGCAGGAGUAAUGGAAUAAUUUUAUGCAAUAAUCUUGACAAUGAAGAUCUCAAAACAUCAUUGGCUGAUGCAUUCUGUGCAGCAAAGCAUCACUAUGCUAUCGGAGGAGCAUUUCGCCCCUUGAUUCUGGAUGCAUUCGCACCCGCAUUCGCAAACAGCAGAAUAAUAAUAAUAAUAAUAAUAAUAAUAAUAAUUUUAUUUAUACCCCGCCCAUCUGGCUGGGUUUCCCCAGCCACUCUGGGUGGCUUCCAGCAAAAUAUGAAAAAUACAUUAAAACAUCAAAUAUUAAAAGCUUCCCUAAACAGGGCUGCCUUCAAGAUGUCUUCUAAAAGUCAGAUAGUUCUUUAUUUCCUUGACAUCUGAUGGGAGGGUGUUCCACAGGGCGGGCACUACUACUGAGAAGGCCCUCUGCCUGGUUCCCUGUAACCUCACAUCUCGCAGUGAGGGAACCGCCAGAAAGCCCUCGGAGCUGGACCUCAGUGUCCGGGCAGUAUUUUACUCCCAUAUUGUCUUCAGAAGGAGAAUACGUCACUCCAGCACUGUUCGCCGUUGAGCGAAGAGCAGCUAUCUCUUGUCAUAAGAGAACUUGGCUCAUACUGUUCUCCCCAAUCAUAGGUGCCCAGGAAAGUCAAAGCAAUUUCACUUUACCGCUGAACCACUUGUAUUGUCCAAAAUAGCAAGGGAGGUCACAGUACUUUUGCCUCAAAAUACUGUGGGCCACUGAGGACAUGAUUCUGCACCUGUAUGUAUGUACAGCUGUGGCACCCGUAAUGGAACCGAGCAUGCUAAAUACAACCACCGGUUUGCUAAAAGACACACAAGAAAGUCACAAGAAGACUGUGGCACAAGAGGCCACUGGAAUGGAAGCCGUAAUGAAUGGUCAGGGCAACUCCAAACUCCAGAGCCAGGUAAGGAAUUUCAAUUCCUCAUCUGAAGCUUUGACAAACUUAUUCUACAUAUCAAAUUCCCAUUUACAUGGCAGAGUCUUGGGCUGCAUUAUUAUAGAUGGCGAAAGGCGUCCCACGUAAUGGCCGUGGAAAGGCUUUUGUAAGCCAUUAAGCCCGAUACCUUUUAGGUUUCUGAAUUUCUGAAACAUGGAAGAACAAGCAGAAUUAAACACCUUUCUUUGCUGUUACCUCUCUCUGCCAUGUCAUUCAUUUCACCCCUGUCAAAACCCUAGUGAUAGUAUAGCUGCUAUAUUAAGGCAUGUCUUUCUGCAUCAGAAUUGCACAAAACUGUCAGAACGUUAUGAACAGCUAGCUUAAAAAAGGGAGGGAGAAUGAGCCUAACGUUCAUUCUAGGUGUGAAAGUAAACUAAAAUAAUUUAGGGCGAAGCUAGCUGCUACUUGUACAUUAGCGAUAUUUGCUGCCGUCAGGGAAUGCACCCAGACUACUAAGCAGUAGAGAAGAUUAAUAUGCCAUCUUCCUAAUUCAGUUUGGAAUGCAUCUGAUGGUGUAGAAGAAUAACGCUUCUGAUUCCCAGGUAUUUCCAUAAAAGUAAUAAUGCAGCAAUGUAAAACUGAAUGUGUAUACAGUAUAAUAAGAUGUAAGAAAUUGUGCUUGCUUGUGACAACUGUUUGGUAUGUAUCCUGGAGUCAUGGGAGGAGGAGACCGUAUUGUAACCACAGUAUCUCAAAGAAAGGAAUCAUUUGGUUUCAGGUCCAGAGACCGAAGUGAUUUCUCAUUAUUUUAUUUUUAACACCAUUCUAAUUCUCAACUUGUGCUUAUAGAUGCCUGCGUUCUUAACUUUCCACAUCUGUCUUGUUAAUGCUAUAUUCUUCUCAGGCUGGGGCGGAUAUAAGGAAAAUCUAAACCCACAAAGUAUAAAUACAGUUAGUUUCAGAAAUACAAGUGAUGGCAUUUAAAAAACCAGCAACAACUAUUUAACAUUUUGAUAUAUUGAAUAUUAUUAGAUUUAAUAAUCAGGACUACGGUAAUUGCGACUUGCGUUGUGGUAAUGAAUAUUGACACAUGACUCACAAGUGUACUGAAUUUAAUUAACACUAAUAGAACGGAUUGAAUAAUAGGAGGAUUAACAUCUGUUAGAGAGCCAAAACAGCGAGAUUUAUAGCUCUUUGAAUAAAUAUUGGCCUCUAGAAUAUGAGGUCAAUAAAUCUUAUGUCUGACCUUCUCUUAAACUGGCACCUGAAUCCAUAUAGAGGACUCUGUAAGUGUUUGUGAAGUUCAGCUCCCCACCUCCUUUACUUCUCCCUGUUUGAAAAAUCAGUGAGAAGAUUAGGAGUCUUCUUACUGAUUACAAAACAGAAGCACCCUAGUCCUUUUCUUCAAAAAUCAGAUUUUUCAAGCGAGAUUACUAAAUUGACAGGGGGGAAUCAGCAUAAAGAAACAUUAUUAAAAAUGACCCUACUCAGAUGUGACACUAAGCCAUGGUCUUCAUCUCCAUUUCCCUUCCUUCUACCACCUCAUAUGUGGUGAUUAAAGAGUUCCCAAUCCUAGUUUAGGAGCAAACCAUAGUUUGCUGUUUCAUCCAAACUUAUGUGUGCAAUAAUUUGCCUGCAAACCGAUUGUUAUGUACUGAGUUGAAUAGGAUCCAAAAUGCAGCAGUCUGAUUGGUCCGCAGGAGCCAUCCAAUCCAACUCCAGGUGAAAGUGAAUCCACAAUCUGAUUGGCCUACAGGAGAAUCCCUGAAUUAGCCAAUCACAUGGGGGCCAUUGUGUAAAUAAUUUAUAUAAGGCAGACAUUUUGGGGCAACUUCCAUUCCUCACUACUAUGAGCUGAAUAAAGAGCAUGAAAUCCACACUCGACUCCGAGUAUAUUUCACCAGAGUAUAUUUCACCCUGGACCAGAACUUAUGUACUCUGCAUGCAAGGGGAGCCUGAGGCUCAUGACUAUAAUUCUAAACCUUGAUUUCAUGUGAUACCAGCACCCAAUAUUAUUAUGGUUACUAAUUUGUUCUUUAAUUCACUGUAAAUAGCUUGCACUCCUCUCCAGCAAAUAGACUGGCAUGGGAUUCUGGACUAGCUGUGCUCUAAAUCACCAUGUUUUGGGGGACCUUCCACUGUAAUAGUGGAAAUAGUUUGCGAGACACUUCAGCUCAGUUGUAAUUUUUCUAUGUUUCUCGACUUCUUCUACCCUCUAAGCUGGCUCUCCACCGGUUUCGAGACUUUUGUAUUAAGCAGCGUAUUAAAAUGUGACAUGUGGAAACCACUACACACACAGCUGGAAAACACUGUUUGAAAAUUGACUCUGAAUAAAGCUCACAGCAUUUUAUUAAUUUUGCUAUAAAGAGCAGCAUCUAUACAGAGGGAGCACAUAAUGUGGCAGAUUGUGACCCUGUGCUCACUUUUUAAAGCAUUGGUUGUGGUUACGAUAAGGCUGAAAGGCCAGAAAUUCUUCAUGGUGCAUCCACCACAACAAAUUAUUACAGCAUCAUUUGUUUCUGAUUGUGACUACGCCAACAAAACAUUCCUGUCUGAAGAAGAGUACGCAGUGGUUAAAACUUUUUUAAAAAGAAAUUAUUUUAAGGACCAUAAAUAAUAACCAUAGGUAAAGGUAAAGGGACCCCUGACCGUCAGGUCCAGUCAUGGCCAACUCUGGAGUUGCGGCGCUCAUCUCGCUUUACUGGCCGAGGGAGCCAUUGUACAGCUUCCGGGUCAUGUGGCCAGCAUGACUUAAGACGCUUUUGGAGAACCAGAGCAGUGCACGGAAAUGCCGUUUACCUUCCCGCUGGAGUGGUACCUAUUUAUCUACUUGCACUUUGACGUGCUUUCGAACUGCUAGGUGGGCAGGAGCUGGGACUGAGCAAUGGGAGCUCACCCCGUUGCGGGGAUUUGAACUGCUGACCUUCUGAUCGACAAGCCCUGGGCUCUCUGGUUUAGACCACAGCGCCACCCGCGUCCCUAAUAACCAUAUUCCAAACAAAAAAUUCAGGAUCCAUAUUCUCAUCACUGUGUGUCCUGCCCCCUCAUUUGUUUUCAAAGUCAUUUGUAAAAUGCAAUAAUAAUAAUAAAGAUGUCCUUUUACAUUAGCAGAUAUCUAAAGCCCCUGCAAACUGUUUCCACUGUUAAUUCCCUUGGGCUUUCUGGAAAAAGUGAAGAGACUCUAGAUUUAAAAUUUCUGAAUUAAUGUGCUGUAAGGUGAACUCUUAACUCUGCUUAAAAUAUUAAUCUGUAAUUAAUCAAUGGUGAAGGCUUAUUGCUAUUCAUUUUUAAUUAUAAUAUUUGGAUUGGGAUGUUCUCACAUAACAAAGGUUACUACUCUUUUGCGUUUUAGGGCAAGCAUUAAUUUUAAAGUUUUUAUUGGAGCAGUUGUAAAAUAUUUAAUGAGAACCAUAUAACUGCAUUUAAUAAAAUUGUUUAUUGGCAAUAUAGCUAUAAAGAGAAUUAGAAUUCCAACUGGUGAACAGCUUUUGCCUUUUAGCAAAGAAAGAAAGAAAGAAAGAAAGAAAGAAAGAAAGAAAGAAAGAAAUAGCAGAAAUAUUCUGUGGACAUCGGAUAUGGUUAUUUUCUCUUAAUUUAGAACUUAUUCUAAUGUAAUGUUUGAUAUUCCCAGGAAGAUUUUAUUGGGAAAAAGUGGGGGAAAUUACACUGCGAAGAUCUACACAGCUUUUGCAGGGCUAAUCCUAAAAACACAUGGCAGCUAGAAUUAUGAAACUGACAUGAGACUAUCCCAGGAAAAUAUGCAUAGAUAACCUCUCAUUUUAAAAAAUGUGAAUGCUCCUGGGAUCACUUAAAAAAGGCAUAUUGUGAGAAAUACCUGUGUUAAGAACUAUUUUGGAUCUUAAGCUGCCAACAAACCAUAGAAUCGUAGAAUUGCAGAGUUGGAAAGGAAUCAUCUAGUUGAAAGUGUCAUCUAGUCGCCGUCUCCCCUGCAAUGUAGAAAUCACAGCUAAAUAAACCCUGAGAGAUGGCUAACCAAUCUCUGUUUAAAAGCGGGUCAUUCCACGUCAUUUCAAAGAGGUCAUGUCACCCUCUGUCUCGGAUAUUGAUGAAAUUUGGUGUACACCCUUCCCUUAUGGUUGGAAAAAAAAAACCCUUAAAUUUCCCCCCUCUAUCUCACACGGUUUUACUUUUAUAGCACUUCAAAGUUUCGUUAAAUCUGAGUUGUCUGUCCCUCUUGAGACCCUCGGCACAAGAUAUGCUUGUGCACAUUUUAAUUUUUUCCCUCCAUAACCAAUGAUCAGAUCUCUUUGAAAGUUUACACAGAGCUCAAUAAAAUGAUGAGGAUUUCAAAGGGGGGUGGGGAUACACCAGCACUCAAAAGAUUUUAUAAAUGCCUAAAAAAAAUAUAAAUGCACUUGUAGCCUAGUUUUUUUGGUGGAAAAACUAGGUUUAGAAAACCUGAUAUACAGCGUGUCAGAUUGCUUACCGGGGCAAGACAGUUUGAGCAUGUUGCACUGAUCCUGGUCCAACUAUGCUGGCUGCCCGUUGGUUUCCAGGCCCAACCCAAAGUGCUGUUUCUGACCUAUAAAGCCUUAAAUGGCUCAGGAACACAAUACCUCAUGGACUGCCACCACCCAACCUCUCCCCAUAUGAACCAACCCAGACCCUGUGAUCAUCAUUGUGUGCAUCCUCCAUGAGAGGUAUGGGGCAACACAAAAACAGGGUCUCUUUUGUGGUGGCUACCCGUUUGUGGAAUGCUCUCUUGGGGAGGCUCGCCUGGUGCCUUCAUUACAUAUCUUUAGGCAUCAGGCAAAGACAUUUCUCUUUAACCAGGCCUUUGGCUGAUUAACAUUCUAUGUCAUGUUAAAUGUGUCUGUGGAAGUGGGAGUUACUGGUUUGUUCUUGUUCUUGUUUUUAUUAUGUACUUUGUGUUCUCAUUUUGUAUUUUUAUGCUGUGAUCAUAGUCUAACCCCCUUCAGUGCAUAAAUCUCAACAUGUGGUCCCCCAUCCAAUUCGAAACCAUACCAGACCCAGCUUUGCUUUGCAAAUGUGCUAGCAGUUUACAAAUAUAAUAAAUAAUAUAUAUAUAUUUUAAAAAGUCAUUAAAGAAAACACUCACAGUUUACCACUGUUUAGAAAACAUUAGGCAGCCUCCCCACCUUCUCAUGCUUACAGGAAAGCCCAAGUGAGGAUGCAGUGAGGUUUUCCAGAAAUGUGGGCACCUAGGGAGGCUGCAUAAUGUAGACCUUUGGAAAGAUGCUUUGGAGAAUGAAAGGAAGGACAUUCCGAAACAUCCUCUGCCAUCUUGAAAGUGAAAUAAGCAAUAUACCUUGCCCAUGAACUUUCUGCAAAAUGUUAUCCUGUCUUUCAUGAUAUUUCAGAUGUUCUUUUCUCAUAAAUUGGUAGAGAAUGGUAAGGGGGAAAAAUAUAUGCAAGAGAAAUUUUCAGCACAGCCUUGGUCCGUACAUGACUGCUACAUGCAAGUUACUUGCAAUAAUAUCUGCUUGGCUCAAUAUGCAGAGAUGGGAAAGACCGAUUUUAAACAAACCCGAGAAAGGCAUAGAAAUAAAGGACAUGGAUAAUAGAUUUUUGAAAUAGAGGUUUCCCCUAAUUCUUUUUAAUGAGGUUGUAUGGCCACGCAGCGCUGUAUAUUUUGCUGAUUCUUUUACUUUCCUUGGAGUUGAUCUGAAGGUCAUUGCAAUGAUUUUGUGCUAAACCAUAUACAAGAGUUUGGGCUUUCUUAAAUGUUAAUGCUUCCCUUUAGAUCUACCUAAAACAGGCACAACUAUCAUUAUAACUCUUUAAUCCCUACUGCAAUGCAAAUCUGGAGGUUGCUACACAUGCUAGCUCAGAUAACGGUAAUAUUCAGUGUGAAUAAUAGGGAGCCGUUCCAAAUCUCUCAUGAGACAUUUAUUUUUCUACAGUACUGUACAACUCUCUCUCUCUCCUUUUAAUAGCCAAUCAUCAAAUAAUGCAUCCUUUCCCACUGAACGUACAUUUGUACUGUGAUUUUUUUUUUGUUCCCCUAGAGGAAGAGAGCAACAAAAAACAAAACUCACCCCAGUGCACACAAACCAUGAAAAGAUCUUUAAAAUAUUCUUUUGAGAUGACUUGCUGCAAUUUCUUUACUCUGGGGGGGGCGGGAGAAUCACUUUGCAGGAGGUUGGGGGCUGUUCUCUGAACAAUAUUUUAAUGACAUGCUUUAUAGAUGAGUAUUAAGUAAAUGACCUGGUUGUGUGUAAACAAAUAACUAUAGAUAGAUAUUGAUAUAGAUGUUAACACCGUAGCUCUUGUACUUUUGAUAUGACCAACCAGGACUUACUACAAUGAUAAGGAUAACUUCUGCUAAUUAAUAGACCACCUUUAGUUUUAAUUUUCCGUGCUCUUGGUGACCUUCAUACUUUGUAUUUGCAAGGAUUGAUAUUAGGCAGGCAAUUUUCUUCUACAUUGUUAAAUACUUUCUUGUUUAAUUUUGCCCCAUUAGGCUAAUACAUUUUUAACAAGCAAUUUUAUUUUAUUCGGUACAUUUAAAAAGAAAAAUCUGGUUUUACUUGGCUUUUGAUCAGUGUUAACUUGCUUUUGACAUUAGAUUUUUAUCAGUGUUUUUAAUGUUUAUUUUUAUGUAAACCGCUUAGACGUUAUGAGUGACUAAGUGGUAUAUAAAUCCUGAUAACUGCUAAAUGCUACUUGUAUUAUAGGAAGAGUGAUUGUGGCAUGAAAACCAGUGUGUGGAAGAAGUAGAUAGAGGUUAGAGCUUGUAUUCAAGCUCCUCCUUCACGCAGAAGGAGAUGUUGGCCAGUAGCUAAUAUCUACACCAUGGGUAAGCAAACUAAGGCCCGGGGGAUGGAUCUGGCCCAGUCGCCUUCUAAAUCCAGCCUGCGGAACGUCCGGGGAUCAGCGUGUUUUUACAUGAGUAGAAUGUGUGCUUUUAUUUACAAUGCAUCUCUGGGUUAUUUGUGGGGCAUAGGAAUUCGUUCAUUAUUUUUUUAAAAAAUAUAGUCCAGCCCCCCACAAGGUCUGAGGGACAGUGGACUGGACCCCUGCUGAAAAAGUUUGCUGACCCCUGAUCUACACACCUUCUUUUCUGCAUGUAGGAGAAGAAGGGAGCAAGCCCCCUCUUGCCCAGUUGCCUCUGUCACUCUCCCAUCAGUUGGACGCCAUCUGUGUACAGCAAGGAGCCUUCUCUACUUUGCAGGCUCGCUUUGUAAGCCUGGAGGACCGUGGUUCUAAAAUGCACAGGCUUCCUCCUCUCCCUGCAGUCAUCUCAUGGGGGUCGGACAAGAGGGUCAUGCCAGCAGGGUAGCAAGAUCUCUCUUCUCCCCUUCCUCCUCCUUGGGACGACUAAAAGAAUGCUUGAAGCAGCCUUGUCUCCCAGCUUUAUUUACUUGGAAGAGCAAUUAUAUCCUUCUAAACGUGUGUGGGACGCGGGUGGUGCUGUGGGUUAAACCACAGAACCUAGGACUUGCCGAUCAGAAGGUCGGCGGUUCGAAUCCCCGCGACAGGGUGAGCUCCCGUUGCUCGGUCCCUGCUCCUGCCAAUCUAGCAGUUCGAAAGCACGUCAAAGUGCAAGUAGAUAAAUAGGUACCACUCUGGCGGGAAGGUAAGCGGCGUUUCCGCCCGCUGCUCUGGUUCGCCAGAAGCGGCUUAGUCAUGCUGGCCACAUGACCCGGAAGCUGUACGCCGGCUCCCUCAGCCAAUAAAGCGAGAUGAGCGCCGCAACCCCAGUCGGUCAUGACUGGACCUAAUGGUCAGGGAUCCCUUCACCUUUAAACAUGGUUGUGCGAGGGGUGUUACUGGUUAGCUCGAGUUUUAAUCUAUGUUUUGUGUUUUUAUGCUGCGGAACACCAACAAGAUCUUCUUCUUAUUUUAUUUACCAUUAUUUAUUAUCAUCUUCGUGUUUUCAUUAUGUAUUUUGUGUUUUUAAUCUUGUAUCUUUAUGCUGAGAUCUACGGAUGAAAAGCGGUAUACAAAUCAAAUAGAUAAAUAGCAUGAAACAAGCUACUUCCACAUGUGCUUCCCAGAGCUUUCUUCAGAAAGAACUGGAAGCACAUAAAUAGAACAGAGAUGCCACCAGAAUUUGAACCUUCCGUAGCCAAGCCCAGCACAAUGUUCAUUAUAUCUACAAAUGAGGAAAAAGCUUCAUAACUUCUUAAAAGCUGUUUAAACAAGUUGUUUUAAAACCAUUAGUUCCAUGUCAUCGGUUAAGCUUUGAGGACUGGGAAGGAUCCAUAGCUCAGUAGUAGAGCACAUGUGAAUUUAGUCCCUGGUAUCUGUAAUAGUCUCCUGCCAACCUAGCAGUUCGAAAGCACGUCAAAGUGCAAGUAGAUAAAUAGGUACCACUCUGGUGGGAAGGUAAAUGGCGUUUCCGUGCGCUGCUCUGGUUCGCCAGAAGCGGCUUAGUCAUGCUGGCCACAUGACCCAGAAGCUGUACGCUGGCUCCCUCGGCCAGUAAAGUGAGAUGAGCGCCGCAACCCCAGAGUCGGCCACGACUGGACCUAAUGGUCAGGGGUCCCUUUACCCUUACCUUUAUCUGUAAUAGUCAAGCUAGGGAGGUCUUCUGCUCCCAGAAAGCACUGGGCUGCUUGAUCUUAUUCCAUAUAUACAGAACACAUUGAAACUCAUCGGUGCACCUAAUGGGGCUUUGCUAAUUUCCUUUCCUUUCCCAAGCCCUACUCCUGACUUUUGGCAGCUGCUUUCGGGCCCCACAGGAGAAUACAGCAGGAUGGGCACUCCUAUUCAGCCCUAGCGUUUCACAACCUGGAUUUCCUAAAUAGUUUUUGUUUAUCAAAUCGCAGUAUUUCUCAAGUCUGCUUUCGGGUCACAAUGUUUCAUGGCCGCAAUUCCCCAUAUCGUAGCUGACAGAGACCAAUGACACUUGACUGGUCAUCUGGCUUAUGUGCCUGGUGGUGAAGUCAAUGAGGUGAACCUGCCAUCUUUGGAAUUAUGACUAAACACGUCUAAGCCAGAAACCGUCCCCCAUCCCCCCAAUAAAUGAAACGGGUAGGGCAAAUACGGAGGCAUCUGUUUCUUCCUCUUCAUAACAUCCAGUAGCUCUGAGGAAUGUGGAAGCGGCUACAAUUAUUUUGACAAAUGCCUUUAUCUCUCCAUUUUGUUGUACGAUGCAGUGCAAGGGAAACUCUGGUGCACUCAUGCGCAGCAAUAAUUUAUUAGUGGUUUAGGGAUGUCGGCCCAGAACAAAUUCUAGACAAAAGAAAAACAUGUUUGGGUUUUUACAGACUGCUUUGGCAAAAGGACCAAAGCUGCAAUUGGGAGUGCCAACAUUUGGUAUUUCGUUUAUCCCAGUCGGGGUGACAGCUGACAAAUGACCUCGGUUUGGUUUUAAUUACCGCUGGAGAUGGGGGGGGGGGAGCCUUUGAAUUCAUCUGCAACCAAUUUCACAAUACAAAGCAAUAAACAAGCAAAGUAUUUGUGGCAUUUCACUGAUUUUUAUUUUUUUUAACGCCAGUAAACGAAGGGUGCAGUUUUAACACCAUGAAACAAUGGCCUGUUUGGGGGUUGUGAUGAGUUCCUAGGACUGAAAUCAAGACCCAAUAUUUGGUAUUUUGCACCUGAUUCUCUAAUGUGCUCUGGGGGCUGCAGCUCUUUCUGAAACCAUGCUGCCCUUCAUUUCAAUUAAAUUUAUCUCUCUUUAAAAAAAAAGUAUUCAGAAGUUAUUAACGGAAUCUGCUCUCCUUUCAGCCAUGUGAGAAGGAUGACUGGUGAAAGGGAGUGGGUAGCUGAAUUUUGCUGACACAUGAUGGUAGUGGUAUUAUGGGUUGCAUUUCAGCAUAGAAAAGCCUAUGGCAGGAAUUCCCACAUAUGAUCGAUUUGCAGAAUGUGCAGCAGGGAUGGAGAAUCUGUGGCCCUCCAGAUGUGGCUAGACUCCCAAGUCCCAUCAUCCCUGCCACUUGGCCAUGCUGGCUGAGGGUGACCAGAGUCCAGCCACGCUAUCCACAAAGCAUACUGUACAAAGUCAGAAUUAUCCACAGAAUGGCAAUGCUAAUCAUGGAAAAAGUCAUUACUUCUAGAAAGCCAUUGUCUGCACAGACAUGCACCUUCCCCAACCCAAAUGUGCAGAUGUUUUGAACUACAACUCCCAUCAUACCUCCUGCCAGCUAGAGGGCAUGAGGUUGCCAUGGUUUAGCAGUGUCAAUCGCCACAUUUAAAUUACAUCCUCACAUACUGAAAGACACAAUGCAAGCAAAGCACAAAUAUGUUGUUGUUGUUGUUUAUCUGGCUGAGUUUCCCCAGCCAUUGAGGGCAGCUCCCAGUCGAGUGUUAAAAACAAUACAGCAUUAAAUAUUAAAAACUUCCCUAAACAGGGCUGCCUUCAGAUGUCUUUUAAAAAUAGGAUAGCUGCUUAUUUCCUUGACAUCUGUUGGGAGGGCAUUCCACAGGGUAAGUGCCACUACUGAGAAGGCCCUCUGUCUGGUUCUCUGUAACCUCACUUCUCACAGUGAGGGAACCGCCAGAAGGUCCUCGGCACUGGAUCUGUGUUUGGGCUGAACAAUGAGGGUGGAGACGCUCCUUCAGGUAUACAGGACCAAGGCCGUUUAGGGCUUUAAAGGUCACCACCAACACUUUGAAUUGUGCUGUGUAAUAUAUGUGUAAUAUCACUUUCAUGAAGACAUCCUGAGAAAGGCAAAGCCCAGAAAUCUAAAGAUGAUGCCUUUUUUCUUUCUUUUUUUACAGACCCUCAGAGGUCAAUGAAAGCUCAGUAAAUGCAAGAAAUCAUUUGCAAAUUUCAUUGACCCAUUUACUACAGGAUUUGUUUCGGUGUUUUUGUCUUGGACUUGGGAAUGUCCUUAUGAUUGGCAUCUAUCCACAGUCUGUUUCACAACUGCAAAGUCUGCUAUGAGAUCAUAGAAUUGUAGAGUUGGAAGGGACCCCAAGGCUUAUCUGACACCUUGCAAGGCAGGAAUCUCAGCUAAAGCAUCCAUGACAGAUGGCCAUCCAACCUCUGCUUAAAAACCUCCAAGGAAGGAGAGUCCACCACCUCCUGAGGGAGACCGUUCCACUGUCAAACAGCUCUUACUGUCAGAAGGUUUUACCUGAUGUUUAGUCAGAAUCUCCUUUCUUGGAGCUUGAAGCCAUUGGUUCAAGUCCAACCUUCCAGAGCAGGAGAAAACAAGCUUGCUCUUUCCUCCAUGUGAGGUAAGAGCAGGCUUACUCAACCUUUGCCCUCCAGAUGUUUUGAGACUACAAUUCCCAUCAUCCCUGACCGCUGGGUCCUGCUAGCUAGGGAUCAUGGGAGUUGUAGGCCAAAAACAUCUGGAGGGUCGAGGUGGAGGAAGCCUGGGUCAGAGACUUGGGUAUUGAAGUGACAGCCUCCAGAACUUGUAAGCUCUCAAACACAAUGUUUAAAAAUCAUGUUACAGAGCCUACAAUUUUUGAAUCACAUUAGUGAUAUAUAUAUUGAGAGAGAAAACCCAAUGCAUGCAACAAGUGAAUAGUACGAGAACCCAUACAAGUAACACUGACACACACUAAGUAGAAUAGUAGAAGCAUAACCACCCGACCCUCCGCCACUCCCCCUCUCCCUUUUUCCCCUUUUUUCUUCUUCCUAAUUGUUUAAACCAAUUCAUAAACCAAGAACUCAUACACUGUCCACUAAUAAUGAAACAUAUGUUGUAGAUAUUUUUCCACAUUUAUUUUGCUAUUUUUGUGAUAUACAAAUGACAUUGGGGAGGGACAAAGCAUAAGACUGAGGAAAGGCCAAGUAAUACUUUUUCAUUGCUCUUAUGUAAAAACAUAAAUAAAUACUGGCAAUCUCCCAAACAUUUCCAUCUUUUCACUUUGCAAAGUUCCCAAGCACAUCCUACAGGAUGAGCAUUUAUCUCCUGAGAAUCUCACUAAGCCACAGGGUUGUCCUCAAGCACUAGACUGAAUAUUGGCAUGUAGGCCAGCAAAAUGUCCCCAAAUUCAAAUUAAUUUAAGCUUUUGCUCCAAAAUAGGUCAAGAAUAAAUUACUGUUCCUGGACCUAGGUCAAGUAGGUCACUAGGCCAAGUUCCUAUAAAUUUCAAAACAAGGACACAGGGAAGAAACUUAGCUAAGCCACUUCAAUUUUUACAUGGGUUUUAUUUAAAGUACUGUAGUGUUUAGGUUGUGCAACAACAUUUCUUUAUGCAAAUCUCCAUUCUUCUGUAUAGGAACAUCUUUUACGAAGAAAGCAAGCUAUUGAUAAGAUUAUGAACUGAGCAGCAACAUUAUGAACAUGUCUGGGAUAAAACACAAAAACAAGGUUUAGGUUACAUUCAUCAUCUGAAGAGAGAAUGUUAUAGCUAUUCUUACUCCUUUUAGAGGUGUAGCUUACCAGUUCAAACAGCCCAGUGACACAUCUGGCUGCACAGAAAAAUGGUAGGAAAAUUCUUUUUCCAGUCUAGUGAAUUUUUCUACAAGGCUGGUUAAGGGGGUGAAAGGAAUUCCAUUAGGUAUCAACAAUUCUAAUUAUCAUUUUCACUUGUCCAUACAUUUUCCUAACUAACUCUAGAUCUUUUGCAACACACGUCUUAUUAACAAUAUCUGCCUUCUCUAUUUCUAUUUCUCUUUCUCUCUCUCGCUCUUGUAUUUUUCCUUACUUUCGAAAUUGAAAUGAAUAUUCGGGCCAUGUAUCACAUUCUGUAUUUUGUGUUCAUUGAUUCGUGCUUGUGUCAUGUUGUGAUGUGUAAUUAAUAUCCAGAGAGUGGGUUGGCCUAUAAUAAAAAAAGCAGGACUUACUGCAAAAGCAAAUCGAAAUGAGCAGAGGCAGGUUCAGGUGAAAACAUGCCAUCUUUUGAAUCUAACAUUGAUUUCAAGCCAAGAUUCUCUUGCACAUUAGAUAUUAAAAUAGCAAGGGAUGUGUGUACAAUAUGAUAGGUUGGGAAAUAUAUUGAGUAAUUUUUUGACAUUUAUAUUAAAAUUAAUUACCUGGGCUUUAUCAAGUGAAGUGUAUCUUUGUUGCAGGAGAAAUAAUGCUAUUAAGUAAAGGUAGGCAUCAUCAUAUUUAUUGUAUCGAUCGAUCAGCAGCUUCUGACACUGCCUUUUUGAGGUUGAGCCAAUGAGUUUCAAAAUCAAAGCAGGCAGUAUAUUUGCUCAUAGGAAGGAGCCCAGAGCAGGUUGAAUGGAGGCUGUAUUUUUUAGGGUUAUAUGGCAAGUAUUUAUUUUCUAAUUAAGAACUUGUCAGGCCAAGAUUUCCAGCAUAGUCUGGGAAGACCUAGAUGCAGCUACUCUUGGGUGAAUUUCUGUGCUAUGAUUAUUCGUGGAACACCUAUGUUAUCAACAACAUGCCUGAGAUCACAUGCUGAAGCUGCAAUCCUAAAAGCACACUCACUUGGAAUUGUUCCCAACGAACUCGGUAUCCUCUGAGUAAACCUGAACAUGUGUAAGAUGGUGCUACGUGUCAUUUUGGACUUAAUUUGCAAAAUGGAAGAUCCUGUGUCCUCUCCUUUCAUGAAAUCCUUCCUCCUUAUCAGGAAUAUUUAUAUCUGAAAGUUGUGCCAUGAUGAGAGAAAGGUUUGAGUGUAUCAGAAGAAUUUACCAUCAGCUUGUUGCCUUCGUAAAGUGAAUUGGGUUGUGUGUUUUUGUGUAAACCUGGUGAAGAACAAGGGAGAGGUUGAGUUAUAUACUAGUUUUAGUUUGUGGGGCGUCGUAUCCAGUGGAAUGGGUGUUCACCAUGUCGCGAGACACUAGACAGGAACAAAGACUUGUGGGAAAUAGGCGAAACCCUCAAUUUUUCCUCCUAUCUAGACACAAACAGUACAUUCCUCCUAACUCUCCUGACUCACCUAAGUUUUUUACUAGUUUCUGAACCCUCCUUUUUUUCUUUAGAUUUCCCUGAUUGUCGUUUUAGUUUUACAGUUCUUUGCGUGUUGUGUCCCCCCCCACAAACCCUUUCAUUUGCUCUCUACGUUUGGCCGUUCUGCUUAUUUGCCACCUUUCUUUUAUUCCUUAGUUGUUUACUUGCAUUGAUAAAUUCUCCAGAACCGGUGCCCUUGCUGCGGCACCAAUGGCCGUCCCCGCCUUCAGGAGCGCUCUUUUUCUUUCCCUCAGCAGCUGCCCCCAUUUUUCUGGAGUCACAACUGUCUUUCUUUAUUACGUUUUGGUGUGUGUGCUACUUGUGUGACUGCUGGUGUGGCAUUUGCAUUCUCUUGCUCUGAUUUAAAAACCACUUGGCCACCUAAUCCCGGGUCGCUGUUUUAACACGGGCAACGGAGUGAGCGUUCCUAUUACAUUUGCCUUUGAAAUUGAGUCCUGACUGAGUGCCUCCCGGUUCGCUUUGGCGCUGACGGAGUGCCUGCCCUCAUCCUUAUCCUCCUGGUCGGCAGCUGUGAUGGGGAGUGUGUGUCUAGCUUCCGUUUCCCCCAACUCCUGGUCCACGGUGUGGCAAUUGGAGUUGAGUGGUUUGGAGUGAGGCUUUUGCCCCCUUAUUCUCCUGGUCCACUGAGUGGCAAACGGAGACUUUUGGGGCUGAAUUUCUAUAAUCCUCCUCCCGGUCCACGGUGUGGCAAAAGGAGUUGAGUGUUUAUUUGGUGAAAAUCAGAGGCUGUGUGUUUAUGUGUGUGCCUCUUUGCCGUUUUAAUGGCCGCCAUGGAGGAAAACUGACUCUUUAUUUGUAUCCUUUCACCCGUCUACCUUAGGGGUUAAAGUUUCCAAAGCAACCUUAGGUAGGUGGAUUAAGGCCUAUAUUUUCAUGGCUUUACGAGUCCCUUAAAUUACCCCGUCCAUCUCACGUUCUAGCGCAUGUUGGACAUUUGUAGGGCAGCCACCUGGUCGUCAUCUUCCACCUUUACCAGACAUUACAAAUUGGACCAGCUGUCGAGGCAGCCUUUGGCUGUACAGUGCUCCAGCAGGCAUUAUACUCAGCGUAUUGCAGAGAUGGGACCCGCCCAAACUGGUGACUCCACUAUGGAAUGUCCCAUUCCAUUGGAUACGACACCCCACUCCCAAAACUACACUUUUUGUAAGGCCAGUUGUUCUUUUUCAUUGACACACACGCACAUAAAUCUAAAGCAGCAUUGCUUGUUUUGAAGAGAGACUAUAUCAGGGAGCAGAAUCUAACCCUUGUAGUUCUCAUUUUCAAGUGAUAUGUUUUAAUCCAACAUUUCUUUCUCGAUACAUUAACUAAUUGAGUAACUUGUGUGUAUUCUUUUGACUGAGAAAAACAAAGGUAGUAACAAAAUAAGCGGUGCGCCAGAAUUUUUUUUAUUCUAUUUUUAUUUGCAUUUUCAAAAACGGGAACAGAGCAUAUUUAACCCCCAUAUCCUUCCCUCCCCCUGUCCCACUUACAACUUUGUACCAAAUACAGCAUGUAUACAUAUACCAUAUACAUAUACAUGACUUCCCUUCCACACUUUCCCUGAUUCCUUUGCUUUUCUACUACUCCGCAUAAUCCACAUCUUUUUAAUCAUCCAGUUUGUUAUCUAUUAAAUACUCCAUCUAUUUCAACUCUGGUGGAUUUACUCGAGACCCGCUAAGCUAUGUAUUUGUCUAUACUGGUUCUUAAAAUAUUCAAUAAAUAUUAUCCCUUCCUCCUUAUAUUCCUUAUCUUUGUUUUCUCUUACCCUGUUCAUCAGACUUAGCCACUUCAGCAUAUUCAAGCAUUUUACACUGCCAUCUUUCCUUGGUGGGAACUAGACUUGUUCUCCACCUUGGUGCCAAUAAGGUUCUAGCUGCUCGUUGCAAAAUUGUCAUUUUCUGCCAGUGACAAUGCAGAUCCACAGUGAACUAUUUUGAGUUUUGUAACGUAAUGGGUUGGGUAUUAAACAGUGAGCACCUCUUGCUUUUGAACAUGUAUGCUACCACCCAUAAAGGGGUGUCAUGUAUAUUUUAUUGCACUUGAUUUAUGUUUUAUAAUGUUAUUUUUAGCUGCUUUGUUGCACUUCCCCCCUCUCCAUUUAUCUAAACCAUAGUUUUUAAUUCUGCUAACUGAUAUGAGGCAUGAUCCUGCCAAUGUGUUGUUGUGCGCACAUCUCCCUGUGUGGGAGCGAGGUCAGUUUCUGGGUUCGCCAGCCAGCCAGGAUGUGUUUGUGGGACAGAAUUCCAUAUGUAGAAGCAUUGUGGAAGAGGGAGAUUUGGUUGAGCAAACAAGUAGAGCCUAAGAUUUUAAGGAGGCCAGUACAAACCUGCAGGUUCUUAUCAAACCAAGCAUAUGUAAGGUUUGAUACAUAUAUGUGGAUUCUUCCCUGUGAACCACUCUGAGACCUCCAGGUACAGGGCAGUAUAUUUUGUUGUUGUUUAGUCGUUUAGUCGUGUCCGACUCUUCGUGACCCCAUGGACCAGAGCACGCCAGGCACUCCUGUCUUCCACUACCUCCCGCAGUUUGGUCAAACUCAUGCUGGUAGCUUCGAGAACACUGUCCAACCAUCUUGUCCUCUGUCGUCCCCUUCUCCUUGUGCCCUCCAUCUUUCCCAACAUCAGGGUCUUUCCCAGGAAGUCUUCUCUUCUCAUGAGGUGGCCAAAGUAUUGGAGCCUCAGAUUCAGGAUCUGCCCUUCCAGUGAGCACUCAGGGCUGAUUUCCUUCAGAAUAGAUAGGUUUGAUCUUCUUGCAGUCCAUGGGACUCUCAAGCGCCCCAUAGACUGCAAGAAGUCUCCUCCAGCACCAGGGUGGUAUAUAAAUUCAAUAAUUAAUUCUCCCCCUUUUUAUUUCAUUUUCUUUUAAAGGAUUUUGACCCUUUCUUGCCUACUUGAGUCCCUUCGCAAACUGUCAUCCUUAAUAUAUGACUUCCUUCCUUCCUUCCUUCAGGUUGCACCCAUCAUUAAAGAGAGAAUGAUGAAGAAAGGCAGCAUGAUGUUGGGCUACCAGCCGCAUCGUGGCAAAGUCAACUUCUUCCGCCAGGUCAUUAUCAGCCCCCAGGUGAGCCGAGAGGACAUGGACUUCCUGCUCGACGAGAUUGACUCACUAGGCAAGGACUUGUAGUUGAUGCUUCACAGCGCUAGGCUUUCCUUAGUUGUGCAGUUUACAGCAUUGUCGCCCAACCUGUGGCCUUCCAAAAUGUUGCUGGACUACAACUCCCAUAAUCUACGACCAUUGGCCAUGCUGACCGGGGCUGGUCAGAGAUGGGGUCCGACAAUAUCUGGAAGGCCAAAGGUUAGCCACCCCCCUAUCCAGUUUUCUGGGAGUAAGCCGCCUCGAACUCUAGGGGACUGACCUUUGAGUAGACAUGUCUAGGGUUGUACUGUAAGAAUGUUUGCGACAUGAUGGUAUUAGACCAUGUAAUCCAUAGAUCAAUGCCCAGCCGGCUGAAGCCACUGCCAGGAACGCCUAGAGAAGUGGUUGUCAAUUCUUUGUAGCCUUGCUUGUAAUAAAGAGCCGAUGCUUUUCAAAACUAGACAUUUUGUGUCUAACGUUGAUAUGUCAUUGGCUGAUAACUGAAUGCUAAUAAUGGGCCCCGUUAACUGCUAACAUAUAUUGUUAUAAAUUAGUUAAAGUGAAUGGAGUUAAGCCAUCGCUGUAGUAGGGCCAGAUCAGUGGGUAUUAAAUAAAAAAGUACCUUUAUAUGCAUUGUGAAGAUUAGAUGUUCAGGAUUGGUGGGCUCCACUUAUGCAAGAGUUUUUUUUUUCUUACUAACUAGGAAAUUAAGUGUUGUGCACUAAUUACCAUCCACCAUUUUUUCCUGGAAACAUCCAAAAUGCUACAUACAAAAUACUGGGUUGGGGCAAGACUAAGCUAAUUCUACUUAGGUACCAUUAAAAUGGAGGGGAAAGUGGGUGAUGAUUUCAAUGGGAUCUAAGUUCAUCAAGUGCGAUUUAGUCUGAAGCCAUCCUAUUGUAAUUUACACAUCCAUCAUCCUUUUCUCUUUUUAUCUUGGGUCAGAGGGAUUGUACACAGUUUCUAAGACAGUUUGUAUUAAAUUUCUAUUGCUAAAACAUCAGCAAGGUAUUUCUUAAGCAUUUUAGAGGCCUAUUGAAGUUAAAUAAAUUCCACAUGUGUAUGUGUGUGUAUAUAUCUCCUAGAGUUGUAUUUUUUUAUGCAGUGUGGCUAUUUAAGGUAAGGAUUACUGUAUUGAUUCAUCCACUGGUGUGUUUCUAAAGAUGUAAAAACUAUCAAAUUUCACUUGAGCAGAGUAUAAAUGGAGGGAUUACACUAAAAAAAUAAUAUAGGUGUGUAAUAAGUUGAAAUUUGUCCAUAAUAUUUAGAGACAUAGUUUUACAGUAAAAUACUUUUUGUGAAGCUGAAAAGACCCAUACUAGGUUUAAUCCAUUCUAUUUAAUUUGUUUAUUACAGUGUGUUUUAACCAAUUGCUUUGUAAUUCAUGGUCUUGUUCUUCCAUUAUUGCUGUAUGUAGAAGUUUUGCUAUAUUUGCAGGCAUGGUGUAAUGAUUAAUUUAUUAGAGAUCUGUAUUUUACCUGCUUCUGUGAGAUCUAUGUGAUGAUAUGUAUAGUGCAUAACAAAUUGCCUAGAAGUGCUUUUUGUAGCAGCACAUUUAAGUCUAAUGUGCAAAAUAUGUGUGUUCUUAGUUGAAUGUUUGAAUAAAAAGGCAUUGAUAACUCUUAAAAACCAA